Messenger RNA from Mus musculus (house mouse), 95035 nucleotides. RefSeq names its product potassium voltage-gated channel, Shal-related family, member 2 (gene Kcnd2). The record is from RefSeq and is a predicted model, not a curated record. Gene Ontology annotation, cellular component: plasma membrane; caveola; perikaryon. Bases 4198 to 5400 code for a protein of 400 amino acids. The transcript has 2 exons. Lineage: Eukaryota; Metazoa; Chordata; Mammalia; Rodentia; Muridae. Gene Ontology annotation, molecular function: voltage-gated potassium channel activity; monoatomic ion channel activity; A-type (transient outward) potassium channel activity. Gene Ontology annotation, biological process: monoatomic ion transport; action potential; membrane repolarization.
UGAUUUAAUAGGAUUUGAAGUGAUACCUUUAGGGGAAGUAGAUGAUAGUUAUAAGGAACCCAUACCUAUACCUAUACCUAUACCUAUACCUAUACCUAUACCUAUACCUAUACCUAUACCUAUACCUAUACCUAUACCUAUUUUUAACUGGUCUUAAGAUUGUUCUUAACAACAACAACACCUCUAAAUGCCAUGUAAGAAUGAAUUGGUAGUCAGCAUGGGAUGGAUAGUCAGACAUACUGGGUCACUGUGUGUCUGCUAGGGGAAGUAAUAAAGGAAUGAGUGCCAUCAGGGUCCUUUCCUGGUCUUCACUUAUCAGGAGAGGAAAGGAGAAACUGAUAUGAUUAGGAGAUGGUAGUGAAUUCAAUUUUAUUGUGCUGAGUUUUCUUUUGCUUCCCAUUUAAUCAAUAUGGUAUAGGAUACAGGAUGGGAAGGAGAUGGGGAUGAACUGGAAUCUUGGGAAGGGGAAGUGAAACACAAGCACUCUGUUGGGUUUUCAAUCUCUGUAUGUUUCAAUGAACAACUGAAAAUUAAAAUGUCAGGUUCUUGCCUGUUGGGAGAGGGAGAUAUGCUUUAUUCAGAGAUAAAAGCAAGUAUGAUGUCUGUGGGAAUUUCAUGCACAGGCUGGAUAAGAUGAAUUGUGUGAGCAUUAAAAUAAUAAAACAGCUAGUUUCCAUGUUCUUAGUAAAACACAUUGAAACUUGAAAAUAUUAUCUUUCAUUUUUACAACAGGGCUAAAAUGUUUUGCUUUAUUAUCUUUAUUUUUCAUUCAUAGACGUUAACUAGUUUGUUAAAUAAAAUCAAAUCAGUACACUAUUUCCUGAGCAAGGAUCUGAAUAUAGAUGUGUUUAACCUAAGCUUAAAUCUAGGUAAGUUUAAUUCUCUGCACCGUGAGUAGCUGCUUGUGAAGAACGGAUUACAACGCCUUCCCAAAUUGUAGAUGUUAUGUUUUCUAAGGCUUCUCAUGAAGUUAAGUAUUUAUUUUAUGCUUGUAAGUAUUUGAUCUCCCAGUGGAAAGGGUCUGCUUCAAAGUCUGUUCCAUCCUUACAGGGUAGGACGAUAUAAUGGGCUUUUAGUACCUAUGCCUCCUACUUAUUUGGGUGGCUUGCUUUCUUCAUCUUGCCAAGGUGCCAUCUUUUUUAUUUGUGCUAGCUUAUUUUUUUAUAGCAAUUGGAAGGCAACCCCCUCCUUUCAAUUUGCUAGUUUUCAGCCUUGCAAGCCUUGCAAGCAUCCUUCACUUGGCUAAUACAAACAAACAAACAAACAGCAGGUGUCCUAAACUUCCCUGGCACAUUAGCUCCAGCCUUACGACCUACCAGCCCUGGAAUUCCUAACCCGGCACGGGUAACUAAGCACAGAGAGCAAACAUCCAUCUUGACAGUUAAACCCAUAUAAUACAGGGGAUGUUUAUUCUCAUUCUUUGAUGAUUUUUUUCUAUACUUUAAGUUCAUAGGUUCUCUUUGAGCAUCCAUUUAAAGUGGGCACAUCAAGCCUAGAGUCUUUUGGAAGUCAAUUUCUUUACAGCAAAUCACAACCCACUUUCCUUCUAAACAAAAGACAAAGCCUUGAAUAAUAAAUUUUUAUGUAGAAGUCAGUCUGCUCUUUCUAGUGAACUCCACUUUUCAAUGGUCUUAAUGGUUUUGUUGAUCAUGCUUUGGUACUUCACAUGUAAUUUUUCAAAGACAUUUCAAUAGGAAACUCUGUACAUCAUAUUCCAUGUCCAUCAGAAUGCAGUCUGAAGCCUGAACAACGCGUGACAUAUAAACACUGAAAAGGUGGGUGGUCGCAGGAAAUUUAAAGAUGUUUACGUGAUCAGAUUCUCUGUUGAAUCAGUAAAUUUUUCUGAUCCUUUGCCUUUCUAAAGCGGCAACCUUGGAUGUAAAUUUAACUUCUCGCCACUCCCGCCAUCUAGUGGCCAUGGUUGUUAAAAGCUUGGUUUUAAGGAAGACACUUAAUGACUGGGGGCGGGGUACACGAAGACCAAAAUCGGUUGGCCACUACAAUUUUCCUGUCUCUCCUCACAUCACUCACCCUUCACCCGGGCACCUUUUCUUUCUUCGGUCAUUUUAGAUAUGGGCAGGGAUGCGCAAAGGGCAUGAAGAGACACACACUCUAAGAGACUCACGCCCCUGCACACUGACAUUUAGAAAAGGGUCUAAAUUCUCCUGUCAUUUGCAAAGGACAGGGGGAAAGGAGUUGUGGCAAGACCUAACCAGAGGAGAUUUGUGUGACUUUUCCAGCAAGUUGGACGGGUAAUAUAUUAGCCUUAGUAACAUUAAUAUCUGUUUUGAACAUACAUAAUUUAAAAAAAUAAAUAAAGGAACGUGGGAGAGUCACUUAAAAAUUCUGUCGCGGAGCUUUGCAGGUUCUGCGACCCAGUCGCCCCCCAAAGGCAACCAAUUCCUUCGCGUUCCGCUCUGUUCACCCUCCUUUCCAGCUUUUCUCGAAUCUUUUUUUUUUCCUUGCCCCCCUUUCCCACGCUCAUCUGGAACCGGGGCUCCGGAGGCAGCAGUAAGCCACCGGUCCCCUUCCUCCUCUCUUCCAUCAAACAGCCGCGGCCGAGUGCCUUGAAGCUUCCCUUUGUUCAUCCAAGGCUCGCUCAUCCCCGGGGUAGAACCACCUGGAUGCUCUCGCUUGGUGACAUUUGGCGUCGAGGCUGGUGGGUGGCUAGGGUGGAGCGAGAGGAGCCCGAGGGGGCGGGGGCGGAGAAAGGUCAAGGCGAGGGAAAGGCAGGAGACGCCUUUGCCUAACCUGCGUGGCGGGGCUUGCGUGCGGCUCUCGCUCUCUUCCCAGCUUAUUUAUCGAUCGCACCGGCAGAGCUGCGCGCGGUGCUCGGGGGAGAUGCGGGACCACCCACUGGCGGGGAAGCAGCGAGCGGCCCUCUCGCGCCCCCGCGCCGCCGAGCGCCUCCUGCCUCCGCGCCCGGACGCCAGCCCGCUCCCGCCUCGGUCCCGGCCCCACGCCGCCACCGCCCGCCCCGCAGCCCCGCAACCCCGCAGUCCCGGCGCCCCGCAGCCCCGCAGCGCCCCGACCCCGGGGACGCCGGCCGCGCAGUAAGUUGGCAGGAGCGAGUGGCCUGGGCGGCUCGCCUCCCCCGCACCUUUUUGAACUUGUUGCUGUUGGCUCUGCUCGCCUGCGCCUGGCUUUUGGGAAGGUGACAAGGAGGAGGGAGGCACGGAGGGUGGGGGAAGGGGACGGAGAGCUCGCCAGAGCUUUAUUUAUGCUCCCCGGGAGCCUGGGAUCUGGCUGCUCGGGAGCCGCUGGCUCUGCCUUUCCCUUUCCGGGUACAAGGCGACAGCAAAGUCUCUAUGCAACUCAGCCCCGGUGCGCACUUUGCCAGGUAUGUACCGCGGGCGAGGCGCGUUCUGCGCGGAGGCAGAUGCUGCUGCCGCCACGGCGGCGGCGGCUGCCAGCUCCCAGGCUCUAUAACUGUCACACUGCACCUGAGCUGAACUUGAACAGAGAGUGAAAGGGCCCAUCGGGCAAACGCUCUCGGCUAGCGCAGAGGGUGUCAGUCGUCGUUGUGGGGGGGAGAAAGAGCUCUAGACCGACGCCCCCCGCCGCGAGCCCUGCACUUCACCUCCAUCUCUGCAAGCGCAGCGUGAGUACAGGCGGCCAGCGGACUCCAAGGGACGCGGGACAGCGGCUGUGACCGCAUCUCCGGAGCUACAACAACAGGUCGUCUUUUUGAGACGCCUUUGGCGGGAAGGACCACUUCAGCAAAAGGGGAAGGUGAAAGGGUUCUUUCUUUUAAGAGACUACCACUGACUGGUUGACUUUCCCUGUUUCCUCUCUCCUGCUCUAUAUACCGACCCCAUAUCUACCAGACUGUAUCAGGGGAGAAGCGAAGACACCUGUUUGAAGCCAGGCUGUCUCCGAAGUCACCUGUACGUUUACAUGUGCCAGGACCUGCCCUGGUCCAACUGUUGGCAGAGAUUUGUUUAGGCUUUAUGGAGAGAGAUUUUUAGGUCACUGUAUUUUUUUUUUCUUAGUAUUCCAAAUACUUCUGUGAGGGAAACCUGACCUUCUUGAGUACUGUGACUUGACCUGCGCCACCUUGGAAUAAUCGUGUUCCUGUGAGCAGUGUCCCCCCAGUGUUUUGCCUGAGGUGAAGAAGUGGGGGGCACUUUCUUACUUUCAUUGUGUUAUUUUGGGUGACCCCCCUGCUCACUCUCGUGACCUCCACUUCCAGACAACAUGGCAGCCGGUGUUGCAGCAUGGCUGCCCUUUGCCAGGGCAGCCGCCAUUGGGUGGAUGCCUGUUGCUUCGGGGCCUAUGCCUGCGCCCCCAAGACAGGAGAGAAAAAGGACUCAGGACGCUCUGAUAGUGCUGAACGUGAGUGGCACCCGUUUCCAGACAUGGCAAGACACCCUGGAACGAUACCCAGACACUCUGCUGGGUAGUUCUGAGAGAGACUUUUUCUACCACCCAGAGACCCAACAAUACUUCUUUGACCGUGACCCGGACAUCUUCCGCCACAUCCUCAACUUCUACCGCACGGGGAAGCUUCACUAUCCCCGCCAUGAGUGCAUCUCGGCUUAUGAUGAAGAACUGGCCUUCUUUGGCCUCAUCCCAGAAAUUAUUGGCGACUGCUGUUAUGAGGAGUACAAGGACCGCAGGCGGGAGAAUGCUGAGCGCCUCCAGGAUGAUGCAGACACUGACAAUACAGGAGAGAGUGCGCUGCCCACCAUGACUGCUAGGCAGAGGGUCUGGCGGGCCUUUGAGAAUCCCCACACCAGCACCAUGGCCCUGGUGUUCUACUAUGUGACUGGGUUCUUCAUUGCCGUCUCAGUCAUCGCGAAUGUGGUGGAAACAGUUCCAUGUGGGUCUAGCCCAGGCCACAUAAAAGAACUGCCUUGUGGGGAGAGGUAUGCGGUGGCCUUCUUCUGCUUGGAUACCGCCUGUGUCAUGAUCUUCACAGUUGAGUACUUGCUUCGCCUGGCCGCAGCACCUAGUCGUUACCGUUUCGUGCGCAGUGUCAUGAGUAUCAUCGACGUGGUGGCCAUCCUACCCUAUUACAUUGGGCUGGUGAUGACAGACAAUGAGGAUGUCAGUGGAGCCUUUGUCACACUCCGAGUCUUUCGAGUCUUCAGGAUCUUUAAGUUUUCCCGCCACUCUCAAGGGCUGCGUAUACUGGGGUACACCCUGAAGAGCUGUGCAUCAGAACUGGGCUUCUUGCUCUUUUCUCUCACAAUGGCUAUCAUCAUUUUCGCUACCGUUAUGUUCUACGCAGAGAAGGGCUCUUCAGCAAGCAAGUUCACCAGCAUCCCGGCAGCCUUCUGGUACACCAUCGUCACCAUGACAACACUGGGGUACCAUGUGUUACUUCAUUGGCAUAAGAAAUUACCCACAGAUUGUCCCUGCCCUAUGCAAAUGCAGCAGUUUUCCUCGUAUGCAUAAAGAAUAAUUAAAAUAACAAUGUUAUAGAAUAAUAAUGUGAUUCUGUUGCUGUGCAUCUUAUAAAAUUGUUGUUGUUGUUGUUGUUGUUAAAUAAAAAAUCACCAGCGUCUUUUUUACAUGUUUUUACUGUUCUCAGGCAGGGCUACUGUGACUCCCCAUGCUAUAUUUGCAAAUGCUGGGACUGUUGCACAGACAUGACAUAUAUCAAUCUACAAUGUCUCUGAUGCCCCCUGAAAAGUAAAGCUAUUGCCCCUAGUGAUGACUCUACACUGACCUACCCCCCCCAUGUCUAUGUGUGUGUGUGUGUGUGCACGCGCGAGUAUGUCUCUGUGUGUAUGUUGUUUGUUUUGAUUAUCCACUCAUUAUUGGUUAGACUUUGAGUUACUUCUAUCUUUGACUCAUUCUUUUAUUUGCAUUUAUGUGCUAUCUAUGUAAAUAUUUUUUCAUUAUUUUCAUAAUAUACUGAGUGGAAAUGAUACACAAUUUGGUAAUUCAGUAUUGAACUUUUCCAGGAAGUGUGAAAGUGCUCUAACCGUUUACAACAUUUCACAUUCUUGUUGAAAAUCUAUGGGAGUUUUGAUUGCACAAAACUUCACUAUCAUUUGUUACUCUCUUUUGCACCCUAGCCAUCCAAGUAGGUAUGAAGUAGCAUAUCACAGGAUGCUAGUUUCUCUAAAGACACUCAUGAUUUUCACAUGCUUUCUGACUAUUUCUAUGCCUUCCUUAGAAACCAUUAAUUCAAAUCUUUUGAUCACAUUGUGCAUAUUGUUACAUUAUAAGAAUAUCCUGAAUAAUCUCUAUAUAAAUUCUUUUUUAUAUAUACAUUUGCAUGCUCUAAGCUUUCAUCUAAUAUACCCUUUAAAAGUAUUCUCUGAAGCACAACAUUUUUAGUUUUGACAAAGUCCAAUUUGUCCCUUUUGAUUUCUGUUACUUUUUCUUUUGCUGCUGAUUCUAUAAAACCAUUGCCUAAUCUAAGAGUACUAAGAAUUCAGCAUAAUGAAUUUUAGUGUUGGGUUGUUUUGUUCAUAUUGUGAUAUUUUAUACAGUACAUAGACUUUACUUCAUUCUUCUUUUGCAUAUAAAAUAACUGUCCUCUAUAGAUGAUGGAGACUAAUACUUUUCAAAUAAAUUUUCUUUUUCUCAUCAUCAAAUGAAUCAGUUUUGGGUGUGAUUGUUAAAUUCUGAAUUCACAAGUCUUUCCAAUAAUCUAGAAAGAAGCCAAUGCAAACCAAUGGAGUACUGUCUUGGUUAAUAUAGGUUUGUAAACCUUAGACCUGGGAAGGUAUUAGUGCACAGUACUGUUUUGCAUUUUCAAGAUCAUUUUGGAGGUUUCUGAAAUGUUCAUAUGAAUAUCAGGGUUGUCAGUUUUAUCAAAGAAACCUAUUGGGAUUCACCUAAUCUGAAGAUUGGCUUGGAUAAUUGCCCCAAGUUGACAAUAGUUAGCCUUCCAGUUCAAACACAGGACCUGAUUCCCCACAUAUUUCCACCUUUAAGUAUUUUCCUAAACAAUUUAGAGCUUUCAGUUUGUAAUUCUUUUUAAAAAUUAUUUUAUUUAUUUGCAUUCCAGUUGUUGCCCCUGGCCCCCCUUCCACAGUUCCUCAUCCCAUUCCCCCCUCUCUUGCCUCUGAAAGGAUGCACCCCCCCCCAUCAGGUCUCACCGUUUCCUGGGAUCUCAAGUCUCUCAAACAUCAAGAGCAUCUUCUUCCACUGAGGCCAACCGGGCAGACCUCUGCUACAUAUGCCAGGGGGCUCGUACCAACCCAUAUAUGCUCUUGUUUGUUGACUCAGUCUCUGGGAGCUCCCUAGGGUCUGGGUUAGUUGAGUCUGCUGGUCUUCCUAUGAGGUCGCUCUCCCUUUCAGCUUCUUCAAUCCUUCCCCUAAUUCAACCUUAGGCAUCCCUGACUUCAGUCCAAUGAUUGAAUGUAAGUAUCUGUUUCUGUCUGUGUCAGCUGCUGAUAGGGCCUCUCAGAGGACAGCCAUGCCAGGCUUCCAUCUGUAGCAUAAUAGUGUCAGACCUUGGUGCCUCUCCAUGAGAUGGAUUCCAAGUUGGGCCAGUCAUUGGACCUCCUUUCCUUCAGUUUCUUCUCCACUUUUGUCUCUGCAGUUCUUUUAGACAGUAAAAUUCUGAGUCAGUAAUUUUGACAGUGGGUUAGUAACACUGUCCCUCCACUUGAGGCCCUGUCUAUCUGCUGGAGGUAGACCCUUCGAGUUCCUUUUCCCCAACAUUGAGCAUUUUGUUUAAGGUCACCCCCAAUGAGUCCUGAGAGUGUCUCACCUCCUAGUCUCUGGUACUUACUAGAAGUUCUCCCCCACACCUUCCAUUCCCCAAGACUGCUUAUUUCCAUUCAUUCUCUUGGCCCCCUGGGCUUCUCUCCUGCCCCUCCCCCCAUAUCUGUUCCUGUCCCCCUUUUCCCCCUCCUACUCCCGUCAUCCACCCAGGUCCUUUUCUCCCUCUGCCUCCUGAGAUUAUUUUCUUCCCCCUUCUAUGUGAGAUUGAAGAUUCCUCUCUUGGGCAUUUGUGCUUGGUUCACUUCUUACAGUCUGUAGGUUAUAUCCUAGAUAUUCUGUACUUUUUGGCUAAUAUCCAAUUUAUAAUCUUGUGGUUGUUUGCUUGUGCUAGUUUUUCUUCUACCGUUUUCAUGUAUUUGAUUUUUAAAGCUAUUGUAAAAGAUUGUUCUUUUAAAUUUUGUUUUCAGGUUGUUGGCUGUUUACAUAUACAGAAUACAAUUGAUUUUACUCAAUGAUCUCCUUUCUACAAUCAUGUUAAACGUAUUUACUGACUUUAAUAGCUUUGGCAGUGAGAGAAAAGAGUGGUUUUGUGUAUACGUGUACAUGUAUAAACAUUUUAGAAAAUUUAUCACAAUAAACGAAUAAAUAAAAACACAAAACAGCUUGGAAAAAUGGAAAAACAUGAAUUAAAAUCAAAGCCUACAAAGAAUACAGGAGUAAAAUCAGUUGGAGCACCAAUAUUCUGAUUAGUAUUCCAAGUUUUAGAUUUACUUGUUUCUGGGCUUGCAUGUGACAUGACUGUGUCCAUAGAGGAUGAGGAUUCUAUGCUGGAAGCUUGGUUCUCAAGGUGGUAAUGCUGAGAACAUGGAACCUCUGAUGAUACAGCCUGACAGGAGACAGCCGGACCAUGGCAAUUGUACUACUAAAAGAAAUCAAUGUUGGUCUCUCGGGGUAGAGAAUUAGGUACUGUGGGAGAGGAGGAACCUGGAAUCCUGGUAGGCUUUCAUGAGAUGCCUAUAUUACUGCUCUAUUGGGUUUGCUGGCAAGCCAAAGCGCUGGAGGAAACAAAUCAAUUACCUGACCCAAGAUAAACACUGGCUGUGUGUACUAUGCAAUCAUUAGUCAUGUAAAAGCUAAUUACUUACAGAGCCUUCUACAAUCCGCUCUGGUUAUAUCCAUUUAAAAGAUGCCGCCUUCUCUGUUUUUAAAAUUGAAUCUCUUCAUACCAAAGGGGGACAUCGCAGGCUGCUGCUCCCCUCUUCACCUUCUUUUUAUUGCCUGGUUGUGUAGAUAAAUGCAGGAUUCUAAGUGCAGCCUGUGCUUUUGUUCUCUCAUCUGCUUCCCUUAAACCAAAAGGCAUUUUUCACAGCAUCGCAGGAAGCAACCACCUAGCCAUCCCCAGGACAUUUCGUAUUAUCUACACAUUGUCUUUCUUGUUGAGAGAAGGCCAUUGCUUACUGCAGGACAGCCCUUUUGCUGCCCAGCACUGUGCCGCUAUAUGAGUGUUUGUAAGAAACAAGGAUCCUGUGGUACUUAAUGACUGGUCUCCUCUUUACUAAUAUUUAAUAAGUAACAAGUGGUUUGCGGGUAUCACUGAAUUAUGACCUCCUUAAAUGUGAAGCUGUUUGUGGUUUGUUAUGAAUCCACAUUCUUAUAUUUAGAAACUGAACUCUGAGGCAGGAGAGAUGGAUCAUUGGCUAAGGAGAUGGCUGGACUCCCUCAGCUUUACUGUUGAAAGAAAUGUAUUCUGGUCUCCCACGGUAGAGAAUUAGGGACUGGUGUGAAAACAUUUAGAGACACAGAAGCCAGGUACUCCUCCUUAAACUCCUGCUCCUCCACAGGACCAGAGUUUUGUUCACAGUGCCCAUUUGGAGCCACUCAUAACAACCCAUAACUCUAGCUUCAGGCUUCAAUGGGCCCCUGCACACUUGUGACCUACAUGUGCACAAAUAAAAAGAAAAGGCUCUUUUAAAAAAUUAGAGUCUGAAUCGUAAAGCUAGCUCUGUUGAUGAGCCAUGAACCUUUAAAGUAAUUUUCAGUUGCCCAUUGUUUUAAGUCUAGGCCAACCUUGAGAGGCUGACAAUUUAUCCUUUGUUCUCGGGGAGUCGGAGUACCCUAGAAAUGAACAAGUUUUGCUCUUAGGAUGUGAGUGGAUUUUGUGAUUUGUUUUAAUGUAGUUAGAUUUUGAGUGAAAGGCGUAUGACAGGGAGAAGAGAGAAUUGCCUUUAAAACUCUAGACUGUGUACUGAAAGUCGUGAUAGCUUCGAUGAUGUUAGAAAAAAACCCAUGAUUCAGGAUGCAAAGCUUGAACACUCAGAGAUUCCAAAGGAAUAAGGGUUUCUUGUUUUUGUGUUUCCAUUUCUUAGCAAAUGAGAAUAGAAUGGCAGUGAACAUGGAAGAACAAGUAUCUUUAAAAAUAUAUCAUUUUGUGUUCAACACAAUAGAUGAAAAAUAGACUUUGCUCCAAGGUGAGUCUUUCAAUAACGUGACCUUUUAAGAUGGCUUAGUAAUGAUACUGAAAAUAUCAUCUAAAGUUACAGUACCCUGGAACUGUGACAUGACUCCUCCUGAGCGUCUCUGUGGAAACCACCAACAGGGGUGGAAAAGAAACAGAUGUCUCAAAGAAGAGAGCUUUGCCUCUUGGUGUUUUGACACCAUGGGUUUUACCCUGCAGUCAUGGUACUGUCAAAUUUUGUGCCACAUAAGCGCAAUAACUCCAAGUAUCCAACAGCCUAAGUGUGCCCCAUCUAAAAUGAAUACAAAGCUUUGGUUCUUGUAGCUUUCCCAACCUACCCAACAUAAUUCUAGCCAAUUCUUCUCUCUACUCAAGAUAUGCCUUCUGUGAAUUGCUUACUACAAAUGAGCAGAAAAACAGCCAUUACAUCAUUGCUAAUUUGUCCCUGCAUUUAGAUAUAAAGGGCUUGUAAACAACGCAGCCUGAAUUUCAAAAAGCGACUGUCUCUGAAAAGAACACAAUAACUUGUCUUUUAAAUCCCCUAUGCUAACACAAUUAAACCUCAAGUUCAUGAAAUAAAGAGGUAAUGUUGUACUUUGGUUGCAUAGCUCUGUCUCUUUACAGCACUUUUCUUUAUAUGAACACUGCUGUUCCUCAUUAUAUAAGAUCUUUAAGAAGAAUUCAGCAGCAAAGGAAAUAACACAUUAGGCAUCCUGCUGCUCAGCUACUACAUAAAUUAUGAAAUAUGCUGACAGUAACUAUGUCCAUCUUGCUACAUUUUGUACGUAAAAUGUCUGUUACCUUUACAAAUGUUUUCAUUGUAUUUUUACAUGAGUAUUUUUCCCCUUUUGUAAUGUUGCAUUCAAUACCCUGACUAUCUAUUUCAUGUGCACAUACAGAUAUGCAUAGUUCACUGGAAGUCAGUCCUAAGACUUAAGAAAUAUAUUCUAGUCAUGAAGUUUGGUCCUGAAACAAGGAGUUAUUUCUUAGUUUAUAUAUGAUUUCUUUUGAUCAUCCCUGAUAAUUUUAGCCUACUAAAAAUAUUGAUACAUGCAUGAGGGUUAUAAUUUCAAGGGUAUCACCCACCUACAUUUAAAGCAUUUUAAGAAAUAUGUCAACAUAAUUGAGUUUUUUUCUGAUUAAUUAGAAGAAUGUUGCAUUUGAUUUCUGGACUUUGAUUAGUUAAACAAUUUUAUAAGUUUAAGUUGUGAGAGAGUAGAAAUGUUAAUGAAUUUCUCGUGAGUAAAAUAGCAUUUAUAAGGAUCUAGGGAUUGUGCAAAGACAACCAUAGAAUUUGAUAAAGACAUUUGGUAAAUUAUACGCGAGUAAACUUGAUUUUUAGGUUCAUCUUCAUUUUGUUCUAGUAUUUUUUUUUCUCUUACUUGAAUUUUCAGAAAAAAAGCAGACUAUGGAAACUCAAACGCUCAGAAGGCCAAUCUCCCUGACACUUGCAUAUUGGAAGCUUCAAGAAAAUGUGUUAUAAUUUAAAGGAUCAAGCAAAUAUAUGACUCACCAUUUGCUUCUUUUCAUUAAAAUCAAACAAAUAUAUGUUCCAUGAAUUAUUGGGUCGUUUUGCUGUUAUAUAACUCAUUCCUAAUAGAAGUGGAAAUUCUGGUUAGUGAGGUCCUUUACCUCUUGUAUAUUGGAAAGUAGAAUUACUAUCUUCUGUGUAUCUUUGCAUUGUUAAAAUUACUAAAUAUCAGCAACUUACCCCUUCACCAAAAAAAAAAAAAAAAAAACCAAAUUCAAACGGCAAAUGCCUGUAUAUGAUACAACAGAUAGCUAUUUUUUUAUAGCUCUAAUGUUUUGAUAGACCUAAACAAAUCUGUGUCUUUACUGAUUUGAGAGUCUGCAUAUUUUUGCAUACAAAGUGUUACCUAGAUAAGCAAUUCAGUAAUGACAUAUGUUAUUCUUGUUGCGGUAAUUUUGGAAAUUUAGACUCCACGCACAGUCCCUCCAGUAGUUGGCAUGAGAAGAAUCACAGAGAGCUGUGUCAGCCUUUAACUCCUCCCCUUCAGCAGGAAUGAAAUCCACGCAACUGAAAUUCUACCUCAUCUCGUUUUAUGUGCAGUUGUGGGACUCAUCUGCAGCACUGAGUUCCUUUGCCAAUAAUCUUUUGGAUUUCAUUUCCUAACACUCCCUCCUCUUACACACAUAUACUUCCCUAUUUAUAUGUAAUAUGCUUCCCACUAAACACAAUUAAAGUGCUAUAAGCCUUAGCUUGAAGCUUCUUUUACUAGUCCAAUGUGUGCCAGGAGAUGUUCAAUAUUACAGGAUGGCUAUAAGACAAAGGAGCUGAGUUUUUGUUGUUGUUGUUGUUAUUUUUAUUGUUGUUGUUGUUUUGAUUUUUGAUUGCAAAGGUCAGAAAUUAUGACAUCACUUUUAUUUACAUUUUUAAAGAUACUUAAUGGACUAAAUUUUGCUAUUUACCUAAAUUUAUGACAAAAUACUCCCAAUCAGUUUCUCAGCAGAUGUAUGUAUCAUUUUAUAGACUCGAAAAAAAGCAAAGUAGAAAAGUUUAAUAAGUACUAAGCUUACUGUUUUCAUCUGGUCUGUUCUUCACAUAAACUAAUAAUUUAAUUGCUCUUAUCCUAGACUCUCAGGGCAUAAAAGUCAAUGAAUCCAGACUUCAUUCACACAGAAAGUGGAGGCACUGACAAUUUGAGUGUUAUUUUUUUUAAAAUAAGAUAAUACAAUAAAAUAAACAAAGUAACAAUAUGAGAAUGUAUAAUCCUGAAUCCAGUUAUACUGUGACUCUUCACAGGAGUAUCUUGCUCUGUUUGUGGUACAAAACUCUGUACACAGUACUGGACUGAGUCAUUGCUGAGAGAAAGAAGUACUGGCUUUGGUUGUCCAACCCUAAGGCCCAGGGACUCAGUUUUUCAUGACCAAAAAUUGGGUUGACAGGUGUCUUGUAAAUAUCUCACCAAGAAUUCUAAAUACCAACAUGUCCAAUUAUAAGAUUUUCUAAUGUACACUUAGUUUACCGAGUCUUGUCUAUGAAGAUCAUUAAAAUGUCAAAUGUAUUACGCUUUUUAAAAACAAGUAAGAUGGAGAUAUUUCACUUCCCAGGCAAAAUGUUAUUAGUUCUUCUGCAUGUCAACAUCCUGAUAAACCAUCAUCCAUGACACAUGGGGAGUGACUCAAAACACCACCAUUUCCCCAAAACUAAGAUGAUGUCCAUGCUGUCUCUAGGGAUCCCCUUAGUCACUUAGUCACUCUGAAUCCUGCCUGUGGUUAUUAGAAUUCCAUUCUCCGUAAUUCACACUCUUAACUCUGUUCCAUGAUAUGAGGAAACAGGUAUAAAAUAUAGUGAACUGCUUCUCUAUGGUUUGAAUUUCCUAAUUGCAUAGAUUCAUGGUAUGAUAUGAAACCAGAUCAUACUGUCAGUUUUCCUCCAAAUGAUUCUUUUUUUAUUUAAAUCCCAGAAACCUUUGUCUUGAAACCAGUUGAGUUGACAGCUGGCAUCGUAAAGUGCCUGGAAUUGCCUUGACAUUAAAAUUUGGGGAAUUUCUUACUUUAUGGAACUUGGUCUUCUAACAAUCAGGCAGGCUGAGUUUUACAGUGAGUUGAAGUAAAUGCACUCUCAGGACUCAUAUUGAAUUAUGAGUUAAAUCAGAUGUUAAUGAGAAUAUUGCAUAUGUGUGUGCAUAGUUCUGAGUAAUUGUAAAGAAAUUUGAGUGUCAUGCUUAACAAAGCACCUUAGAAUUUAUAGGCUUAGGGAAACAUUGUAAGAAAAACUGGUAGUAGUCUCUCCCUUAUAAAUGUGAAAAAAGUGACAGAAAACAGUAACAAGCAAGUAUGUGUGAACAUUUCACCUACAGCUACUCUGCAUAACAAUAAUACUCAUUCCGCAGAUGUGCUAGUUUCAUUGCAUUUCAGACUUAAUGCUUGAUUAUGCAUAGUGAUAAAAUACUGACGAUGUGUGGUCAUGUGUGUGUUAGAGAGAGGGGAAGGGGAAAGAGACAAUUAUUAGGGGUUUAUGUUUAAGGCUUUUCUCAUCUUGAACAAGUUCUGUAUAAUUGAGCAGUAUUUUUGGAUUUCUUUUGGAGACUCAACUUUAACUGAAUUUGUCUUAUAGAACUGGAGUAGACUUUAAUAAGAAAAAAAAAACACAUAAAUUCCAGGAAGAAAACAAAUGGAAGGCAUAAGAUAAUUUAACAGUAUGCUUUAAAAUCUAAACUAGUAUGAUGACUACUCUCCAGGUAGUUGAUAUUUCAGUUAAUGAGAAGAGUGAGAAAUCUGAACACAACAUUCACAGGACAAGCAAAUGCCUGGGUUAUUUUAAAAGAAAGACCACAAACUGCAGAGAUGUAGAUGAGACUGAAGAAGAGACAAGGCAUACGAGAGUAUGAACCAUUUGACUUCUACGUGAACAGCCUUUGGGUUUUAUUCAGUGUGCUAAGGACUGCAUUGAAGGCCAGCUGCCAGGGAUCUUCAUCAUUAGACUCAUGUGUUGGUAUUGGAGGAUGCUUUUUGCUGCUACAUAAACAAUGACAGGUGGGAAGAAUACAGAAAAAAUUAAAUGUGCUAAGAGAUAGAUGAUACAAUUAUUUGAAGUGCAUCAUGAAACAGACAUGAGAAUAAAGCGCAUUAUUUGGCAUUGUGUUCUGACAGUGAAAUUGCUAGUGACUCUGAGCUGAACACUUAGAUGAAGGAAUUGAUGCCAGGCUUCUGGCUUCCGUGAUUAGGGGUAUUUAUUGAGAAUAACAAAAAAUGUGAAAUUUAAGAUUAUAUUUUUGUCAUAUUACACUUGAUCUGUCUGGAAAUAAACUUAAAAAUCAAGGAUCCAUUAUAACCUUUAAUUUGAGAAAACUGAGGAGCCAAAGCUACUGUCACUCUCAGUGAAGAUCUCAUCCACACUAGUACCCACACCACCCUCCUUCCUCCGAGGUAUCCAGCAGGAAGACAGGUCAGACAUCUUUAGGAUAUUCCCUUUGUGAUGUUGCCAUCUGGUCACCACGGCGAGAAGUUUCACAUCCAGAAAGCUGCUUUGCCUUCCAACAAAUCUCUUUAUGAUCACUGUGCUUGUUUUCAACCAAAAAAAAAAUCCAUAUUUUUGUCAAAUUUUCUAGAGCCUUCUUUUAGAGUUGCUUUUUUUUUUAAAAGUAAUGCCAAGUAUACCCCUCGAAAGAUUAAUUUUCAGAACAGCCACAUUUCCCAUGAAGUAGGUGGUGUAAGUUGGGGUUCAAAACUAGCUAAAGAUUAGAAACAGAGGAGUCAAGGAAUAGUACCAUCCAUAUAAUAUUUAACUGACUCUAACGAGGACAGAGACAAAGCCAUAGUUCCUUAAUAUUACUUCCAACUUCUCAUAUAAAUUCCAUACCUCUAUAGAAUAAUCUGAUUUAUUUCUUAAUGUGUUUACAUUUGUACUUCACAUAAAACACUUUGGAAGACAACACUAACUUGAAUUGUGUGCGAGGUUUUUAUGUAUUCUUUCAUGUUUGUGUGAAAAGAAAGGAGAAUAACCCUUAAAUCUAAUGAGUUGAACUUGUUUUCAUUGUGUAUUGUGGACUGUAACUUGCCUCAAUUAAUCUUGGGUAGAGUAGCACACCUUGUCAGAGCAGAUGCCGGGCAGUGUGUGAACUUAAAGAAUUGCAUUUAUAUCUGGGUAACCUGAAAUGUGUUAAUAUUAUUUAGAAGUAACAAAAUGUGCUUUGCCUCCUCUCAGACCUUGCUCUGUAACCAAGAUAGUACCAAUGACUGCAAAUAUCUGUGGUGUGGCUGACCACAGGCAAUCAUGACACAAGACAGCUAACUUCUUUCUCUGUUAUUUAGGGUGAUAUUGAAAUGUUCCUCAGAUACAUAUAUUUAUUCUUCAUUAGAUGAGGCUAUUUCAGUAGUAUUAAUUACUUUUGUGGCCUUCAGUGUAGCACAGGGCAAGUUAUGAAGAGAAAAGCAUUUGAUAAAAGAAAGGAAUUUAGUUUGUUACAUUUAAUAGGCUUAGAAUAAUUUUAUAAUCAAAUUCCCUGUAUUGAAAUUUAUUACUAAUUACUACCUCAGUGAAGAGAAUUUCUUUCUCCCAUGGAGGGUUAAUUUCCUCAGGAACAAAAUUGGGAAGCAAUUUUAUAACAGCCUGACAGAACUGUCAUAAGUACAAAAUAAGAAACCCCAUCUAAAAAUGUUACUAGAAGACACAUGUGGUAUGUGCCAUUCUAAGAGUAAAUAGAGCUACACUAUUUAGAUUUUAUUAUCUCAAGAGAUGGCAUGAAACUACUUUAAAUUCUGAUGGAAACGACAUGACUCCUUGAAUCUUUCCAUGAUGUUAACAAGUGUUUCAUUCCUAUCUAUUUUCUUUGCAUACAGAACCCACUCAAGUGGGCUCUGGGGGUGACUCAGGUUAUGAGUGCUUGCUGGCCCCUCAGCAACCCCAAGCUUGAUUCCCAGCACCCAUGUCGUGUAGCUGUACCCUUGAGAUUGAGAGCCAUCUUCUGUAACCACUGAGGAUUCGUUGUAUGUGCUGUUGUAUAUGCUUGUCCUCAGAUAGCUUGAAAAUCAAGGAAACAGAAUGUAACUAAAAAUAUAAAGAGCUGAGAAACAAGUAAACUGUAAAAUUAACAUUUUACAGUUUAGCUAGGAUUUUGGAGCCAGCAUUUAACAACCACUUGUAAUUUCCAGCUCCAAGGGAUUAGAGAGUGUCCUCUGGCCUCUACAGAAAUAGGCUGAUAUCUACACAGACAGUGUGAGUGCACCCCAUGAACACUCAUACCUAAACUUAGAAAUAGUUAACAGAGAAAUAGCCACUCAUUCACUGUGGUAACUUCUCCCCAGCUACAUACUCUGGCUCAUUAAUCGUAUGAUAUCUUUUUUGGAGUAGUCAAUAAAUAUUUUAAUAAAUAAAGAAUAGAACAAAAGAGAGUAGAGCACAGAAUAUACUUAGCCUAGUCUAAUUUACCUAAAUAAAACUAAAAAUUUGCAUAAAACUUUAUUUCACACAUACAUGUUCCAAGAUCAUGUGUGUAUAUUUGCCUCUGCAUGCGCAUGUACACAUGUGUGUUUCUUUACAUGGACACUUACCAUGUGACUGGCACUUAUUAAGACAGGUCAUACUCAAACAUCCUUCAUCUUCUAGUCGCAAAUUACCUUAUUAGCCCUUCUCUGCUUGUUUGUUGUACACAGUUUCCUUGAUUCUCUAUCCUUCUAUUCUUAUUUCUACCCAGUUUUUUUCUUUUCUUUUUUUAGUGAGAUAUCUAAGAAAAAUCAUAUGCCCAUACAUCUGUGGUAUUAUAUUAAAUAUUAUAUUAAAUAUUAUAUUAAAAUGGGAUGUCCUGACCCAGAAAUACAUUAAUUAUUCUAUGCCAGCUCCAAAUGUAAUUCAGAUACCAUGUUUAAUAGAUGAAAUAUAUGCAUUCAAUUCCAAAUGUGCUCAUAGGUGAUGUGUAACACAGAGCUUCCUAGGCUAUGACCUGAAAGUCUGUAACACAUGACGCAGGAAGGGCAUAAUGCUUCCAGUAAUUACCCUCUUCUGGACAACAGCCAAGAUAUCAGUUCAGUCCUAGACUCUGUCACAGCAUGAAGUCUUACAGUAAAACUGUAAUAAAUGUAUGCCCCGGGUAUUAGCAGGGUUGCUGCAAGCCAGCUUUUUACCUUUUUUACUUGGAACCAGAAUCUAAACGUGAAUGAACCAUAAGUGAAAUGUUUCUCUUACAAGCGUAAUUCUAUACCUACACAUAGUACAUUUUCUAUUUAAUUAUGUAUACAAAGAUGGUGUUUAAAGAAGCUUAACAAUUGGAUGAGGCUAGGUAUACCAUGUAAACUCCCUGUGAUAGAGACCUUUCAUCAAAUUGUCUAUCUGAAAUUAUGUCUCUUCACAAAGUUUCUCAUUGAGUCUCAAAAACGCAUGACAGCACCCUACUUUAUAGGUUCUCUUAUUUAUUAUAAGAGAUUUGAAGUUAUAUUCACAUCAACAUUUAGUGUGUUUUCAAGGCUGGCAUCAUUUAGUAGGCAAAGAUAUAAAAUUAUUUCAGAAAAAAAUGUAACCUCUUAUUUUAUUUUCCUGGUAUAUAUUUUCUCUAAUUACUUCAUUAAUAAUUUGAUAUAUUGAGCUAGGAGAGACCUACCAAGCUGUAGCUUAAUUUAAUGCAAACUAACUUUUCGACAGCAUUGUAAUAUAUUACAGACUAACGUAUGAAUUUUAAAAGCACAUAAACAAAAUAACUUUUUUUUACUUACCCUGAUAUUCAAUAUUUGAGAGUUUAGGGAAAAUUCUAGCAGUUGGCAAUUCUUACUUAUUCUCCAAAGGAAUGCUUGGAAUUUUCUGAGCCUCAUGUGUAGGCUAAUAGAUCAUUAACAUGUUAGAAAGUGGAAACAUACAUGUACCUUUUGCUUUACCAAUAUCUGUCUUUCUGUCUGAGAAACCACAUGUUCUAAGAACUUAACCAUCCUUAAUAAGUUUCAGAAUAUAAAUGUUCUUUGUAGUUUUUGCUUUGUUUAUGGUAUUCAACGUUGUGAUGAAUCAAUAGUUUGUACAGCGUUUCAGACACCAGAAAACCAGCCAUUCAUUUAACAAGGUGCUUUGAGCAUACAUAUUCACAAAAUAUAAAUUACAAGCAAGGAAUAGCAUUUGUAGCAAUGGCAAAAACUAAACAGCAAGAAUAUACUCCCAUGAUGUGUGUGAUCUCUUGAAGAGCAUUGGCUCUGCAGCCAGGAAGCCUCACUUUUAUUUCCUCAUUGUCAUGAGUAUUCUUGGCUCGUAAUUUUUAGAAAACUGGACAUCUAAUUAUGAACCUGUAACACUACAACACAAAGGAAAUAUUAGCAUUACCCAUACUUCAGAGUGUCCGUUGGAAAGAGGCUGAAAAAUAUUGUUCUACAAAUGAAAUAUGGGUUUCUUCAUUUGCAAGGCUCAUCUUUGUGCAAGUCCGUAUCCUACUUCUAAAAUUAGUAUUUGAAGUAUAUAUUAUUUUGAAUGGUAAUAUUCCUUAGGAUGAUUUUAUAACGAUGGAAAUAAGAAAAAGUCAUUGCAAUUAAACAGUAUUUUAAACUUGCUGUUAUGAGUUUCUCAGCUAAAUGCUUUUAUUGUCUCUAUAAAAAUGUGAAUUCUAACUGCAAAACAAAUAACUGAUUGCAUUAGUCUUAAAGGUGCUCCCAUUGCUGUCAUUCACUCUCUGCCUCUAAUCCUUAGUGAGUACUUCAGAGUCCACAGUGAAUUGUGCCUGUAAAAACCAUGGUUACCCUAGUCACUGUUCUAUAUCCAGUAUACUGUUUGCGUGUGGAAUAGUAGUUGAUGUAAUAUAAAACAUAACAGAAAAAAAUUAUUUGAGAAACUAAGUAAAAUCUCAUCAGUAUAUUGCUGAAUUAUAUAGAUUUUAAAAAGGAAACAAAUCUUAAGACAUGGGUUAUAUUUUCUUACUGAUAACAAAAUUUAUUAAUAUCCUAGCUCAUAAUGUUUGACUCUAAAUAAAUGAGAUGACACAGGUCAGUAUACUCACAUGAGUGUUGAGGUCCGUGUGCCCUGUAAUAUCUUCCUCAAUCGCUCUUCACCUGUUCUGAAUACUGACCCGGAGCCUGCUCUUUCUGCAGGACUGACUCUCCAGCAGCAAAUACUCUUGUCUCUGUCUCCAUCACUAGCAUUGCAAGAAUGUGCCACCAUUCUGAGAUUUUUUUUUCAUGGGUUCUGAGGACCACAACUUAAGUUACCAUGCUUGGUUGGCAAGAACAUGUCCAACUAAGCCAUAUUUGCAACCCCCCAAAAUUGUUAUUUCAAUAUAACUCUUAAAUUUGACCUCACUUAUUGGCAUACUUUAAUUAUUGUAUAAUUCUUGGAAUGAUCUCCCUACUUAUUUAAUCUCAUCUUUCUGAUGAUGUAUAAGAAAUUCUGAAGUCUGUAGUAAAUAUUUGAGUUAUUGAAAGGGAUUAAGCAAAACAAACAGCACAAAGAUCUUGUCCUUAAAGUUGUCAUUUCAAUUUCAAAUCUAUCAAUUUUAACAAAUGAACUCUAAAUAAAAUAAUAGUGAUAUUAAAUAAAGUUGGUAAGUUUGUUUUUCAGGGAGUACAAACAAUUCAAAUCUUGUAGAUGGCUGAUAAUAGACAAAUGCAUUCUGGGACUAGAUAAAAAGAAAAGAAGAAGAUAAUGUAAGCGCAAGAGGAAAGCAAGAUUAAAGGAGUACAUCUCAGUGUCUCCAUUUACUGCAGCUGUUGACUGAUGAAGGCAGUCUAGCAGCGUUCCGAGUGAGUUGUCUUUCAUUCAGCCUUUGAAAGAAGCCAGCUACCUUUCAUACUUCAGAGAAAAAUUGCAUUCAACUAUACCAUACACUAAAAAAAUGAAAGAAUAUAUUUUAAUGAAAAUGUCUUUGUUUCUUAGAAGUUCAUUAUUUUAAUUAAUUCAUUAUGAAAAGAGAAGAUAAGAAUUAAUGGCUGUUGGUACACAGGAGAGAUUGUCCUUCAUUAUAAGCAAGAUGAAAAUUCUACUUGCUCAAAAAAAUUCUCUGCUUAAUCAAACGGUUUAUUACUAUAGUAUAUUGGAUUUUUAGUCAUCCUGUAUCUAAUAUGUGUGAGCUUACUUUAAAAUAACAAACCAUGUUAAACCUCUCAACCAGAAUGUUUUAAUUAUUAAAACAUCAAUUUCAAAGUUCAACAAUGCAUGAAGACUACUAUAGUCGAAUUUACAGAGCUCUCUUUUAAGCAAAAGGACAUGAUGCUACCUCAAAACAGAUACAUAAGUUGUUUUGUCACCCUAUGGGAGAAAUUAAUGGAAGUUUUUAUCAGGGAUAAUUUGUCCUUUUCAUAUUAGGUAAAUUAUGUAAGUAUAGAAAAUUUAUAUAGGCAGUUUCAAAACUUCUGUGAUUAAAUAAACAAACAAAAUGCAUAAAACACAUACCAACCCUUCACCAUAUUCAGGAGUUUACAGCAAAACUAAGAAGUCUCAAACUGAUGCCAUGAGCACACACCCUCCUUUACCUAAUGAACGCACACCUUCACACACACCUCCCUUUUUAUAUAGCCUGUGAUAGCAUGCAGUGUACUUCCAAGGAUUUCUUCCACUGCACAUGUUUUCAACGUUCUUCCCUCGUGUUUAGGACAACCGUAGCUACACCAAACUGCUGUAUUAAAAUAUUUUAAAUUAUUCACCUCUAGAGAAUUGUGAUUUUUCAAAUAUCACUGAAAAGGUAUUCUUUGAUCAAAGUCAUUCAGUGGAAGCUGUAAAGAAGCACAAGUCAUCCUAGAGACGUGAAACUACAGUUCUUUCUAUAAUGUUUGGAAGGAGAAUCAUAUGGUAAAUGGGAAAGGUAAUACACAAUCCAGACAUAAAUUUUAAGAUUAUAAUGAAAUUUUAAUUAUAAAAAAAUAUUAAGCAACAGAGAAAACAGAGUGUAAAGCCUCUAACAUUCGUUGGUUACCAUUCAAAAUCUUCUGUUUUCUAACUUUCGUCAGUGUGCAGUGGCAAUACUAAUAGCUGCACACAAGGGCAACUGUGAAGAUUGAGGGCGAGACACUUGCACUGUGUUUGAACUACGCUGAAUGGGUAUUUUACAAUCAACAAAGAAGCACUCAUUAUUUUGAAGGUCUCUUCAUUCUCUUAAUUGUUACUCUAUGUGGAUGCAAUUGUUUUUCCUUUCAGAACCCCUCACAAAUACACUGAAAUGUUGUUUGUGCCUCACUGGAGACAUUUUACUCUGCCUUGAUUAUUUAAUGUUCUGCUAUUAAUUGGUAAGGUGUCUAAAAACACCUAUUAAGAUUAACACAGGGCUUUGCGAACUAUACUCACCUAAGAAUUUUUGUCACUGUGAGAUGAUCCUGCUUUUAUUUUUCUAUUUUUAUUUAAUUUGUUUUCAAAUUUACUCGGAAACAUGUGUAAAAUUCAUAUUUAUGCUAUGUGAUAUUUCAGUGCAUGUAAACAUUCCUAAUACAUCUAGGUAAAUUCUGCAACAUGUUUCUGGUUCCUCUGACCAUGCUUUGAGAACAAAGUUCCUAUCAUACUCCAGAUUUUCCUCAAAUGUGGAAAAUAUAUUUUUCAUGUAACAAUAUGGCAUAAUUUUAUUUAAAAAGUAAAUAGAUAAAAUAUGCUUGGAGAGCUCCAGUAGAAAUGAAAUGUAAUAACAUCUGAGGUUGUACACAUAUCAAGGAGCUGAAGACCAAUUUACAAGACUAGGUCGUGUACAUUCUCACGCUGUAGGAAUGACCUAAUGCAUUCAUUUGGAUGAUACUGCCACUAUCUGAGGAAUACCAAAAUAGUACUCUGGCUUUACAUAUAGCUCCCAAUCAAAAACACUAUAAGACUAUGGCUAAUAAAAAUGUAGGAAGUUCUGAAUCACAUGAAGUAAGCAUUGUUUAUAGGAAAGUUAUACUAGAUAGCCAUUUGUAAGUUGGUUGAUGAUAAAAAAGUAGAUGAUGUCUGGUUCAAGGGGAUCUUCUCUGUAGCUUCUUUCCUAUAUUUAUGUUUCUUUGGUUACACUGACACCAUGGGUAAGACAUCUACACAUAUCCUUCCCUUUGCUAUCAAUGUUCAAUCAGAAGCUAACAUUUUCCAACCAAACUGAAGUAUCAGUAUGUUUUAAGUAUCUAAAUAAAUAUGGUCUCUAUUCUCCAUCAAAGAGUACACACUGAUAAGUUUUAGCUUUCUUAAGCAUGACAUCUCCAGACCCUUCAGGUAGACAGCAGCUUUGCCACUUCUGUUCUUUCAUGAGAUAAGCUGCACAUCCUGUCAUUAUUUUCACAUUCAAUAGAAUUUUAAUUAAAUGCUUAAUGCAUAAAAUUAUUGACAACUCAUGGGUAGAAGUAUAAAAAAUGUAGUCUAUUAUUUAUUGUCAAUAUCAAAUAAUUGUGGUUAAAUAGAAUAUAGUACUAUGUAGUAGAAAGAAAAUCACAUUCUAGAAAGCAGUUUUGAUUUUAUUAUAAAAAUAAUUGACCCACGUUUUUAUAUAAACCUAUGUAUUUACAGAUGACAAAUUCACCCACUAAUUCACAACUCAAAGUAUCUCCAUUCAGGUUUUCUAUAACCAGAUUCAUUCAGGAUGGAAACAGAGUGAGAGUUGUCCCAUAGUGUGUGGCAUUAAUAUCUAAUAUAUAGCUGUUAUAUAAUUAAAUGAGUAGCCCUCCUAAUCGGUGUCUAGGAUCAAAGUAUUUAGUGAAUCUCAUCCCUUAAAGCAAAGUAAGAAGCUGGCAAGAAAAAAUAUUAGAGAAAAAGCAAAGUGAAGCAACUGCCAUUAACAAAAAAAAAAAAAAAAAAAUCCAAUGAUCUCAUUAAAGACAUUGUGUGCAAUCUCCAUUCUAAGUGUCUAGUCUCUAGAUUAUGUCUAAGGUUUGCAACAGUAUCAUCUGCUAUCAGAAAAAUGCAGCUCUCAUUCAGAUGUAAAGUAAAAAUAUUCUAGAUAUGGACUAUAGGUUUCAUAGAUGGGUUGCAGGUUUGGUUCCAAAUACAGUGUCAACUAAUGCAAUUUAUUUCCUGUCCUGCUUUUCUUACCUGGUUAUGGGGGGAAAUUUUUAUUACAAAAGCCUCUAAGUAAUGAUCCUUUUGUUCAAAAUAUUUUAAAUUCAUUCUCUGACAAUUUCAUAAGUCCUGUUUUUGCUUUUUGUGUGUCCAUUAAGCUUAAAUAUGGUUGCUCGCAUGGUCAUGGGUGUGUUCACUAAAUAACAGGUCCAAUGUACCAAUGAAUACAAAACAGAUGCAAAUUGGCUCCAACUCUCCUAUUAGCCAUUAUCAGCCAGUAGUCCCUCGGAAAGAGGUGGGGCAUAAUGGGCCCAUGGAACAGCUAUGAUGAAAGGUUUACAUUCUCAGUCUUGUGCAGGUAACUAUGGCUACUAUCAGUUAAUCAGCACAGCAGCCAGGACAUAUUCAGACAGCAACAGCAUUUUAGAAGUUACUUCCCCAUGCUUUGGCUCUUAUAUUCUUUCCAACCCCUCUGCUGCCAUGGACUCUGAGCACUGGAAGUGAUGACAUAGGACUGAGUACUUGACAGUCACUUAGUCUCAACACUUUCAGUCAUGAAUCAGCCAUGAAUGCAGAAGCUUCUCUAGCCACGACUGAGAGCAGGUCUCAUCUAUAGAUAUAAGACACUCCUUUGGCAUGCAUAUAUAUAUAUAUAUAUAUAUAUAUAUAUAUAUAUAUAUGUAUGUAUAUGUAUAUAUAUAUAUGUAUGUGUGUGUAUGUCUGUGUGUCUCUCUGUGUGUGUAUAUGUAAUGUGACGGGAAUGUGUAUGUAUAUAAAUAUAUAUACAUAUAUAUACAUAUUUAUACAUAUAUAUGUAUAUAUAUGAGAAAAAUUUCACUUCUAGAAAGCUGAAUAGAAAUUUAAAAAAAAACUCAAAAGAUAGUGCUUCAGAAACAAAGAUCAGCUUUUUGAACUGUGAAAUCUAAUUGAAAAAUGCGUAAGAAUAGCUUUCUUAUAAGAAGGUUAAGGGAACUGUGGAUGAAGUCACAGUAAAAAAAGAGUAUGAGAAACUUGAAAAGUUUUGGAAUCUUUCAUUAUAUGGGUUUUAAAGUUUAAUGUCACUGAUCAGCAUACAUCCUGGUUAUUUUAAUCUAUCUUUAUAAACUGAACACUGGACUCUUAUAUGUAUUAUUACUAUUAUUGUUGUUGUUGUUGUUAUUCUUGUUCUUGUUGUUGUAUGUGUGUGUCUGUUGUAUGACACCAUUCCUGGGUAGAAAUUAACAAACAUCAACUUAUCCUAGACAGGGCACUGACAGCGGACCAAGUCAAAGAUAUCACCAAACUCCCACCUGGUGAACGAAUGACUUUAUUGGAGUUAUAUAUAUGUAUAGCUGAGGGUUUACUUACUAGAGCAAGAAUGACUCAAAGUCAACCACAUUACCGAAAGCCUACUCUAGGAUGAGUGACAGCUCAUAAAAACCAGAACUCCGGAGCUUACUGCACAACUUUCUGGAAGCUUAGCUGGUCAGAGACUAUCUCCUUCAGACAGCUUUUCUGUACCUCUUAUAAGCAGCUUGCCUGGUCUGAAGUUCUUGUUUUAGAAUAUAAAAUAAGAAAAAAUAGGCAUACCAUUGGCCUUUCACAGGUUUCCAUGUACCUAUAUAUGUAGGUACAUAUUUAAAAUCACACUGUCUCUAAUUUUAUAAAAGUAGUUUAAAAUGUCUAUUUUGAAGGCCAGCGAGAUAGCUCAGAGUAUAUAACAAAGCUUGUUGCUGAAGCCUAGCUACUUGAAAUUGAUUCCUGGAACCCACCUAAAAGUGGGAGAAUAGACAUAGCUCCAUAAAUUUGUCCUAUGACCUCCACUCAUGUGCUGUGGAACACACACCCACAUUCACAAUUUCUACACACAGUUGCAUAGCAACUUUCUUAGAGAUAAAAAAAUUAAAAGUUCCAUCUUUGAGGAAACCUAGGAAUCAGGAAAUAAUAAAAUAUACCCCUCAGAUCCAGGGAGUAAAUAACUUAGAAGUCACAAGAAGUCCCUGAAACUGACCAGAUAUAUGAGACCGCUCCCUCCUCAAGGUUAUAUAAGUACUUAUUUUAAGUAACUCUGUUUUGCUUCCAACAGCUUUUGUUUUAAAAUUAAGACCAUUAUUGUGAACUUGUGGACUACAUUAAUAUUUAAUCAUUUAUUUUUCUUGAACUUUCUGUUUGAUUGUUAUAUAAAUCAGUAGUUUAGACUUUUUCUGGCCCAAAUUUACUUAUAUGUAGAAAACUGUACUGUAAGAACAACUCGGUGUUCUAGAAACACAAUAAAUUCAUACUAUACAAUAAAAGGCACAAGAAAAUAUUUGUUUUGAAAGCGCAUUGUCAUUAGUCAUUGUAAUGUAGAAUUUACAAAGAAAAGCAUUAGCCCUUAUAAAAAGUAUUAAAUAAGACUUUGAGUUGUUCCAAUAAUUGAGAAAAAAGGCCAAAAAUAAUGUUCCAUAUUAGAGUAUAGAACAUUUCUAGUGAAUGUGUACUUUUAAAAAAGACUCACAUGCUAGCAGCUAACACUCAAAAAUAUUCUUGUGAUUAAUGAAGUUUGUGGUGUAAGUGUUAUAAUAAAAAAUAUUUAUUCUGACUGGUGGUAACAAUUGUGUGAGUAGUUCAUUAACUGCUCCCAUUUCUUCUGAGACUUUUUGAUUUGAUGAGAACUGGACAUGGCACCAAACUAUGAGAAUAGUAGACUAUCAUUAGGAAUCAUUUCACUGAUUUGUUUUUCUUUGCCACUUGUGUUUACUACUGCCCCAGAUCUACAGGCUAUCCAGUUCCUGGAUAUCCUGGCAGUAUAAGGCAUGGGCUCCUCCUUUUGACACGGGCUUCAAGCUGAACCAAGCAGUUGUUUGCAACUUCUACAAGUUCUGAACCACCAUUGCCCCAAGACAUGUACACAGUACAGAUUGUAGAUUGAAGGUUUUGUAGCUGAGUUGGUGUCCAAGUGUCUCUUUCUUUAACCUGCAUAAUACCUUUUGCACCAAGGAGACUGGAACACAAGAAUGAAGGCUCCUAACCUACACCAGCUCCACCCCUCUACAGUCAAUGAGCUGUAUGGAUGUUGUCUCACUGAUGACACCUGGAUGUCAGUGUUUAAAGAGACGACCUCUGUCUUAACAUCAGCCUGGGGUCUUGACGGAUCUUCAAAGGGACCUUCUCAGCCAACAACUCAACCAAAUAUAACCCAGUCACUGAGAGCUUUACCUGGAUACAAAUAGGCAAGUCAAACUCUGCAUCCUUCAUUACAAGAUAGGCUCACUAGAUAGGCUUUCUCAGGCAGCAGAUGAGAGCAGAUGCAAAGACCCAUAGCCAGACAUUAUGCAGAGAAAAAAUUCUAAAUUGGAGGUCUCCAUAGAGUCUCUCCCCCUCAGAGAUAGAGAAACAUGUGGAAGAGACAAAAGAAAGACUGUAGGAGUCAGAGUGGAUAGAGGACACCAGGAGAACAUGGCCCACAAAAUCAACUAAGCAGGACUCACAUGGGCUUACUGAGACUGAAGCAGCAAGCACUAGGUCUGCAUGGGUCUGAAUCAGGUCCGCAGUAUUAUGCUAUGGCUGUUAGCUUGUUAUUUUUGUGAGACCCCCAACAAUGGGAGUGAAUGUGUUUCUGACAUAGGAUAGCUCACAACCACCUAUUACUCCAGUCCCAGGAGACCCAAUGACCUCUUCUGACCUCUGUGAGUACCUGUACUCAUGUGCACAGUCCCCUGCCUUCCAACCAGUUAUAAAUAAAAUAGAGGAAGAGGAGACAACAGCAUGAUGCCAGGCAUGGGGAACAUCUGUAAUCUCAGCACUUGGGAGAGACAAUUGGGAGGAUCACAAAGUGGAACUCAACCUGGGUUACAGAGUCUCAAAAAAAAAAAAAAAAAUGGACAGCACUCAGGGUGAGAGUGUACCUAGCUAGUGCCUCUGUACUAACCACCAUAAUCUUGCCAUGAAGCCCACGGCCUGCUCUUUUGCCUGCUCUUGAGUCACUGUUCCUCCUAUUGGGUUGCCUUGUCAAGACUCACCUUGUCUUAGCGUAUCUUGUUUUGUCCGUUUUGCUGUCUUCUCUUGGAAGCCUGCUCUUUUCAGAAGAGGAAGCAAGGGGAGUGGAUCUUGGGAGAGACAGGCGAGGUAGGAUUAGUGGAGGGAGGGGAAGCUGUGUUUGGGAUGUACUGCAUGAAAGGAGAAUCAAUUUUCAGUUUAAAAAAAAAAGAAAGUUUGCAUUUAUUUGAGAUGUAAUGUUACAGCACUCUGAAUUUCAUAUUCACACAAAAUUGUGUUCCCCCUACUGAAAUCUGAAUAAUUGUAUGAAUUGGGCAAAUCAUUAUCUUUCCUUUUGAAAGAUUUAUCGUUCCUAAAUCCAAAAGAAAGACUAUAGCUCUUACCCUAUACAGAUUGUAAUAUUGCUUGGCUGGCAUUAAAUAUGUUUUGAAAUAUAUAUUGUGCUAAUAAAAGAGAUCACUAUAAAGAAAUUCAUAGACUAUCUCACACCAGCUUUCACACGGUCUCUCAGCGCUUCUCUGGUGUCGUGUUAGGCGCCACGUAGUCUUAGUCUCUUUGAAUUUGUCAGAUGCUUUAUCUACAGUUGGUUAACACACUUCCAUUUGUAGCCAUGGCAGUUUUCAUCAAACACCACAAAGCUAUUAUAUUGCAAUAUGACUUCAGGUAAGCACUUUGUACAACAGAAUCCUAGAUGGAACUGGAGAUUGAAUUCACCAUUUCCGCAAACCAGUAAAUAGUGUCAUGUGUACUUGUCAUAGAAAGAAAAAAAUAGAAAGACAAAUCUCAACAAAAAACCUACAGGCAACCAAGGAAUGCUGAGAGUGAGAGAAAGAGUUUUCCCUUGGAAGAAUCCCCUAAUUAGUUAUCCAAUACCAAGUGUUCAGCCCUGAAACAUAGACACGCUAAUAACAGUAAAUGAACUGAGCAGAUUGUAUUAUCAUAUUGGUUACUUGUGAAUACCCUUCCAUCAGUCAGCUUUCUGGGCUGCCUAACUACCAGUUCUAUUGAAUUAAAAUGAUUUGUUUAGUCCUUAUCACAGCUUCAACUUGGAAAACUAUGACAAAAACUCAAAUAAUUUAAUCUAGACUUAUUCAUCACAUUCAUAAGAUACAAUAAUUUUAUCUAAAUUAAUAAUUAUAAAAUAUAUAAUGGCAGAUGCAUUAUAUCAUGCUAAAAUUAUUGAUUUGUUUUAAGUAGAUAAGAUAAUAGUUUAUUUACAAAAAUAAUUUCUCUUGCCAUCAAUGUUGCUCACAUAAACCAAGAGUUAGAUAUCCAUUAAACUAGAUAUAAGUAACUAAAUGACUAAAGAAAAACAUAUUCAUAAGGCUAUAACAUCUCAUAUAAAAAUUGUCCAAGUGGGUUCCAUUAAUUACUGCCUAUGAAGAAAUGGAACAACAGUUUUAAUCUAAGAAACCCUGACUCCGAUAAAUAUACAAAGAUAUGGAAAAAUAAAAACAAAACUCAGCCGGGUGUUGGUGGCGCGCACCUUUAAUCCCAGCACUCGGGAGGCAGAGGCAGGUAGAUUUCUGAGUUCGAGGCCAGCCUGGUCUACAGAGUGAGUUCCAGGACAGCCAGGGCUACACAGAGAAACCCUGUCUCGAUAAAAACAAAAAACAAAAAAAAAAACAAAAACAAAAACAAGACAAAACUCAAUCAACUGAUAUGCUUCUCCAAAAACACUUAAAAGUAUUGAGACAGGGAUUUUGAAUCUGUUUCAGUUGAGGACAAGGAAUACAAACUUAAAGUUACAAAAAAUCAGACAAUUUUUCAGAAGUCCCGGUACCCUAGGAAAUGCAGACUACCAAGUGGACAAAAUGGUAUGAACACUGCACAAUCUGAAAAUCAAUGAAGAUAUGCUGGAGUCCUAAGAGCAAGGGAAUUUGUACAUUACCAUAUACAGAAGCAAGUUGAUUGUGAUGUUGUCAAGGCAACUGUAAAUUUCCUUACAGAAAAUCUCUGAUGAAACUCCAUUUUAAACUUUUUGCUAUCGUUUAUUUACAUAUUCACUUAGCCAUUCAUUCGCUCCAGGAACAUUGCAGUGAAUUUCAGUUUUAGACUCUGGAUGUAGGCAGUGAGAAUAAAAACUGUGUGGAAUGCCUGAAGGAAACUCAUAUUCUAAUGAUUGCUUCACCAUCUAAGUCAAAAUUUGAGAGGAGAUUCGAUUUGUAAUUGAAUGGGCCAAGAAUGCUAUUCCCCUUGGCACAUUUCAGUCAUAAAUAAAAAAUUAAUGAGGUCAGAACUAGCUAUGUCCCUAGGGAGAAACAUUCUUUCCCUAACGUUCCCGGGAAUUUUACCAGCUGUACAAGGGAUGUAUUCCUUAAAUAAAGAGUAUAGUUCAGCCACCACGUAAGCCUUCUCAUUUAUGUGUAUACUCCCCAGGAGGCUCUCAUCAUUAAAUACAUAUUUACCAUAUUCUCUAUACCAUCCCCUCCUGCAGCCUUUUUGAAUUAAUUCAAUAAAUUUUCAUUGUGUUCUUACUUUGUGUCAUGCGCUGCUCCUGUAUAACAGUGAAGUGUCAGUGAAAAAAGUGAAUGCAUGAAAUACAGGGACUUGCAUUCUCUCGAGGGAUAAAAAUGAAACCCAUAAUGAUGAAUAUGAUGAAUUCUUCUCCAAUUCCUGUAAGUGAAUACAGAGGACUCACAGAAUAACUCUUGGCUAAGGUGUCACUUCUAGAAUGGCUUAAAGAAACCUUUUUUCUUUCUUUUCUUUUUUUUUUUGUUUUUUUGACCUAAAAAAAAAAAAAAACUAAAAAAAGUUUCAUAUGAGAGAAAAAAGAAGUUUACUUGAUGAUAUAAGGUAGGAAAAUGCCUCUUCAUGCAUUGGCAGAAAGACUCAGGUAGUUGGGCCAAGGUGCGCAUGGAUGGGUUGAAGUGAGAACAGGGAAAUAAAUAAAAGUAAAACCAAACUUGUAAGCUGUAUGCAGAACUUUUGCUUAUCUUAUGAGUGAGGUGAAAAUGAACUCAUCACAUAUUCAAAAUGAAUUGCCUUCCUGUUGAAUUAUAAAGAGAGUGCUCACUUUGGCAGCACAUAUACUAAAGGCAGAAUGAUACAGAGAAUAGCUUGAUUCCCCCCCCCAAAAAAAAACAUAAGAUUGAUUAAAGAGUGUUGGAGUUGGAUAUGAGGCUGCAAGUUAAAUGGAAGGCUGUUGCCAUACACCAAGAGCUGUGUCUGGGACAUUGGGCCUGUUGCAUGAGAGUUGUUCUCCAGAAAUAGACACUAGAAAUAUUUAGAAGGUAUUGGAUGGGUGGUGAUACAACGAUGAGGAUUGAGAAGUUAUUUCAAAGAUCAACCUUUGAGCACCAGGAAUAAUGGAGCUGUAUUUGGACAUUUAAUGGUAAAUGUGUUAGACUUUAGACAAGAGUUCGGAGAAAGAGUUCAGAUUGAAAUUACAAAUUUAUAAACCAACAGGUUAGAAAUAUAAUUAUAGAUCUGAGGGGUAAAUGUACCAGAAGCAACAAAUUCCUGAACUGAUGUUUCAGGAAAAUAAAUAAAAUGAGCCCACCAUCUUGAGUAAGGUCUCAAAAGAGAUGAGCCAAGUGUCUUGCAUGGAUCAGUGUGGAGUGAUGCAGAGAUGAACAAUUAGCAACUUAUUUUUAUAAUGAUGUGGCAAGUCCAGUAGUACUAAUCCCAUUACAGAGACUACUGCUCAUUGAUGAACACAAAUGUAUUAACAUUUGGACUGACCAAGUCACUGUUGUAAUCUCAAAACAGGAAAUGCAAUACUACGAGGAAAUUUUGUCCAGCAUGUGAAAGGUCAAACUUGAUGUUGCAUUUCUUUUAUGUGUAUAAAACCAGACACUAUCUUAUUCCCCCACUAUCCCAAAUUUUAUAUUCAUUGUCCACAUAAUCUAAGUGUGCUUUAACUAAGUCUAUUUCAAUGGUAAAGGAAUUAUUAGAGCAAAAGUUACAAACUUUAUUUUAUUUCAUAACAGCUAGCUAAUAUUUUAUUUUUUAUGAUAAGGAAAUGUAUUUAUUCAGUAUAUACCUAGGGACAUUUGAACAUAAGUAGUUAAAGAUAACAAGUUGGGAAUGGCAUUCCAGAUGAAAACCAAGAUCCUGAAGCAAUUUUUUGUUUUUAUUUUAAUUUAAUUUUAUUUAUAAUUUGUUUUUUACACACCAUAUUCUAUUCCCUGCCCCCAUUCACCCUCUGACUGCUCCACAUUCCACACCUCCUCCCCACCCUAUCCUGUCUCCACAUGGAUGCCCCACCCCAACCCACCUGACCUCUAAAAACCCUGGUGCCUCCAGCCUCUUGAGAGUUAAGUGCAUCAUCAAAGAAUGAACACAGACCUGGAAGUCCUCUACUGAAUAUGUGUUGGGGGCUUCAUAUCAGCUGAUGUAUGCUAUCUGUUUGGUGGUAAACUGUUUGAAAGAUGCCGGGGGUCUAAAUUAAUUGAGACUGCUGGUCCUCCCUACAGGGUCUCCCUCUUCCUCAGCUUCUUCCAGCCUUUCCCUAAUUCAACCACAGGGUCAUCAGCUUCUGUCCAUUGGUUGGGUGCAAAUAAUCUGCAUCUGACUCUUUCAGCUGCUUGUAUUUCAGAGGGCAGUCAUGAUAGAUCACUUUUUGUGAGUGUUCCAUAGCCUCAGUAAUAGUGUCAGGCCUUGGGACCUCCCCUUGAGCUGGAACCCACUUUGGGCCUGUCCCUGGACCUUCUUUUCCUCAGACUCCUCUCCAUUUCCAUCCCUGUAAUUCUUUCAGACAGAAACAAUUAUGGGUCAGAGGUGUGGCUGUGGGAUGGCAACUCCAUCCCUCACUUGAUGUUCUGUCUUGCUGCUGGUGGUUGGCUCUAUAAGUUCCCUCUCCCUACUGUCAGGCAUUUCAUCAAAGGUCCCUCCCUAGGAGUCCUGGGAGUCUCUCACCUCCCAGGUCUCUGGUGCAUUCUUGGGGGGACGGGUGGUCCCCCCAACAUCCUAUUUCCUGAGGUUGCCUGUUCACAUUUUUUCUGCUGGCCCUCAGAGCUUCAGUCCUGUUCCCUCACCCAAUACCCCAUCAGGUUCCCCUCUUGCCCCCACUGACCUACCACCUCAUCCACUUUCCUUCCCAAAUCCCUCCCUCCUUCCCUCCCCACUUGUGAUUGCUUUCUUCUCUCUCCCAAGUGAGACACAGUGCCUCAGUUGGACACUUCAGCUUGUUGAGCCUUUUCAGUUCUGUGGACUGCAUCUUGGGUAUUCUGUAUGGGUUUUUGUUUGUGUUUUUAUUUUGGCUAAUAUUUACUUAUUAGUGAGUACAUACCAUGCAUGUCCUUAGGUCUCAGGUACCUCACUCAGGAUGAUAUUUUCUAGUUCCAUCCACUUGCCUGCAAAAGUCAGGAUGCCCUUGUUCUUAAUAGUCCAUUGUGUAAAUGAACCACAUUUUCUGUAUCCAUUCUUCUGUCAUGGGACAUCUAGGUUGUUUCCAGCUUCUUGCUAUAACAAAUAAGGCUGCUAUGAACAUAGUAGAACAUGUGCCCCUGUGGCAUGGUAGGACAUCUUUGGGUAUAUUCCGAAGAGUGGUAUAGCCAGGUCUUCAGGUAGAUCUAUUACCAAUUUUCUGAGGAACUUCCAGAUAGUUUUCCAGAGUGGUUGUACCAGUUUGCAAUCCCACAAGCAAUGGAGGAGUGUUCCUCUUUCUCCACAUCCUCUCCAACAUGUGUUGUUACCUGGUGUUUUGAUCUUAGCCAUUCUGACAGGUGUAAGGUGAUUAACUUCUUAAGUUCUUUAUAUAUUUUGGAUAUUAGCCCUCUAUCAGAUGUGGAGUCGCUGAAGAUUUUUUUCCCAAUCUGUAGGUUGCUGAUUUGUCUUAUCAAUUAUGUUCUUUGACUUACAGAAGCUUUCCAGUUUUAUGAGGUCCCAUUUAUCAAUUCUUGAUCUUAGAUCAUGAGCCAUUGGAGUUCUCUUUAGGAUAUUUCCCCCUGUGCCAAUGAGUUCAAGGCUCUUUCCCACUUUCUCUUGUACUAGAUUCAGUAUAUCUGGCUUUAUGCUGAGGCCCUUGAUCCACUUGGACUUGAGCUUUGUGCAAGGGGACAAAUAUGUGUCUACUUUCAUUCUUCUACGUACAGACAGCCAAUGAGACCAGCAUCACUUAUUGAAGAUCCUUUCUUUUUUCCAUUGUAUAUUUUUGGCAUCUUUCUCAAAAAUCAAAUGACGUUAAGUCUGUGGUUUUAUUUCUGGGUCUUCAAUUCUAUUCCAUUGAUCAACAUGUCUGUCUCUGUACCAAUACCAUUCACAAUUAGCUAAUAUUUUAUAAAGAAAAAAAACAUAAAACAAAAAUGUCCAGCAGCUAGAAAGAAGGGGCAGCAAUUAUGUGUACAUACUACUCAUGCUAAAAACCCAAUCCGUUCUUAGCAUUCAGGUCAAGGGGAUUACAACUACCUGUAACUCAUGCUACUGCACUCAUGUAUACACACAAAACAGAGACACACGAGUACACAUAAUUUGAAGAUAUAUAUAUAUAUAUAUAGAUAGAUAUAAUAUACUUAUAUACUUAUAAAUUUCUUAUACCUAUAUAAUUUGUGUUUAUUGCUUACAUCUUUAGGUAAUUGUCAGCCUAUAAAAAUACAGAGGAAAUUGUGUUAUCUAUGUUCAGUGGCUAGUGAGACACAUUCAUCCAUCUCAUGGUGCAUUUUCCUUGGAGUUCUAACACAUCUAAGUUAAAAGUUUUCCCUUUUGAAUUGCCGUUGUGUUAAUAUGAAAAUUAUUCUUGCCAGAAGCAUUCUACUAUAAUCUUUUAAGGAAGAAAUUAAAAUUAGGUAUCUGUGCCUGGUAAUGUUGUAAGCAGAGUGUUAACUGCAUUUGCUAAGUAAAUCUGUAAAUUAGAAAAUCUCUGCUUUAGUGAUCACAUCAGCCUUGAGGAGCUGCAGUUUAAAGGAGAUUAAAUGUUUUUCUAACAACUGCUCCCAAAGCUGUUGAUAGCACAGGAAAUGAACACCUAGUAUAUUGAGAAAUGUUGCAGAUUCUGUCAAGAGAACAUUUUGAUCUUUUUCACUCAGGUAACAUUAUUUCACACGUAGGCUUCUCACAAAACACCACUUUUUGUGGAUUUAAGUACUCAUUAUGCAUUCAAUAUUUAUGCAAAUAUUCUCGAGAUGACAGGGUAUUUAUCCAGGACGAAGACAUGAAUGUAAUGUAUGAAGGAGUCCAGCACUUAGUCAUGGGGCUGCAGUUUAAGUGUUGGUGAUUUUUAAAAUCAAAACUGAAGUCACUGAAGCUCAUUACUGUGCAAGUGUUAAAAGAAUGCACAUGUGAGCGUCCCCAUUAAAAAUUCAAGGCUUUAUAUGAGCAUUUUUCACUUUGUAGGGUGAUACAAAGAGAAAACAACAUUAGAAGCUUUCCUCUGGCAAGAAAUAAAAUUGUAUAUUCUCCUGGAUACAGUGCUUUCUAAAAUGGCUUAUUUUACUAUUUUAUGAAGUUAGAAUUCUAGAUUAAUAUUGUUUGGACUGUACGUUCCAUUGCAUAGAUUACCUUCUACAUCUAAAACUAAAGUAAUUCUAUGUAUUUUUGAUCCUAUCAACUGAUAGUAAAAGCAUCAAGUAUAGAUAGUUCAUUGUUCUCUAUUUAGUCUAACAUAAGUAUUAUAGAUGUUUCAUUAUAUAAGCGUACCUACUACAUCUUGAUAAAUUCUAAGGAAUAACAUAGAAAGUAAAAAUGAUAGAUGCUGUAUGUAGUGAGCAUUGUCCUUAUUUAUUUAUGUAUUCAUGGUUUUGUGGCCUCAUGAAAUGAAAUCAUUCAUGUAUUGUCUGAAUUCAUGAUGUCAGGGUUCCAAACUGGAUUUCAAGUGCUUGUCAUUAUUCUACCCUAGACCCCAAUUCCCUUAUACAAUAAAAGGAUUUCUAUAUAUUUUGUAACCUUCCUGAAACAUAACUUGAUUUCUAUAUGAUUUGAGAAUAACAAUUUCAGUAAAUUAUAUUUGUAGUACAUCUUCUGCAAUUAAAGCCUUCCAAUUUUCUACUCCUAAAAAGAUAAGAUGAUGCAGAAUAUCUCAUCAUUUGGCAAUUUCCUAUCAUUAGACUGUAAUUUCAGCAGUACAGAUACACCUAUGCUCAACAGCAAGAAACAAGGAUAUGUCCCCAGGAAAUGACAAUUCUGUCUUGUGUUUGCACAAAACUCACACCUAAGAAACUGAAAGGAAUUUAAGAAAAAUGAAUUUGGAAAUACUCAGACACCUGUAAGUUACCAUGUUCUCUGUGGAGAUGAAGUGUGCAACAUUGAAACAAAGUAAACAUCUCCUCUCUGGCCUUAGCUGAAGAAUGAAAGAACCAUCAUAAGUACAUAUCUUACUACUGAUACAGAGUGGCUUUUCUUUCUCACUCACACAAAUAAAUAUUAAUAACACUAGACAGCUCACACUUCUGUCACUAUGACUGUUUUAUUUUCACUGAAUAAAGUACUCAUCCAUUGGGAAUAUGUUCUACGAUCUUCAGUGUAUGCUGAAACCAUGAGAUAAAUAAACUCCAUAUGAUAUGUAUUGCCUACACAUAAACACCAGUUAAGCAGUUCACACUUUAUAAAUUAAUUCCAGAGAGAGAGAACAGGAAGUGGUUAAUAAAAAGUUAUGAAUGUAUAAUGCACUUCCUUCUUACAGACUGGUAGUCAUGGCAUAGGGAAGUAUUCUGCAUUCUACAGAAAGGGAAAGGGAAAUAACAAGCCAUGUAUAAACCCUUGCACCUACAAGAGAAACCCACAUGCAAGAUAUGCUGGUAUAGUAGCGUGGCAGAAAGCUUGUGGAAGCGACCACCCUCUAUUUGAGUUAAGGCCCACCCCAUUAGAUGAAACCCAUACCUGACACUGCUUAAGUAUUCAAGAACCUGAGGCUAGGUAAGCCAGGGAGCCAGGGGAAACCAAAUACCACUGCUCUGCUAAAGGAACAUAGCAAUAAAAUUACUCCUAAUGGCAUUCUGUUAUGGCCAUAGACGGCCUUGCUUGGCCAUCAGCAGAUCAGCUGUGUCCCGAGGCAGAUGGGAACACACGCAACAUGCACAGCGUCCAUCAGGCAGACAAUAUGUAGGGACUGAGAGGCCUUGAAACACUCAACCCAACAGGGAAGUCUCCAUCACACAUCACCCCUCAGGGUUCAGGAAAUUCUGCAAAAGAGGAGAUAGAACUAGUGUAUAAGAAAAGGGAUGGAGGGCACCAAAAAAAAACAAGGCUCUCUAAAUCAACAGGACUGAAGCUCAGAUGAACUCACAAAGGCUGGGGCUUGCAUGCGUUUAUACCAGAUUUGGGGGGAGGGGAGGGUCCUAGAGCUAAAAGAAGAAGUGGACACAUGUCCCCAUCCCUAACAAAGACAUGGUCUUCAAUUGAUAACCACUUGCAAAUUAAAAAUCAGGGUUUUUUCCAAGUGAAUAUCACUGUUGGAAAAACAAAUCACUCUUAAAUGCAGGCCCCGUGCCCACCAGUAGAUGACAAACACAAAAUGAACUCACCGGGAUCUUUGGAAGUUGUUUGUCUCAUAAUUUUAAGUCAGGGACUUUUUUUUAUUAUUACAGUUUCUUUGCAUAUUUCUUUGCAGCUUCUGGUCUGGAGUUUUAUGGCCUUGUGUGUGUGAGCAUGCGUGUCUCUUCAUCUAUAUGUACUCUACAUUUUUUUUUCAUAUUCCAAUUUGUUUGGGCUUUAGUUGUUUUAUUUUUAUUAUUGCUCCUUAGCUUUCUGUUCACUUUCUAACAAGAGACAGAAUAGCUGUGGAACCAGAUAGAAGAAAUGGUGGAGAAAAACUUAGAGAAUAUGGGAAGAGGAUACCAAAUCAGAAUAUAUUGUAUGAAAAAUCCAUUUUCAAUAAAAGAAAAUGAAAAAUAAUAAUGUACUACCUAUAAUUGGUAAAAAAAAAAUAACUGGUUCUUGAAGUCACUAAUGUAUUGACAACUAUGAUUUACUUAUUAUCAUCUGUAAAAUGACCACAAUACAUAAAUUAAACCACUAAUCCUCAGAACAUUACAAGAUAAUAUUUUGCAUUUCCCCGAUGAAGAAAAUGGAGACAUAAGGCUGUAUUGUGAAGAACUGGGUUUACGAAUUCUACCACUACCUUUUAGGUAGCUUUGAAGAUUAGAAAGGCUCUGGGUUAGAAGCAGUAUCUGCCUGUCUAAUCUGUAAGACAGCUUUAAAAACUGAUACAGUCUUUACUACCAGUCUUGCUGCAAGGAAAAUGGAUUCCUCUGUUUAUAGUACAUUGAUUACCCAUGGCAAGUCACACAUGUAAAAUCAUGAAUUAUUGCUAUUUCUUAUUCAGAGGCAUGUCUCAUCCUUUUAGAGGAAGUAAGAACGUAAUAGAUAUAGCUAAAGAUAUUAGUUUUAUUUGAAAUCAAAUAGCCAAGUGGUCACUAUUGAUAAUUGUACUAUUCUACUUAGUAGGAAUAUUUAUAGAGCAGUCAUACUGGUUAUCAGUUUCUAUUUAUGCAAAAGUGGUAUGUAUAUCUCAAAUAAGAAUAAUGGAAAGAAGCUAUUUUUCAUGGAUAUAAAACUGCAUUUCCCAUGAGGAUCAGAAUAUCAAGAUAUAACCUUACUCAACAAUGUGUUCUUGGGGAGGGAAACCAAGUGUAAAGAAAGCAUUUAAUGUAUGAUCCAGAAAGAGCAACAGACGUUUGGAAAAAGAUCUAUUAUUUCUUUGGGCAAGAAAGUGUAACCCAUGUUGGUUCAUCACAAUUCCCAUAUGCAUGUAUUAAUGAGAAUUAUCACCUUUAUCUCCACCCUGUAAACCUCAAUGAUUGCUAUUAUUUCAUGAUGGAGAGAUGAGAGAAAAGAAGUUUAAAAAGCAUAGAUGUUUUCUCAGAAUUAUUUUUUAUAUUAGACUCAGGAUUGGAACAUUGAGGAUUUAAUUCUAUAGACUAUGUCCUCAAAUAUUUUACUAUUUUGAAUUCAUUACACUUUUGUAAAUUGGAAAGCCUAGUAAUAACUUUUGAACUCAUAAAACAUGGUGGUGUCAGGGAUCACAUAUAUGAGCUAUGACAUGCUUCCUGAAUGCUAAGCUAGGAAGAUGGCACGUUUGAGGCAAGCUUGGACUACAUGCCUGAACUUUGCCAAAUAAAAUAAAAAGGAAGAAAAAAGGGCAACUUUUUUUUUUACCGUGAUCAAAUAAACUUCCAAUACUCAAAAGAUCAAAGCCUGUUCUUUUCUGAAGGGCAAUGGAGGAGCAGGGGCUCUGGAGCAAAGGCUAAAGUGCAGAGGAACUAGGAGAAGGGGUGGGAGGAGGGGCUGCGAUCUGGAUAUGUUGUGUGAGAGAAAAAAAAACAAAACAGAGAGAACCAGGAUCUUCCCCAAGUUCCUUCUUUCUUUCAACAUCUGCAGUUACACUGUAGAAGCCUCCCAUUUUCUUAGAUUAAUCCCAAGAUAAUUUAUUAUUAUUAUUAAUUAUUUGGUUUUACAGAAAGGCUACUGGAUUUUUAAAGUUAAUUUUGUACCCUGCCAAUUUGCUGAAAUAGUUGAUUUUGGGGGAAGUUUUGUGGAUAGAAUUUUUUUCUUUUUUCAUUUAUUUUUUUAUUGAAUAUUUUCUUUACUUACAUUUCAAAUGUUAUCCCCUUUCCUGUUUCCACCCGGGAAAUCCCCUAUCCCAUCCCCACUCACCUUGCUUCCACAAGGGAGUUCUGCCACUCACUCACCCACUGCCUCCUUCCCACCCUCCAUCUCCCUACACUGGGGCAUCAAGCCUUCACAAAAGAAAGGGCCUCUUCUCCCAUGGAUGACCAACAAGGCCAUCUCCUGCUACAUAUGUGGCUAGAGCAAUGGGUCACUCCAUGUGUAUUCCUUGGUCAGUGGCUUAGUCCCUAGGAGUUCUGGAGUGUCUGGUUGGUUGAUAUUGUUCAUCCCAUGGAAUUGGAAAUGCCUUCAGCUCCUUCAGACCUUUCUCUAACUCCUCCACUAGGGACCCUAUGCUCAGUCCAGUGGUUGGCUGCAAGCAUCUACCUCUGUAUUUGCCAGGCUCUGGGAGAGCAUUUUAGGAGACAGCUAUAUCAGGCUCCUGUCAGCAUGAACUUCUUGGCAUCCACAAUAGUGUCUGUAUAUGGGAUGAAUUCCCAGGUGGGACAGUCUCCAGAUUGCCUUCCCUUCAGUCUCUGUUCCACACAUUGUCUCUGUACUUGCUCCUGUGAGUAUUCUGUUCCCCCUUGUAAGACGGACCGAAGCACCCACACUUUGGUCUUCCUUCUUGAGCUUUAUGUGGUCUUUGAAUUGUAUUUUGGGUAUUCUGAGCUUUUGGGCUAAUAUCCACUUAUCGCGAGUGCAUACUAUGUGUGUUCUUUUGUGCUUAGAUUACCUCUCUCAGGAUGAAAUUAUCUAGUUCCAUUCAUUUGCCUAAGAAUUUCAUGAAUUCAUUGUUUUUAAUAGCUGAGUAGUACUUCGUUGUGUAAAUGUACCACAUUUUCUGUAUCUAUUCCUCUGUUGAGGAACAUCUGGGCUCUUUCCAGCUUCUGGCUAUUAUAAGUAAGGCUGCUAUGAACAGAGUGGAACAUGUGUCUUUGUUAUAUGUUGGAACAUCUUUGGGGUAUAUACCCAGGAGUGGUAUAGCUUUGUCCUCAGAUAAGACUAUGUCCAAUUUUCAGAGGAACUGCCAGACUGAUUUCCAGAGUGGUUGUACCAGCUUGCAAUCCCACCAACAAUGGAGGAGUGUUCCUCUUUCUCCACAUCCUCGCCAGCAUCUGCUGUCACCUGAAUUUUUGAUCUUAGCCAUUCUGAGUGGUGUGAGGUGGAAUCUCAGGGUUGUUUUGAUUUGCAUUUUCCUGAUGACUAAAGAUGUUGAACAUUUGUUUAGGUGCUUCUUCACCAUUCAAUAUUCCUCAGUUGAGAAUUCUUUGUUUAGCCCUGUACCCCAUUUUAAUAGGGUUAUUUGAUUCUCUGAAGUCUAAUUUUUUAGGUCUUUGUAUAUAUUGGAUAUUAGCCCUGUAUUGGAUUUAGGAUUGGUAAAGAUCUUUUGCCAGUCUGUUGGUUGCUGUUUUGUCCUAUUGUUAAUGUCCUUUGCCUUACAGAAGCUUUGCAAUUUUAUGAGGUCCCAUUUGUCUAUUGUUGAUCUUAGAGCUUAAGCAAUUGUUGUUCAAGGCUCUUCCUCACUUUGUCCUCUAUUAGUUUCACUGUAUCUGAUUUUAUGUGGAGGUCCUUUUUUUUGAACUCUUGAUUAUAAUAUCAAUAUCUGAAAGUAGGAUUAAUUUGGCUUCUUUUUCUAUUUGUUUCCUUGUUUAUUGUAUUGCUCUAACUAGUGCUUUGAGAACUAUGCUUAAAAGGUUAGAGGUCAUGGACAGAUAUCUUGUUCUUGAUUUUGUGUGAUUGCUUUACAUUUUUUCUCCAUUCAGAAAAAAAAAUGGCUAUAGAGAUGUCAUAUAUUACUUUUUCUGUGUUGAAGUGUAUUCCCUCAGUCCUCUUUUGAGGACUGUUAUCAUGAAAGCAUGCUGGAUUUUUCACAAAGGUUUUAAAUGAAUCUAUUGAGAUUAUUAUGUAAUCUUUACACCACUUAUAUGAUUUAUUCUACUUACUGACUUAUAUAUGUUGAAUUAAACCUGUAUUUCUUGAUUAAAAGCCAACUUGAACAUGAUGGUUGGUCUUCUUGAUGUGCGCCUGUGUUCUUCUUGCUAGUGUUUUAUUGAGAAUUUUUGCAUUUAUGUUCAGGAAAUCUGUUAUGAAACAAUCUCUCAUAGAAAUACCUGCAUAAACAAGAUCCAAACAAUGCUAAUAUCGAAAUGUAUGCUAACACUGAAGGGAGAAGAGCACACACACCCCUGGUUGAGGAAUUACAAGCAACUAAUGACUCUAAACCAGGAAGAGUUAGCCUUUCUCAGCAAUGAGUCCUGUAAUUGUCUGUCUAAUAUAAAAUGGUCACGCUAUACACACAGACAACCAAAACAGAUUCAUGAAGAUGUAUUGAUAUGAAGGAGUUGGAUAUAAGAGACUUGGGAGAAGCUGAAGGAAGGAAAGAAGAGAACUGAAAGUGGGAAAGAGAAGGGGGAAAUGAUAGGAUUGCAUUUUAGUUUGAAAUGUAUUAAACUUAUAAGUUAACAACAGAAUUCUAUGUUUCUUAGUGAGUGUACUUAGAUAUAAGUUGGCUAGAACAGCAAGAACUUGAAAUCUGAGGCAAGCAUUUUGAAGUUAUUUAAUAUCAGUAAAAUGAAUUUUGCCCAAAAGAUGGAAGCUAUGGUCAUGAAAAUUUCAAAAGUUCUAAGAACUAUAAUAUCACUAUGGCCUUACAGGCAUUUAUAGGACAUAUUCAUUUUAGACAGUACACUAUUGAUCUAAUCAAUAGUAUAUAAAACUUGGAGCUAUAAAUCUAGGCUCAUAUUAAAACCUUAGGCAAGAAACAUGUUUCAACUCUUUGAGCCUUAGUUGCUUGAAGAGAUUCAGCAAACAAAUAUUUAUUGAAUAAAAUAUUUAUGAUAAUGCCUUCCUACAUCCAAACAUUGUGUAUAGGUUUAAGUGAGAAAACAUCUUGAGCCUCUGGAGAAGCCAAUGGAAGGAUUCUACACUGGUAUGCGACAAUCUCUGAGACCCUGCUGGUAAGCUUGUCAGCCUGACUUGAAUAUGACAAACACAAUGUAAUCAUGACUGGCAUUAAGCCCCUUCAUUUACAUGUUUGCAAGCCCAGAAUCUUGACUGCUCUGCAUGUGAUCUUCCCAACUUCUCUGCCUCUUUCUGCCUAUCCCCAGCCUGUUAAAGGCAUCUUGGUUAGUUCUCUAGCCUAUACACUCCUUGCCAUAUCCAUUACAUCACAUUUUCUACCUGAUGCUUACUGAAAAACCCAAGGUACUCUUUGUGUUUUCUCUUGUCUAUUGCUCCCCUUUUUUUCUACUUUGGAAUCAAGCAAAGUUUACAAUUAUAGAAGUGGAGACCUCAUCAGGCAUAAGGUGAAGUUCAAAGUCAUGAAGAGAGUCCAUUCUUGCCCCUAUCUAGACUGUUGCCACCUUGGGCCACUCCCUUAUAUUGCACUAUAAAUAUUGUUGUCCUCGAAUCAACACAAUCCUGCCUCAUAAGUGUUAGUCACAUCCUGUCACUCCCUUGGUCUGGAACAUUCUUACUUCUUCAUUUGCAUGAUUUCUGAUGAUGUUCCAAAGGGGCCAACUGACCUCACUUCUCUCCCAAACCCUUUUGAGAACCCUUUUGUUUCUCCAUCCCCUUAUUACAUAUUAAAAACUUCAUACGUGUACAGUGUGUCCUGAUCAAAUUAGCCAUAGUCCCCCAACUUAUGAUUUGUUUUAGAUUUCCAGAACAAAUCUCCUUCUCAGCAUCAUAUAACUCAACUUCUUAAAAUAUAACCCAACUUAGUUCAUGUGUGAAUAGAUACAAGGAUCACUACUUUGAUUUAGACUACCUAUCAGUAGCUGAGACCUUAAAGAAAAGUGACUUUUCCUCCCUCAGCAGCUAUCCACUGCCAAUAGUUUUCUAGCUGGCUGGGGUCUCUAAUGUCCCUUCAUACAUCAGUGAUACAUAGUUAGCCUCAUCUUGUUUAUAUCUUGCUUAGUAACCACAGCUUCUGGGGGUCCCUUGUGAAACUACUAUGCUGUCUUCCAAAGACAAAAUUCACAGCGCUCCUUUCCACCACUCCCCUUCUUUCUGACCCUUUCUUUUCAGUGUUCCUUCAACCUGGGAUAGCAGAGGCUGAAAUAGAUAUCUUAUCUACAGCUGCACACUCAUCAACACUGAUUCUUAUUUAAAGGCUUAAGAGUCUCUGCAUCAACCUCUGCCCACUGUAAAAAGAUUAUCUGACCAAUAUUGAUAGCAGUACAAAUCAACUGGUUUUCAUGCAGUCAACUACUUUGUGAUUAAAUGUGAGCCUUCAACUGUAGAAGGAAAUCCAUGUCUAGUGGUAUACACCUAGUCAAAAACCCAUGCCUUUCAUGGGUUUCCUUUCAGGUCAUGCCCCCUGAAAGGAGCUUACUUUAGGUGUUUUGCUAUAUGUACUUUUUAAAAAUCUUUUUCAUAGCUGUAGCCCUGGUUUCAAGUGUGGAACCUAGAAUGUAAAUGUAGACGAGCAUUAGUAAAUGUACUGGCAUCUAAAACUGUAACAAAUAUACAUAAAGAAAAAGUUAAGAGAUGGGUGAAUGGAUAAAGCAACCAUACUAAACAUGAAGUUGGCUUGGACAAAAUCAACACGUUUUCAUCUUAAUAAAAUUAGGAAUAAUGGGUACAGGCUAUGGGCAACACUUCAUCUUCUCAUGUUCAUAUUGAUGUGAGAUAGUACUAAAAAUCUUUAUCUAGACAUGCAAUAAAAUGCUGAAAACAAUAUUAGACUUUCACAAUAAUUGUGAAUAUGAAGGAAAUGGGGCUGAAUAUUAAAAUGAGAAAGAUUAGCAUAUGACAGAUAUCUUGCAACCAGACAAGUGCUUGUUACAUUCUCAUACUUGACAUGUCAAAAUACAUAGGUGGUCUAGACAUGCUUCCAAAUGUACACAAGCAUUUAAUGUGAGAAUCUAGUAUUCUCAGCAUAUUAAAAUCCUUUGAAUGCCUUCAAUAAUUUCAAAUAUUUCAACUUCAAGUAUGUCUAUGAAUCUUUCAAACAUUUUAUCUUAAGAAAUACAUAUGAAAAAGACAGCUGUGAGGAAAGCACAAAACAACAAAACUCAAUUUUGAUGAGUUUUAAACUUUCAAAAAAAUAACUUUUUCCUUUUUACUUGAUUAUCAUAUAAUUUUUUCUUUCUUUCUUAAGACAGGAUUUUAGUAUGUAUCCCAGACUAGUCUAGAACUCAAGAUAACCCUUUGUCUUCUAAGGGCUGGGAUUAUAUAUACGAUCCACUAUGUCCAAUUUUCAGGAAUACUUCUUAAAGACAUUUAUAAACAUUUAAAGUAGCAGAGUAAGGCAAUAUUAGUUGACAAUAUUUAUGUGUUUGCCCAAGGGUAGGGGAGAUUAUAUAAAAAUUAGCCUAGAACCCAGUUACUAAAAGUACUUAAAGCAUAAAUAUGACCCACCUUCUCCAGGAGCUACUAUCUUAUCUUAGUAAAAUGGUUCAUGGACAUCCCUUGUAAUUCUACAUCUGACUGUAGAUCAAUUGGCUGCAUUUAUUUGUUCAUUUAUUCAGUUGCUUGUUCCUUAAUUUUUUAUCAUAACAUAAAGCAUAGUUAUCAGCAAUUAUGUAAUAAGGAAGGAAUAUACAGCAGUGCUCUGAAAGAAAUGAAGCAAACUCUUUCACUGUUAGGGAUCUGGGUGUCAGAGUGAAAUCUAUGUUUCGAAUCAUAGACAACAGAGGUCAUGGUAUAUAAGAACGCUGCAGAGAUUUACUUGAAAGAAAGAAUUCAAACUAACUGCAAAAUUUACAUUACUGUUAAAUAGAAGUGUUUUUCCUCAUUAUGAAAUAUUUAUAUUUGCUCUAAAGAGUUUGGAACAUGUUUCUUUGUGUUUUAAUAAUGCUUCAUGGGAUAUGUUUGCUGUGGAUGCUAUUAUUUUUUGCAUAAUUAAGUAAUGAAGCAAUUAGCACAGCAGGCACAUGUCAGCUAGAAAGUGGUUAAAAUUUGUGAUGAACUAGAAGAUUUUGCUGUGUUUGCCAAUAUCCUCCUUAUUACCACAUGAAGCUGCACUUCAUAGAUUAUAAAGGGAUGGUGCUCCUCCAUAUUUGAAACUUUAACUAGAAAAUGGAGCGAUUUUAUAUAACUCAGCAAAAUGCCUUUAUAGCAUACAAAUAUGUACUACAGAGUUGUCUGUAAACUGUUCUAAAGUACAUGCCUAAGGAAGUCAUUUGAAUGAACAGAAACAAAACAAUCAAGGAAUAUGCAUUUCUCAAGAUACCUCUGUGGGCAGAGUAGAACUUGGCCAUAGACUUUUAACAAAUACAUUUUUACUCUUUUGUACUGUGUCUCUAUGUCCACUGACAAAACUCUUUAUAGUUAGUAACUACAGUUAUUAAUCAGUUAGAGUUAUUGUUAAUAACUAUGACAAGUGAAUCUGGGCCUGAGUAAUUCUAACUCUGUGAUUCCUUUGCAUAGAUAAAUAAACAUGAACAAGUAAGAAGCUCAUCCAAUUCCAAGCUCCAUGUGUACUUUUUUUUUUCUACUUGCAUGCAUUAUGUUUCUUCUCUGUGAGAGCAAAUUGUUUCUCUCUGAAUCAAAGAUAAGUAAGAAGUCGUGUUUACCCUUUAGGAACAUAUAGUGCAGAAUCUAGACUCAAUGUGUAGUUAAAUCCUAUUUCAAAGCAGAAAAGAGUGUCAAACAGUAUUUUCUAAAUGUUAAGCUCAGGGAAGUCUGUCUAAUUCCUACAGUCUGGAAGAUAGUGGGACUUAUGACUUCCUUGUAUAGCUUCUGAUAUUCCUAGGAGACACAAUCUCACAUCAAACUCCUGUUACUCUGGCUCUUAAAUCCUUUGGUCCCCCUGUUUUCCAUGUUUCUGUGGAAUUGACCUUCACAAAUCUGCAUUUUGGUUGGUUGUAAUUUUCUAUAAUGGUUCAUUUGUUCUAAAGAGAAGUUUAGUAGUUGAGGGGUGAAGAUUACAUUUGUUUGUAUAUUUAGACAGGGACUUAAAAUAAAGUUAAGAAUUGUGCUGGUUUAGUAAAGUGAAUGUUGUAGAUUCUCCAUCAAGGUCCUUGACUUCUCUAGCCCUGGUUAGUUUCCAAUAUUGGGUAUUAUUUUCCUUUUGUUCAGUGGGCCUUAAGUCCAACUCAAAAGCUGUUGGUUACAAUCAAGGUAUGUGUGCCACUACUACACCAUGAGGGUCAUGGCUCCAUGGUAAUGGUUUUGACUCACAGACAUCAUAGCUGGAUAGAGCUGUUAGUUGUUUGCAUCUUUUCCAAGCUUGCAUGGUAUCUUCUGGUACAAUUAAAAUAGUCUUCAGGGCAGAGGGCUGCAGGUCAGCUGCAGCUCAGGCUCCUUUACAUGGUGAAAUACAUGGUGUCUUUUGCUGUUGUCUUAGUUAUAUUUUAGUUAGUCAAUUCAAAGGGCUCAAGAGACUCCCCAAACAAUAUACAUUAACACAUUUGCUUUUGUCUGCCUUUUAGAACAUGAAGACAAGAUCCUCUUUCUGAGGACAACACAAAUUUGAGGCACAGUACUUGCAGCAAUCAGGCUAGAACUGACUAAUAAGCCUCCACCCUGAGAACUAGCUAUCAUAGUGCCACAGAAAACAUUACUCUCAUCCCUCAUCGAAGAAGCUUCCAUUUGUAACAGGUGGAAAAUCAUAGAUCCAAAAUUUUGUCAAAAUUCGGGGAAUACAUGGCUUUGGAUUGGUCACCCCAGAAUGGUGUAUCUGUAGUACAACCCCUAUAGCUGAAACCCAGGGAACACCUGGUGUUAGAAUACUGUCCUCUGGCCAGGCAGCGGUGGUACUCACCUUUAAUCUCAGCACAUGAGAGGCAGAGGCAGGCAGAUUUCUGAGUUUGAGGCCAGCCUGGUCUACAGAGUGAGUUCCUGAACAGGCAUGGCUACAGAGAAACCCUGUCUUGAAAAAAACAAAACAAAACAGAAAAACAACAACAACAACAAAAUACUGUUCUCUAAACACACCAGGCAAUUUGCAUCUAUGAAAUCUCAACAAUAUGAUUACAAAGUAAUUACAUAAUUACUAUUACAUAAUAGCAAUACCAAUUGACAUGACAACUUGUUCAAGAAAUUAAAUAAAGGCCCAACCACAGAUGAAAAGCUACAAGCAAGCAGUGGCUGAUGAGAGAGGAAGUUUUCUCUAAGAAUAGCUCCCUGGUAGGUUAUCCAACCCCAAGUGAUAAGUUCUAAAUACAACUUAGAAUCAACAGGAAAUAAGCUUGGUGGGUUAUAUGGGUGAUAUAUAUGUGCAUGUGGUGUGUAUUUGUGUUGCAAUAUUAAUUAAAGCACAAAAGAAGAAAAGGCCUUGAAUCUGAGAGUAGUGGUCAGAUACAGGAGGAGUCAGAAUAGAAAUUAUGUUAAUAUGAUAUUCUUGUUUGAAAUGUUCAAGGAUUUUUUUAAGUUCCUAUUUUAGCAAUGGAGUGGCAAUCGUCCUUUCAAAGAGGAAUAACACUUAAGGAAUUAUUUUGUGAGCGUCAACUACUAUGCAUGCACAGAAAAGAUUUCAUUGCUGCCUGUAACUGAUACUUAUAUUAACCUAGAGGAAUAAUUUCUCCGGGCUUCUCUGUGACUAUUUUUGGGUGUGGAUAAGUGGAUUAACUUGAUUUAAUCUCUGUUGAGGUGAAAAAGCAAUCCGUCUCUGGUGAAUUUCCACUAAGUCAGAUAUGGGAAAUGUGCUCUUCAAAUGUAAGGAUGAUUUAAGAGCUUGAAGUAUCCUUAUCUUUAUCAACAGUCGGGCAAGUGUGAUAACCAUCUCAGGGUCUAAGACCUAGUAUGAAGAAAUUAGGUCCUGGGUGAGUUUUCCUGCGAGUUUGAAAAUGAGAACUUGGGAAUGUCUACCUCAAAGUUAAAAUAGAGUAUGAAGAAGACAGCAGUGGAGGCAUCUUGAAAAUAAUAUCACAAAACAAGAACGAAUAAAGACAAACAAGAAAACACACUAAAAAUUGAGAACUCAUCUUACGUAAUUAAAUGGUAAAGAGGAAAAAUGGCUGCAUGCCUACGAAGGUCAGAGAAGAGAGUGUGUCAAGCAUAUAGAGGACUAGGCUCUUUUCUCAGUUUCUUAGAUGUGUGCUGGCAGAAGUUCCCAUGAGUCCUUUUUGUCUCUCACUUUACUGCUGGUGUGAGAUUCAAAACAAAGUCAUGAGGAACUGACUUUCUUGGUGGGGAUACUCUGUGACUAACACUUUAUAUGAGUUUCCAAAGAUUUGAUCUCUACAAGAAACACUGAACUACCAACCAAACAAGGGACACAUGCCAUUGCAGUUUUGAUGUAAAAACACUUGUAGCGUUUGAGGAAAGUGUAGAACCUAUGAAAAGUAAUGCCUAGCUUGCAGAGGUAAGCUACAAAAAAUGGAUGACAGCCAGGUACACCUUCAGAUUGGGGCUCCCUGUUUCUUGAUCCUACAUGACAUGAAGAGUGGUCCCUUACCCCACACACAUGGACCAGGCCCUCCUCUUUAUCAAUGUCUCCCUCAUCAUGGUGGAUGUCCCUCCUGGAGCAGUGGGGCAGAGCAAACAUCUACACCCUAAGGCCAUUCUGACAAGUAUUUUGACAGAGCAAUAAGAAAACAGAGACUGUGCCUGUGUUCAGUGUCAAAAUCCAAGAUAGCCCACAAGUGUGUUCCCCAAGAUCUAACAAUUUUCAUUAUUAAUUUGAACAGACAUUUUUCCCAAACAUGAGUAAUGGAUUUUUAUUGAAUAAGUAUAUAUUUGCUUUACUAGAGUUAUUUUCUCAAAGAUUAAAUGCCUCAUGGACCCUAAAAUACAGUCCUGAAAGGAGUGUGACUUUUCCUCCCAAGAGAGGAGUUAAGAUAACAUAUGUAUGUUGCUGCACUGAUAACAAAAUACUCAUUUGUAAAUAGUACUGCAUGCUCAGAAGGCCUUCACAACUUUCUCUGUUCUUUAAGGGAUGAAAUUUUCUUUCUGAAAGUCAGAGCUUCUCCCCAGCAGGUGUUUUAUACCUGCUCCAAGAUUUAUGGAAAUGAAAAAUCACUGAGAGCAUUAAAGAUUUAAAGACUAUUAAUAUGCAUACCUAUUGUUGGAAGAGUAGGCUUGUGGGUUGUGAAGACGUAAGGACAGAAAGAAACAAAAGGUGGUACAAAGUUUUAUACAUAUACAUACACAUAUACGUACACAUAUAUAUAAAACAUAAUAUAUUAUAAUAUAUUUUAAAUACAUAUAUAUAAUGCAAUCACUUUCACAUUUGGUUUUUAAUAUCUGUAAAAUAUAUCUUUAAAAAUAUCUUUUAAAAUAAUAUCUUUUUCUCUUUAAUUUAUUUUAAAGGUCACUUAUUUUUUUUGUUGCUGUUGAUUGUGCUUUAUUUUGUGUGAAGUGAGAUAUGACAUCAUAGCUAGUGCUAACCAAUAGAUUGCAUGAUAAGUAGUACCCUUAAGUAGUACCCAACCCUCUAGUCUCAGAGUCACAAAUGCUGGAUAUGUAUAAGACACCACAGCUGACUUCUGUUGAAUAUUUAUUUUUUUUAAUUUUUUAUUAGAUAAUUUCUUUAUAUACAUUUCAAAUGCUAUCCCGAAAGUUCCCUAUACCCUCCCCCCCGCCCUGCUCCCCUACCCUCCCACUCCUGCUUCUUGGCCCUGGCGUUCCCCUGUACUGGGGCAUAUAAAGUUUGCUAGACCAAGGGGCCUCUCUUCCCAAUGAUGGCCGACUAGGCCAUCUUCUGCUACAUAUGCAGCUAGAAACACGAGCUCUAGGGUUACUGGUUAGUUCAUAUUGUUGUUCCACCUAUAGGGUUGCAGACCCUUCAGCUCUUGGGUACUUUCUCUAGCUCCUACAUUGGGGGCCCUGUGAUCCAUCCAAUAGGUGACUGUGAGCAUCCACUUCUGUAUUUGUCAGGCACUGGCAAAGCCUCACAGGAGACAGCUAUAUCAGGGUCCUUUCAGCAAAAUCUUCCUGGCGUAUGCAAUAGUGUCUGCGUUUGGUGGCUGAUUAUGGAAUGGACCCCGGUGUGGGGCAGUCUCUGGAUGGUCUAUCCUUUCAUCUUAGCUCCAAACUUUGUCUCUCUGUUACGUAUUUAUUGUACAGUGGUGUUCAUCGAGUACAUUAGCCUCCUGAAAUCAUGCACACACAUCUGAAUAAAGCCUAGAGAAGGAUGCUGCCGUUAGUGUAUAGACAGUAGAGAUUUUUAAAGCCUUUUUUUGGCUUCCUCAUAGAGAAAAUGAAAGUAAAGACAGAAUAACCGUACACCUGCAGAGGCUUUUACUGUGGCAUCUGAGGAACCGUCUACUUUCAGUGUGAUUCAUUUUGAAAAGCCAGGGAACAAAGUUAAGAACCCAUUUGGCUGGUUUUAUAACAGUGAACAAAAUGUGUAUUCUAAUGUAUGAAGUUCACAUCACUCCCUGCUGUCACUUCAGUUUAAAACUUGCCACUCAUAGUCCUAGCAAGAAGCAGUCCAUCAACACCCCUGACAUCAUCACAACCCAGCUUGUUGAUGCUCUUUCUAUCGCUGCUGUCCAUUUUCAAGGCCUGAGCCAUAGUGGACUUUGUAAAUUCAUGCCAGUAUGUGUCUGUUGUGAUGGGAUACUAGACACAGAGAGUCAGUUUAUUCUUAGGAAAAAGCUAAACAAACUCGAUUGUCACCUUCCACAGCAUGUGAGCACCGUGAAUGGCUAAUUUGACUUAACUCUCCUCUAGCUGCUAAGUUUACUUGCCUGAGCAUGCCCAGCUGAAUCACCUGUAGAACUACGCUUCUGCCAGUGAGCACAGUGGCUGGAUUCUAAGGAAAGCUUCCGAUUUCUCACGGAUAGUUUUCUCUUCCUCUCAGCGGAGGGGGAAGUGUCGGAUCCUUAAUAUCACAAAUAAUAUCCCAUUGGAAUAGUCACAUUUUUGUUUACAUAAUAAUCUUAAUGCUGAGAAAACUACAAAGAAUAUAAGCAUUCCUAUAAAACUCUCACGUCUGCACAUAUGCAUCACACCACUUCCGGCACAUUUGUUUUUUAGACUUACGGGUAAUUUAAGUGUAGCUUUUUUAAUAACACUAAAUGCUUUCAAAGAUUGAUUAUUCAGCAGUAUUUCUUCUUUCCCUCUGUGAUUUUACCCUACCCUGUGGAGUGUGUUGAUGAAACGUCUCAUAAUAUAUUGAGCUUUCACGGAAAUUUAUUGUCCUUUUUAGAUGACACAUAUAAAUAUCCUAAAUGAAAUGUUGGCACCGCCAUCAAAGUACUAAAAUAUGUCACCAUUCCUCUCUAGCAAUUUCAUAUUUUACCUGUGUUUGAUGUUAAUGUGAAUGUUAUAUUUGAGCUUAAUAAAUAUAUUGUAUAAAAAGAGGUAAGUGUCAAUAGGUUUCUUGAACCCUUUCAUUAAAUGGUUGUGCUGCAGGGAAAUAGAUCAUAAGCAUAAAAGGCAUUGUAAAUCUUAUUUAGAAGCAUUAUAGAGUUCCAUAUAUUUAAAUGAUUUAUAUUUGUAUAAAUGGAUUUCCAGAGUACAAGUUAAAUUUCUAACAAAUAUUUUUCAAAACUGUCUGAGAAGAGGAAUAAAGUUUGCUCUUUGUUUUAUAAACUUGGUUACUGGUCAUUUUUCCUGCUCUAAGUCCUUAAUUUAAUUUGGUUUCUUCUGGAAGAUGCUUCUCAACCAUAGAAUGGUUUAGGGGACUAUGUUGUAGAUUUGAUUUUUUUUUUAAUAUAGGGCACACUUCUUGCAGAAGAACUACAGAAAGGAGACAGCGACACAGUGAUAAUUAAGGAAUGCUUUUUAUUUUAUUUUAUUUUUUUUUUUUUUUGAGGCAGGGUUUCUCUGUAUAGCCCUGGCUGUCCUGGGACUCACUUUGUAGACCAGGCUGGCCUCGAACUCAGAAAUCUGUCUGCCUCUGCCUCCCGAGUGCUGGGAUUAAAAGUGUGUGCCACCACGCCCGGCAGGAAUGCUAUUUUUACAGUCAAUUAUCACUAUCUAAUUAUCUGGGGUAUUAAAACACAUUGAAGUCCUCAGGGCUUUGUGGAGGCCAGUUGGAUACUUAACUCAACAAAUCCAAUUAUUUGAAAUUAGUGUAAAUCUAACAUCAGGAAUUGUCAUGUUGGCAGCCCUCAGCUAAUCGUGUAACCCAAAAGGAACAUAUGAGAAAAUGAAACAAAAUGAUCUGUCUAGAAUGGCUACUCCAAAUGACUUUUUGCCUUCCAGGAGCUCUGGAGACAAAGAGGACAUCCAGUCAAGUUUCGAAAACCCAUAAACAUGCUUUCAGAGUCCAAAUGGCUUUGCAUGAACCACACUGGCAAUAGACACCCUAUCCAAGUCCCCAACUUCCUUUCUUCCAUUUCUAUAUACCACUGACAUUAAUUGGAAAUCUACAUGGGUUUAAUGAAGAGUCUCAACAUUCCUUGAACACUAUCUGACUUACUAUUUUUAUAACUUAAUAACAAGUAAAGAUGAUAGCUACCAAUUUAAAAAAAAAAAAAAAAGAGUCUCAGAAGAAACGUGCCCUAGUUGCAAUGGGAUGACUGAUAUAAAAUGUCAGAGAUUCACUGCUUAAUAUCCAUGUGACAACACGAAACAUAUGCAGGCCCUAUUAACGGCAUGAUCACAUAACUAAAUUAGUUUCCCAAGCAGUAUUCCAUUCGAAGUAUAACAUGGAUUAAAAGUUUUCUAAGCACAUUUCUUUUUCUUAUAUGUAAUUUUUUUUGCACUUUUGGUACCUAAAAACCCAAUUAUAAAAGUUUCCUGGAAAGGAUAAGCAGUGUUCUACAUUAUGAAGCACAAUAUAAUGGGAAAAAAGAAUAAAAGAAAAACGGAAUGAAUAAAAGUGCUGCACUUUCACAUCUGCCAAUAAGAUGAGGCCUGAAAAUGCAGCCAUUGUCAAACCAUCCGCUAAUAAGAUUAGAGCUCUUAAGUCGCCCUGUUCUCAUAGUUCCUGGGACUUUGAUGCCCACACUAAAUUCUUAGACUAAAACUGCUCUAUCGAGUAAGAGUACAAUUAAAACAUUUCUGGGUGUGUGCUGAUAAAAGCCUCCAUUUAUAACGAUUUCCUCUCUUGGUAUCUGAGUAAGAUCUGACUAGUGCCAAUUCUCUUUAUUACUUUCUAUUUAGACCACAAAUACAUCGUAGGAUCAAAUGUAUGAAUUCUUUGAAAGAGAAAUCUGUCUCAGAAUCUGUCUUUUCACUAAGUUCACAUGUAGAAGAAAUUUUUAUCAUAUAAAAUGCACUGUAAGGCUAUACAUAAAUAUUUUAAAUAAAAGGUUGUCUCACUGUAGUUCAAAGGUUUUAACUUUUUCUUUGCUACUAGAUGGUCCAUCUCUUUAAAGGAGGAACUAAUUUAUUAUAGUCAAUUCCAAAAGUUUACAAAAGAUCUCUAAUGAGCAAGCAUUGUUGGCUGUGUCUUAUCAGGUUAAAAGAUUUACCAAGGCUUUACAAAUACAAAGCCAAACAUGUUUCCAAAUUCCAAGGUCACAGGUACUUCUUUAUAAUAAAAAUAUUGAUAAUAUUUAUCCAUAACAAAAAUUGUAACUCUAUAACAACUUCUAUUACUUAGCACUCAUAAGCCUGCUAUCCUAUUAUUCCGCAAGCUUUGUUAUGAUAAAUUAAAUAAAUAAAUAAAUACAUAAGUAAAUAAUGGAAGCUGUCAAGUUCAAGAAAAGUAAAAAGAGUUGCAAUUAAAUAACAAUUUACAAACAAUACACGUUGCAACUGCAACUCUUUCCAGAAUAAGAAAAUAAUUUGUUUUCUAAAAAACAAAGGGGGGUAUGGAUUAUGAAAACUGUUAGGUAGCCUCACUGAGGAAGCAUGUCUUUCAGAGAUACUCCUAUUUCCCACUGUAAUAGAAAAAUGUUUAUUCACAUAUUAUAAUUCCAUUCAGUUUCUGAGACCCACGUUGAGCGACCAAAUUAUACUACCGAGUAAAACCUGAUGCCUCUACAAGGGUAGAUACGCUAGACCAGUGCUUCUCAACCUUCCUAAUACUGCGACCCUGUAAUCCAGUCCCUCAUGCUAUGCUGGACACCAACCAUAACAUCAUUUGGUGGCUUCUUCAUUACUCUAAUUUUUCUACUGUUGUGAAUAAUAAUGUAAAUAUCUGGUAUGCAUGGUAUCUGAUAUGAGAUCCCCACAUGGGUUCUGAUUCACAGAUUGAGAACAUUUCUAUAGAUAUGUUCACUGCACCAAAGAAAGUGUUAGGAUGAAUUGUUUAAAGGUCAGUUUCUGGUAGGGCCUCUCAGAGCCAGCCUCAGUGGAAGGAGAUGUGCUUAAUCCUAGAGAGACUUGAGACCCCAGGGAAGGAGAAGGCCUGGUGGGGGAGGAGCACCCUCUCAGAGGCAAAAGGGAGGAGGAAUGGGAUGAGGAACUGUGGGAGGAAGCAACGACUGUAAUGUGAAUAAAUAAAAUAAAAAUAAAUAAAUAAAUAAAUAAAUAAAUAAUCAAUCAAUUUCUAAAUUUCUAAGAAAGAGUAGAGCACCGAGAAGUGGAAGUAUUUUGUUUCUAUAGUCCUAAAAGUCACAAUCAUAAAAUAAAGCAAAAAAUAUUAGCAAAGACUUUAUAUAUCCGCUUUAUCUAUCCAACUAGACUGUUUUUCUCAUAUAGAUAAGAUGCAUAUAUCACAGUUGAAUCAAUAGUCUCAUGGUGGUGGUUUUAGAUUCUGUUUAUCAGAAGUGACCAUUAGGUAAAGAAGCAGGCCAGGUCCUAUUUUCAUAUUCAAUAAGAACUAUUUACUUAAGACCAAAACCUAGUUCCAAUAGAGUCUCUCUCUCUCUCUCUCUCUCUCUCUCUCUCUCUCUCUCUCUCUCUCUCUCUCUCUCUCACUCUCUCUCUCCCUCUCUCUCUCCCUCCCUCCCUCCCUCCCUCCCUCCCUCCCUCCCUCCCUCCUCCCCCUCUCUCUCUCUCUGCAUGUGUGUGUGUGUUUGUGUGUGUGUGUGUGUAUGUGUAAUCUCCUCUUUAUUAUGACUAGAAAUGUGUUCAGCUGCUAACUAAAUGCUGUGUUCCUUCAUAAUUGUUUCUGUUGGCUGCAUCUAGUCCUGUCUAGAUGGUUAGGUAGGCUAGAGUAAGACUCUGUUCUUGUAGCCACAGUUAUUAGCAGUAUCUGGACAUCAUAGACAAUGAAUAUUUAUUGAAUGGAUUCACAGUAAUGCUGUUUUAUAUGUUGCUAGAGUUUACCCCUAUGAAGCUGUGUUUUUUUUUUCUCUACCUCCCUGUAAAUGUUUUAUAUGUCCUAUAUCUGCCUUUAAUGUCUCUCUGUGCCUACUGCAAUGAUCAGCAUUCAGAGGGCAUUUGUUAUACGUUGUUAAAUGACUCAGGAAAUUGGUUUAGUAAAACAGAUAUACACCCAGAAGUAGUUCCAGCCCUCACAAUGAAACAGAGAGAUUGAACAGAGCAGUAGCCCUGGGCCCUAUGGCUAUAAAAACAUGCUUAUCAUCCAGCCGCAUUAUAAAUGAGACACUAACAUAGGGUUGUAUGUCUGAUGAUAUCUUAACCUAGAAAAUACAAAGUCACUGGAAACAUAGCAUGUUCUCUGCCCUCCCUAGUAUGGAGUGAUGUGGAAAAGAUACCCCAGUGUAGGCAUCUACCAUCAGGACCCUGCAAUCAACCACUUUACUCAGAAAGACAUAAGUGUGGCCCUGGAAAAUUAAAUUGGAUAGUGGUAGAAAUAUUUUGUGAUCUAAGCAUGACACAAUGGCAAUCUGUCCCAAGUAUUUCUUCCUACAGCCAUAUGUGACCCACUUAGCACAGAAAGAUAAGUGACUCUGUGUUCUAAGUGAGUGAUAAUGAGAAUCUGAAGAGCAGUCACUCCCACAACCAUGUCAUGGCACUGGCUACCCUGUUUCUUCUGUCCUGAAACCAUGCUUCCCUCCUUCCUUCCUUCCUUCCUGUCAGCUGUUUCCUUCCUCUUCUCCCAGUAGCUUAGAUUUUUAUACACUUUCAGAUAUAAUAGACCCAAGAUACCAUCAAGUGUUUCUAUUUGUAGCCUGUGACCUUAUCUAAAGUUAAAUCACUGCCUCCCCCAAUUCAUUGUUUGUGAUUUCUUUUCUAUCUCUGCCUUCAUAUUUAUGUUCACUUUGUAUGACUUCUCUCUUGUCACCUUUUGUUGUUGUUGAUUUUGUUUUUUGUCUUGUUUUGUUUCAUUUGUUUUUACUUUUAUCCUAUAACAACAUAGAACAACAACAUAGAAUCUUUUUCCCACUUAAAUUAUAAAAUUGGCCACAUGGCUUUCAUUUAGCAACAAAAAUAAAUGAAAUGGAAGUGUUAAGAUUAGUUUCUGAAAGAAAUAACUAUUUGAAGUCAGAAGUAAUUUAAAGCUAUCUCACCAGUGGGAAAACAAUGAAAUCACUGGGUUUUUCUUCUCAGCAGACUAGCAAUAUUGCACGAGUACCAAUCAUGUUGUUGUAAAUAGAAAUUUUUAAAGAUUCAUUUUUAUUUAUAAAAAUGUGUCUGUCUGUCUGUCUGUCUGUGUGAAUACAUGAGCCUAUAGAAGCUAAAAGAUACCAUAGGCUCUCCUAAGGCUAGACUGGUAAGUGUUUGUGGGUCACCUGCAUAGAACUGACGGGAAGAAAACUUGGGUCUCAGAAAGAGAAGGAAGAUGUGCAAACCUGGAGCAAUUGCUCCUGUUCCCAAACAAGAGUUUCCUCCUGAUGAGGUCUAAUCCCUUCCUUAAUCCUCUGAACCUGCCCAUGGUUUCAUUUACUCAGUUGUGUUCAAAUUUAUAGAUGGGUAGACAGAUCAGAAAGCCCUGUUUCCCUUCAAACAGUUACAUCUGCCUCUGAGACAAAUGUAAUUUAAGUGACAACCAAAAUGAUACAAGACUCAUUUAAAAAUGAUGCUGGCCUGGAUUUACUUUCCACACGAAGCAUCAUGGAGGAUGGGAACAUGAAGGCAUUUUACUAACAAAGCUUUCCACUUCUGCUGGGAGAAGGAGAAUCCAGUCUCUGCAAUGGGAUGACACCUGUUGGAUCAUCACACACUCUACAUGGAGCUCAAUGCCCAGGAGUAGUCAGCCAUCACAAAGUCGUCUCCCUGGCUUGGUCUGCUUGGUCUUGUUUGUUUGUUUGUUUAAGAAUGUUUCUGUUUGUUUGUUUAAGAAUAAGAAAGAAGCUGAAGUUGGAUGGGUAGGGAGAUGGAGGAGAAUUUGAGAGGAGUUUGGAGAGGAGGAAAAAUAUGAUCAAAAUAUAUUGCAUGAAAUUCUCAAAGAGUAAACUGAAAUUGUUUGUUAUGAACAUAAAAUAUAUUAAAAUUAGUAUCAAAUAUAUUUUAGGCACUUAUUUAUCACCAAAACAAACAAACAGAAGAAGAAACAAUAUUGAAAAUUUAUGGGAAGGUGCACAACUUUCAUUCCAAAACCAAAUUCCAAAAUAUAAGUUCAUUGAGUCGUAUAGACUUUGAAUCUGGUUCGUUUGCUGUUAUUAUUUGCAUGUUUCUUAGUGAUAAAAUUUUAAAAUUAAUUAAUAUAUAAACUAAAAAAUAAUGAAAUAACAUUUAAAGUGGCACAUCUAUGCUUUGGGGUGAAAAUAAGCUACAACAGCAAUUUGGUGAUUCUAACAUAAGAGAAUGACUUCGGGGUUAUGUGUUCAUUUCAGUCUUGAUAUUUUCUAUCAGUCUUUUAAAAUACCAAAAGUCUUUAUUGAUUAGUGACUCUGAAGGCCACAGAUAAUUAGACAUAGAAGCAUACUGUGUAGUAAAUGUACGUUUAUGUGUUGCUCCAGCAACACAAAAAAUAGCACCCAUCACCAUCCACAUAACUGUAAUAGCCUGUCUUAAAUGGCUACUGUGCUUCUUAAACCUUAACUAAUGUGUCUUACAAAGUAACUGUAAAUUGUAUUCUAAUUUUUCAAAAGUAAAUUUUAUUAAGUUUAUUAAUAUAAAUAAAAGUUAGUAAGCUAUCUAAUUACAUUAGUGUGGUUGUUUCAGAGCAAAUUGAUUGUACAUGUUUGAAAAAAGUCAGAUGAGUGGACUGAUUUUACAUAAAAAAAGCUCUUAAAGAUAGAUUAAGCCUAAACUUCCUCUUACUUGUGGGGGAAAGAUAGCCUGGAAUUAGUAAGAGGACUGUCCAUAGCACACACAGCUAAUUAAUGGCAGAAUUAAGCACUAGACAUUAAGGAACAACUUCCUUUCUCAGUUAAAUAAAUUUAUUUAGUUCUCUCUCUCUCUCUCUCACCUAGUAUAAGUUAUUAGCUGUAAAGUGCACUACCACUAACACAUUAGCACUGAUUUUUUUUAAUAUAUCUAUGGAUUUGGGAGACAGGGGAAUAUGGAUAUACUUAGCAUAAAAUUUCAUUAAAAUAAAGUAAUAUGUUUUAAUAUAAGUAACAACAAUAUUAAAAGAUAAACAAGAGAAUACUCCAAGUGUAUUUUUAUGGAAAUAGUUAUAAAAUGACAAAGAUGGAAAAACUGUGUCACAAAAAGAAACUGAGGAAGAGACAGAGAGAGGGGUAUUUCAUAAUGUAUUUUCCUGAAAAAUUAAGGGAUGUUUAAUUUGGAAACAUAGUUGAUGAAUUAAUCUUAGAUUUAGUUUCCUCAUUAUGAAUUCAUAAAAUUCAAAGAGAAGAAAGUAUUUCUGGGCUGGGAAGAUGGCUCAGUGGAUAAAGCAUUCACUAGCCAAGGAUUAAAAACCUGAUUUCAGGUCUGCAGUACCAAUGUCAAGUGCAGCACACACCAUAAUCCAAGCCUAUGAAGGUAAGUUAGAAAGUAGAGGAAAGGUUAGCGUGGUCUAUGGAGUGAAAAAAGCAGAAAGGGGAAAUAAAUUAAAUAUUGUUUGUUAGAAUUGUUAUAAGUUUUGGGAAACAUAAAACCAUUCAAAUGAUCUGGUUCAUGACCACCUUCUUCAUAUCUCUUAGCCAAUGCUUCCCAAUAUGUAGUAAUAAACAAAAACUCUUUCACAAGGUGAAGGCAGGAGCUGACAUGGAAAAAUGUUCUGUGACUACCAUAAGCAUGCAUUCACAUACACAAACACAGGGAAAGAUGGUGGAUUAAACUCUAAUUCAUUAUAGUCUAAUUCAUUAUAUAGUGAUUAUAAUUUGCAAAAUAAAUGACUAAUGAAAGGCUAAAUAUACAUCUUCACCAUUAAGAGCACUUGGUACCUUUCCUGGGGACCAGAGUUUAGCUCCCCAAAUCCAGACUAUUGUAUUAGGGUUUCUAAUGAACCAAGAUGAGAGAGAGAGGAGGGGGGAGGAGAUUAGAGUGGCUUACAGUCCAAGAAGACAGUAGUUGUUUAGUCCACAAGGCUGAAUGUCUCACCUGGUCUUCAAUAUAUGCCAUAAUUUUGAAGAAGUAGGCUCUAAUGGCAGUGAAUGAAUAGACCUGGCCAUUAAGAAUGAGGACAAGCAGGCAAAGAGAAGUAAACACUUCUUCUUCCAAGCCCUUUAUUCAAGCUACCAGAAAAAAGUAUUUGGCCCAGAUUAAAGGUGGUCCUUCCCACCCCAAUGAUUUCCUUAAGAAAAUUGCCUCACAGAUGAACCUAACCAUUUGUGUUUCAGUUCAUUCCUGAUGUAAUAAGUUGACAAAAACAGUAAUCACAGUUAUGGGUCAGGUGGCUCUCAACCAUCUGGAAUUCCAACUCCAGGGAACCCAAUAUCUCUCCCCAAAGUGGACACCUAUACUCAUGUGUACAUAACUACAUGGAGAUACAUAUACCUACACAUAAUUAUGAAUAAAAACAAAUCAUUUUAAAACUUCAAAAGGAUGUAACUGUGUCAAAAAUUAUUUAAAGGCUUCUUGGUCAGUAAGCUAAGAUUUUCUCUGUGUUAUUUGGGUCUAGUUUAAACACAGCAAUGUAUAAUUUAUUCCUGUUGGAAGAAGAGGAAGGGUGGGGUUUAUCACAGUGGGGUGGGUCCAAAAUCAUUAAAAAUUAAAACCAAAACAACAUUCUGAAAAUGACCUUAAUUGCAUGGCAAUUGGAAUGAAUAAAGAAACGCAACUGCCCCUUUCAGUGGCAUUUUGAUAGUUCAACUUCAAAUGACUUUCCCAUCCAAAAUCUAAACUCACUUCUUCCCAAUGAAGACAAGAAACUCAAUACAGGAUUCAUUUGUAGGUAGAAGAACACUGAGACAUCUUCAAGUGAGAUGUCUAGAUAUAAAGUAAAGAAUCUUUCCCACAGUUUUCAAACGCAUUUUUUAAUCAUAGUUUCAUUAUUGAAUUGUUUAUCUUAUGUUUUUAACAGGGAAUUUUUUAGUUUGUAAAGGAUGUCUUUUUAUUUCAUGACAGAGACCCAUAGGCAACUGGAGGAAUGAUCCCUGUGUAUUAUGUGUCAUUGUGGGACUGCCAGCAGUAGCCCAGCCAUAGAUUUAUGAAUUUAAAAAAAAAUGAGAGCAGGAUUCAGCAUGUUGGCAGCAUUUAGAUUAAGGGCAUCUUGGGGAUCUAGACAGGACCUUUGCUGAUUUACUUAAGUUAUAUAUAUAUAUAUAUAAAAUGCAUUUCUUUCAAUGUUGGUUGCAGUAUCAGAAAGUGUAAGGACAUGAGUUCUGCCCUUGAUAGAGAGACUCUUUAUUUUCACAGUUUAGCUAAUCUACAAAAGGGCAAUGUUUACAUUAUUUAAGUCAAAGUUUCAUUUGGGGAAUAUAUGGAAAUGUUCUGCAUCAGAAAACGAACUUUAAAGACUUUUAGAAAUUAUUCAUAAAGCAAUAAUUACACAUGUGCUAUGUAGCAAGUAUCAAGUCUGAAUACACAUUAAAAAUGUGAAUUCCUAACUUCAAGGUCUCAUGAUCAUGAGGGUAUACAGAGCAGCCAGUGGAUACAACUGAAGUGGUAGACUCAGGGACGAAGGAAGGGGAAGCAAUGAGACCUGCUAGGGGAAAAGGUUACAAGCUGCUAUACUGUUCCCACAACAACAGCAAACUUGAAAGAGAUGGGGAAGAUAGCUUGGUGACUAAAAGCCCAGCUGCUCAGUAUGAGGUCUUGAGCUCCAUCCCCACACUUAUAUGUUUUUUUUUUCUUUGUAAAAGAAGACUAUCAUGCAUUCCAUGGUGCUAUAACCCCAGCUCUGUGGCAACUCGAGGCAAGCUGGUUUCCCCAGCCUAGCUGGUGAAUCCAGCUUCAACAAAAGACUCUACUUUAGGGAGUAAGAGUAAAAGUUCAGAGCACACAAAUCCUUGUCUAUGCUCUGUACACAUAGAUGAGCGCGCGCGCACACACACACACACACACACACACACACAUGAACAAUUGAUGUCACUUUUUUUAUAUGUAUCUAUUGUGUCUUACUUUUAACUGUGCCUGAAAAACUUAAGAGUGGACGUCUAUGUUGUUUCUGACUCCUACCCUAUGUUCAGAAAAUGUUCCUUGUGGAUAAACAAGGUGAUCCCCUCUUUCCAUAUUAUUUGUUUUGUUUUACUGUAGAAAAGGCAGAAGUGUCUGCUCUUUUAAUAGUGAGUGGUGCUUGACCAGUUUCCAAAUUUGAAUAUGACCCCAGUAUUGAGGCUCUUUAAUCUUAUCAAUGAGGAAAAGGCUGUUCGGUAUUUUCUUACAAAUGGUCAAAUGUAUCCAUAGUUUGAUAUAUUCAGCAGGCAUAUGAUGACUAAAGCAAUACAACACAUUCAACAUGAAGCAUUCUGUUUGUGGCUGCAGUGAGACACAGAUAUCUACUAUUCACUGGAGUAUAGAGUAAUGAAAUUUCUAUGGAAAAUAAAUUGACUGUAUCAAUCAUAAUCUAUAAUUCAUUAAAUUUCCCAAUAAUAAUUCAAGAAAUAGUCCUAGAGACUACCCGGUAGCUUGUGACACAAGCUCUUAUUGAGUGAGGUUAUUUAUUUUACUGACUGCAAUAGAAAAAAAUAGAAACUACAUAUAUUUUCAUCCUGAUAGAUGACUUCAUGCAAAAGAUUUCAUAUGGCUUAUAUAUUGCAUAUGUAAUGUUUAUCCAAAUAGUUGCAUAAAAUGGAAUACCAUACAGUGCUUAAAAAGAAUGAAACCAUACAUUAUGUACUUAUAAUAUGUCUAGUGAAAUAGUAAGGUACACAAUUUUAGUAAUAAGUGAUUAUUUGUGAAGAAAGAUGGCUAUGUAGAUAUAAAAAUGAAUAUAGAUAGGCAUGCACAAGUGUUUGUACAAUGCAAUUCUGUUUAUGAAUAAACUCUCCCUAAUAUGAUACACAAAAAUAAUCACUGUAGUAUUAAAGAAGGAAGUAAAAUAAAGCCAUUCAUUCAUUCAUUCAUUCAUGCUGUAUUAGUAAUCCUAUUCGUUGCUGUGGCAACAUACAUGGAAAAUCAAUGGCAGAGAGGAAGUCUCUCAGUUUGCAGAUGCAGUUCAUCAUGGGUCAGGAGACAGCAAGGGCAGCUCUUGCUUGACUAUGUGGAAGUAAGUCACAUUAUGACUGCAGUCCAGAAGCAAUGAAUAAACCUCUUGUGUCUGGCUCUUUUCUUUUCUUUUCUUUUCUUUUCUUUUCUUUUCUUUUCUUUUCUUUUCUUUUCUCUUCUCUUCUCUUCUCUUCUCUUCUCUUCUUUUCUUUUCUUUUCUUUUCUUUUCUUUUCUUUAUAACUCAGUACAAGACCCCAACUAGUUCAUAUUCCCAUACACAUUAAUGUUAGGUAUUAAUUCCUCAGUGAAAUGCCUCUGCAAAACUCCUCCCAGCAUACACAGAGAUUUGUGGGCUAGGGUGCACUAAGUCCCAUGUAGAUAAAACAUGGAAGAUGAAACAUCACACAAACUUUGCUCUUUUUGAACAGAUAUUACAUAUAUGGUAUAAUAUAUAUAUAUACAUAUAUAUAUAUAUAUAUAUUUAAUAUGUAUAUGAAUGGUAUAUAUACCAUUCAGGAUCUCAUUGAGGAAUUAACAAAACACCUAAAGCAGAAUCUUCUCUCCAGCAGAACUUUUAAUAAUUGUCUUGAAUUUUUCCAUAAAUACACAAGGGCUGUGAUGUUAAUCUACUUUCAUAUUUAUGUGAGGAAAAGUUAGGGGUUUUCUAGAUGGAGGGAUUUUUUUAUUGUUCUUUAAAUUAGUUUCUCCCCUAGGAAGUAAAUAACCUUAAAUUAUUUUACUCCAAAAGAGACAGCAUCAGCUAUAAAAAAGGAUGAAUCUGAUAUUUGAUAGCAUAAAUGAGGCAUAAUAAUCAAAGAACAAACUUUUGAAAGGAAGGAUGUGUGAGAUACUGGAUCCUUGGGACACCAGCAGUAAUUUACACACCAUUACUUAUUCAGGGUUGCAUUCCUAAUUACUGCUUGGGAAAAAAAGGAUAAUUAUUAUACUGUAGCAAUGACUCCUUUCAUCAAAAAGAGAAACAGUGCUGACAUAGGAAUAUAUUAAGGAAGCGUAACUGUAGUUUGUUGAUAAAGUUGUUUAUAGACAAGAUUUAGGAGAGCUUAUUAAGAACACGAAUGGAUUUGUCAAGGGGCCAUGACAUAUACAGAAAACUAUAGAUUCGUGAAAAACAGGCUUUAGCAAAACACAUUUAAAAUUUGUUUCUAGAUGUUUUUUAACCUACUGUCUUUCUCAGACAUCUUCCUUAACUAUUUUUGUUCUUUUGAGGCUCUCUCUCUCUCUGUGUGUGUGUGUGUGUGUGUGUGUGUGUGUGUCUGUCCCUGGUUAUCCUUGAACUCACUCUGAAAACCAGGCAGGCUUCAAACUCAGAGAACCACCUGCUUUUGCCUCCCUAAGGACAGGAUGAAAGUUGUAUGCCACCAUGCCUAUCUAAAACAUAUUUUAGUAUAUCUUUGCAAACUAACAGACAUCAACAACAAAAGCUAAUAGGAAAUGGGUAUGAAUAGAAAUACCUAAUAAAAAAAGAAAUUAAUCAAAAGAAAGUAUCUAAAUUCUCAAUGGGCAGUUAAUGAAGUGUUCAGCUUUACAGAUCAAGGAAAGAAAAUCAAAACACUAUCAUCACCUCACUCUUGUGAGAAUGCCCAUCAUCAAGGGCAAAAGGUGCCAAGUGCCCAUGAGGAUGUAAAGAAAGAGAACACACAGCACACAGUGGAUAAAAAUGUAAGUAUUGCAUGGAGGGUUGCAAAAACCUAAGUAUAACCCAGGUCCUAUGAAGAGUACCAAAGGCAUAGCACCAGUAGGUCAAAGAGAAAUCUUUACACUCAUGUUCACUACUGCACAGUUCACAAUAGCCACAAAAGGAAACAAUUCCUCGCAUAAUGAAAAGAUUUUAAAACACAAAAUGUGAUACUCCUCAUCCAGACAAGCUAAUGACAUCAUACCAUUUGCAACAACAGUGAUGGAACUUGAAAUCAUAGUAAGUGAAAUGAGCCAAAAAAGAGGAAGUCUUGCAAGGAUCUCCCUCACUGUGGGGGAGAAAUGUUAUUCUCAGAGUGGAGAGCGGAGAGCAGAAGCAUGUUCUCAGCAGUAGGAAAGCGGGAAAGGAAAGGUUGAUCAGGGUUUACUAAGCUACAGUUGGUGAGGACCUGGCAUUCUCCACAAUGAGCUAUGCUGUACAGUGAAGAAAAAAAGCAACCAUGCACUUACUAUCUCAAAAAUAAUAGAAAAUGGAUUUUGACCUUUGUUAUAGAUGAAUAGUAUUCCAUAGAGGCGACAGUGUUUAUGGAUGCAGAAAUAGUGAUUAAACAAUAUACACAUAUCAAUAACCCAAUAAAGUAUAUAAUUUUGUGGUUCUAUAUCUUUUGCAUAUAAAGGAAAAUCAAUAUAAACCAUGAGUGCCAGUGUGGGUUAAACUACUGAGUCAUACACUUAAAUUUGAUUAAUAUUGUAAAUUAAUAUAUAGUUGAUCACAGAAGAUUUUUUUCAAAAUCUAGUGAAGAUUUGAUAGGAAAGAGUAAUGGUAAGAAAAAGGGACCACAGCUGCUAAAGUAAUUGUCAUGUGCUUAAAAACCCCAAAACUAUGCACCAUCGUUUGUAUGCAUUGUAGGUAUGAAUUUGUAUAUCUUAAUUCUAUAGGCAAAACUGAAGGAGCAAAAAUCAUGCUUUUAAUGAAUACAGUCAUACCACAAAUAUUAGUGGCCUUUAUUAGCUUGAAGUUGUGAUUAGUUUUUAUAGAAGAAGCAUUUCAACAAACUGUGGGAUAGUUAAACAUUAUAUUGAUGGUUCAUUUAUGAAACCUCUACAUUUUCUGUAAUACCAAAGGAGUCCUAUGCUGACACAAAAGCCUUUUUAAAUUGUCCUGUGUUCUUGAACUAUAACUGCAUCAUACAUAUAGCACCUUCUAAUAAAUAUAACUUCAGCAAAAAUUAGACAUGAACAUAUAGACAGUCUGGAGGCAAGUGUUUACUUGGGCUAUUUGGAUGACACACAGAACUAAUUCUAUGCCUUUCGUUGGACAAGGGGACUCAGGAGUUUUACCAGAUGAAUCAUAGAAGACUAUUUCCUCUCUUAAUCUGUCACUGUAAAGAAAAUAUUUAGAUAUGAAAUGGUAGAAUUGGAUCUUUCAUUAUACCUUUAGAAUACUCAGAGCUUAAGAUUAAGACAAAAUUUAUAGUCAGAAAUCCCUCUAUAAUAUAUUUCAAUGAGAUCAUGGAAAAUGAAAUAAUUCUUAUAAUGUGUGGGAGAGCUGUGAAGUGAAUCAUUGGAGGGAUAUUUAUCUACAAGGUGUUCAUUUGGUAGUUCCCAUUUCAAAAAUUGAGUUUCCACAUGUAUAGUUGUUACACAAAGAUGAAUUAACACGAUGUAUCCAGUGGCUAAGUGGACUUUUUUCACUCUUCUUCCUCCUCUCGCCUUGUGUAAAGUCAUCAUCCCAUGAGCAGCUCACUCGCCUAUCCCAUUCACCCUAGAGAAGCCAAAUUGCAGAACUGGAGAAUGCCAAAAGAACAACAAUCUGGCUGCCUCCUGAAAUGUGAUCUCUUAUCUACCUCUUUUUCCCAGAGCCUCAUUCAGCUGAGACUAGAGAGAGCCUCUGUAACACACAUGCAAAUGCAGCACUCUCACAUCCCAAGAAAACUUCUUUUCUGCAGAAACAGCAAAGGGAAAUUGCUUUCUAACAGAGCUCGCUCAGAGGGUGGAAAAUCAUUCUGCUUUUUGAGAGAUUUUCAUGUAUGAAAAAUAAACAGCUGUACCACAGAGCAAAAAUGAACAUUAUUAUUGGCCCUGAUAGGCAUAGAAAUGAAGUUCACUGUCAUGCAGUAUUAUUGCUAAUUCUGGGAAUAUUGUUCAUCUCAAAUAGUCAGAAGGUUUCUUUUAAAAAAUGUAAUCAACAACAAGGAAAAAUUAGUUCAAGCCUAAAUUUUUGGUUUUGUUUUCUUUUGUUUUUUUAACAGUCAGAUGCUCUUUCUUCUAAGACAUGUGAAAACUCUUAUUGCUACGCAGUGUGUACAGUAAACUCCCCCUUGUGAAUUUAGUCAUCAUGUGGGCUAUACCUGGGUUUUGGAAAGUAUAAGAUUUUCUUUUUAAUUUAUGUUUACAUCUUAGGUAUGUGAUUUCCCUUGUGACUAAUUUUAGGUAAUAUAUGGAAAUGUGCAGAUAUUUUGUUACCUGGGGCACAUAGAUAGAGUUUUACUGCUGUGAGUAGACACCAUGAUCAAGGCAACUCUUAUAAUGACACUUUUCUUUUUAUUUUUUAUUAGAUAUUUUCUUUAUUUACAUUUCAAAUGUUACACUCUUUCCUGGUUUCUCCUCAGAAAACCUCUUAUAACCCCCCUCCCACUCCCCCUGAGCUGGCCUGCAGGUUCAGGGGUUUAGUACAUUAACAACAAGGCAGGAACAUGGCAGCAUCCAGGCAGGCAUAGUGCAGGAGGAGCUGAAAGUUCUACAUCUUCAUCUGAAGGCCAUUAGGAGAAGACUGGCUUCCAGGUAGAUAGGACAAGGGUCUUAAAGCCUAAACCCACAGUGACACACUUCCUCCAACAAGGCCACACCUACUCCCACAAGUCCACACCUCCAAAUAAUGCCACUCCCAGGGCCAAUCAUAUUCAAACCACCACACUGGGUUUACAUACCAAUGGAGCAGUUCUCAAGGAUCUUGCUAAUAAUGUUCUCUCAGCUCCUGUUUUGGUUUGAAAAAGAUAUAUCCUCAAAAGCAUUGUGUGUCUGACACCUAGUCUCAGGUUGCUGGCACUGUUUGGAGAGGUUUUGGAUUCUUUAAUAAGUGAAGUCCUGUUGAAGAAAGUAUAUCAGUAGGGGCAGACAUUGAGGUUUUAGAGCAUCACCAUACCUCCUAAUCCCUCUCUUUCCCAUGUGUGACUGAAAUAUGAUUCUUCUCCUUGCUAGUCUUCCUGUUCCCUGCUGCCAAGUAUUUCUUACCUUUAUGGACUUGCCCUUUUAAACUAUAAGCCAAAGUAGAAUUUUACGUUAAGUUGCUUUUGAUUAUGGCGUUUUUAUUACAGCAACAGAGAAGUAACUAAGACAACUCUUAUGGAAGUAAGAGAAGCUAACUGAUGAGAAAACUGGUCAACUGAUACCUAAUCCAUAUUUACUAGAGUGUGAUCAAUAUGGUAGCCAUGCUCACAUGAAGAAAAUGGUACAUGAGUUCUUAAGAUUUCACAGAAAAGCAAUGGUGAUAAUUUGCACGCUCCAACUACAUGAGGCACUGAGUCCACCUCAUCCCAGUUUCCCCAGCAUCGAUACUAACACUGGUAUUUAUACUCUUUUUGUAAAGGCAAUGCACAGCACCAUACAGAAUAAACUGUAAGGAAUAAAAAAUACAUGAGAGAUUUUAUUGUUUUUAUCACAUAGAUUUAGCCUGUUAAAUGACAGAAGGGAUGAAAGGAAAGGGAGACUGAUUAGUAGGUGACACAGUUGUUCAGUAUAAAUAGUAAACAGUUGAGGUGUGUGAGUACAAACUAGGAUUAUUUUAAAUAACCAAAUUUUGGGAGGAAAAACAGAGAAUGAAGUCAUUAAAAUUGUAUAGGUUUCAUUGUUUCUGCCAUGGCUCUGCUUUUAUCUGUAAGAACAUCUACGCUAGUUCUUGAGGCUGUAUCUUUUGGAUAAAUGUUUCUAGGGUUCUACAUAUCCCAUAAUAGAGAUGGUAGCAGAGAGCCACCCACCCAUCCACCCCUGCUCUGAACUCAGUCUUACCUUGACUGUGAGUCAUCACAACCUCUGCAGAUGAUCCAACUACAUGGUCCUGACCUUAAUCCAACAAACACGGGGCUAUCAAAGGCACCACCUGGACAGAGAAUUUAUGUGGAAUAAUGUCCCCUAUUUAAAUUCUGGAUAUACAAUAGUAGAAAAUGACUGGCAAAUGCACGGUUCCUUCAUACAUUUACAUUGCAAUUGUGAAAGUUUUCUUUGAUGAAAAUGUUAUGUUAUAGUGUUGAUUGCAUACCAUGAGAAAAAAUAGUAAGUAAAUUUGCAACUGGCCCUCUACAUUAGUCCGAUGAGUCAUUUAAACAGAAAACUAAUUUCCGCAAGGCAAGAGGAAAAAGAAAGAUUGCGUUUGAAUUGCUCCUGUUACCAAGAGGAAAAUUUAUCUUCUAUAUAGAUUCAAUAAGUUUGGUGUGAGUUAGAUACUGUGGAUGGUCACAGGGGUUGUUGCGCAUUAAUGUCCUGUAACAAACUUCUACCACUUAAACAAAUGGAAGCUCUGGUGGCUAUUUUUAUCAUACUGUGAAAAUGCUACUUUCUUUUAACUUGGUAAUUAAAUGUUCAAAUGGAAAGGAAGUAACAACUCUCUCGAAUAGUUCUGAAGUCUUUCAUUUAAAGAGUAACCAGUAUCCUAAGAGUCUUCUAAAUAAAUGUAUAUGUACUUUGUUUUAUUUAGAGAAAUAUGUAUAUAUAUAUAUAAACAUAUAUAUUUAUAUAUAUAAACAUUUAUACAUUUAUAUACAUAUAUAUUUAUAUAUAACACAAAAGGAGAUGUGAAAGGAAUUUGCACUUACAAAUGGAUCAUUUAUUCUCUUAUGGUCUGACCUCUGCUUCCUUUCCAGCUGGUUGAGUUUCAGUAAAAAUAACUUUUAUGUUAAGUUUGUUUAGCCUUAAUUUGCUAUAAAAACAUAAACUCUACCACUAUUAUUGAUUAGGAUAGAGCUGCCAGGAUGCCAUGAAAAACCCAUUAUAUGCAAAUAUAUACAAGCAUAUCAUUAUAUGAAGCAAGCUUGCUUGCAUUCUACAGUACCAAUUUAGUGUAACGUCAUUAAAAAUUAUCACCAAGGGACAAAAUACUCAUAAGACCAAGUGUGGAGCAGAGACUGAUGGAAAGACCAUCCAGAGAUUGCCCUACCUAGGGAUCCUUCCAAUAUAUAGUCACCAAACCCAGACACUAUUGUGGAUGCCAAGAAAGUGCAUGCUGACAGGAGCCUGAUAUAGCUGUUUCCUAAGAGGUCUGCCAGAGCCUGCCAGCCAUUGGACUGACAUGUGGUCCCCAAUGGAAGAGUUAGAUAAAGGACUAAAGGAGCUGAAGGGGUUUGCAGCCAUAUAGGAAGAACAACAAUAUCAACCAACCAGACCCCUCUGAGUUCCCAGGGACUAAACUACCAACCAAGGAGUACACAUUGAGGAACCAUUGCUCCAGCAGCAUAAGUAGCAGAGAAUGGCCUUGCUGGGCAUCAAUGGGAAGAGAGAUUCUUUGUUCUCUGAAGGCUGGAUGCCCCAAUGUAUGGGAGUGUGAGGGCAAGGAGGCAGGAUUGGAUAGGUGGCUGGUGGAAUACCCUCAUAGAAGCAGGAGAAAGGGAUGGGAUAAGAGAUUUCCAGGGGGAAACAAGAAAAGGGGAUAACACUUGAAAUAUAAAUAAAGAAAAUAUCCAAUAAAAUUUUAAAAAGAAAAAGAAAAAAAUUAUCACCAAGAAUGUGUUAGGCUGUGUUCUGUAACUUUAAUCGAGAAAUACAGUGCAUUUGGACUUGAUUUAUUUGUUUUUAAACAAAAAUAUAUACCUGUUCCAUAGCUUUUUCCCAUCACCAUUUUAACAGAAACCAUGCAAUAGAUUGUACCUGCUCCUGGGACUCUUCCUCCUGUUGGGUUGUUGUAUCCACUUUUGAUGACAGUAUUUUAUUUCAUCUUAUUAUAUAUAUUAUUGUGUUAUGUUUGGUUGUUAUGUCUUAGAAGUCUGUUCUUUUCUAAUGAGAGACACAGAGGGAGUACAUUGAGAGGGGAGGGAUGGGGUAAGGAACUGGGGAGAAGAGAGGGCGUGGAAAAUGUAAUGCAGAUAUAUUGUAUGAGAAAAUAAUCUAUUUUCAAAGAGCAGGAAAAGAGUGGAGAAAAAAGAAAAGCCAUUAAAAAAAAAAUAAGCAUUGACUAAUCUUGGCUGUCAACAUGACAGACUUAGGAAGAGGAAACUUCUGCUAAGGAAUUGCAUUCCUCAGAUUGGCUAGGAACGUGGCUGGGGGUAUUUUCUUGAUCGCAGAUAGACAUAGGAAUACUCAGGCCUGGGUGAUUCCAUCCCUCCUCUGCAGAAUGGGCCUAGGCUGUAUAAGAAACGCAAACAUGAGCUGGGAAGCUGGGAAGCAUUAUUUCCCCAUGGCAAGAGCCUUGAAAUCUUGCCUUGGACUCCCUCAAAAAUAGACAGUAGCCUGCAAACUGAACGAGCCCUUUCCCACUUGACCCUGCACAGAAAAAGAAAAAGAGAGAGAGAGAGAGAGACAGACAGACAGACAGACAGACAGACAGAGACAGAGACAGAGACAGAGACAAAGAAAGAAAGAAAAAGAAGAAAACCAGCAGUAACUAUAACAUCUUAAAGACAUUGUCUUGUAUGGGAAAUUGAUUCACAUGACUUACAGGAGGUUGAGUUUCUGUCUUUUGACUUCAUUUUUUUUUACAUAUUUUUAAAUAGACUCUUUGGCAAUAUUACAAAUGGAGGGAUUUGGCCUUUUCUUUCUUUAUGUUUUUUUUAAUGUGCAUGAGAGAGAUUAUAAUUUAAUUAUGACAUUUUCCCUUUCUUCCCUCCAAACUCUCCUCACUUUUCUUCAAAUUAAUGACCUGUUUUAAACUGGUUUUGCUUGUGCACGAGCACACGUGUGUGUGUUUGUGUGUGUGUGUGUGUGUGUGUGUGCUUAUUCCUUUAUAGAACCUGUUAAGGUUAUAUAAGGUUACUUUUAUGUAUAUUUCCCAGGGGAAGAACACCUCCUCUGCUCCCACGUUUCCUUGGUCGCCUAUAGCUCUGUGAAUAGGGUUGAAACCUCAUUAACUUUCUCCUUACAGUUUGGGAGGAUCGUUGGAGUCAUCAUUGUUCAGAUCAUGUUUGCUCCGUCAUGCUGGUCAUACAAAAGCACACAGACUCACAUAAAACUACCUGAGCCUUACUUUUAAAGAUGAACGCACACAGGGGACAUGUUGGAAUAUAAAUUGCAAGAGUGUAGAUGUAAAGAAAAAGGUUGAGUUUCCAAAACUUUGUCUAGGAUAUCGACAUUGUUCUUAAAUGAAGAAAAAAGAAAAACAAACAAACAAACAAAAAAAAACCCCUCUGUGCUUUGCAUGAAAAAGCAACUUAAAGAACAUUAAAAGACAAAACCACAAGUGAUUAUAUUGUAACCACUUAUCAUAAUGAUCACAACUUCUAAAACACAGAAUAAUAAACAUACACAUGUAAGCCACAGGAGAGUUCAGGCCUGUGAGAAAUUCUCUGUGUAUGCUACUCCAAAUCAUUGCUCUUGUCUACAUGGGUGUCUGGAAAAAAAUUUGAUCCAAGAGAGCAGGCACUAGGACUAAUGUUCAUCUUUGACCCAUUGUUCAGGACCUGCCUACAGAAUAGUAAGAAGCUGCCCUCUAGGCAUAAGGAUUUUCUAAAAUGUUCUUUGAAGUGAAAAUAUGCUUGUGUAGUUUUUUCAUUUCCCCUCACCGACCCUUCUCAUGUACCACCCCACCACACCACCGCACCACCACACCGCACCACCACACCACACACCACCCUACCCCUUCCUAUGAACCCCUAAUGCACUCUCUAUCAAGACCAUGACUUCGGAUACAUUAUUUAAAGGCAAGUACCGAGCAGACAUUGGAUAGGACACCCCCUUUCCUUCGAAAACAUAGGAAAUAAAAUUAACGUGUUCAAGAUGCCCACUCUGCACCAAAGAUAAAAUAGCAUUUGUGUCACCAAGAAAAAUAAAUCAAGAGAAUUGUGUACAAACAGACCUUGUUAAAGUAGUUCACAUUGCUUUUUGCCUCUGUAAAUAAUUUAGUUUGUUGCCCAGUUGCCUCUCUGAACAUUUCUUAGUUUCCAGUCUCCACUUUUCCUUGGAACUUCAUCAUAAAAGCCUCUAAAGUAUAUAGAAAAAUAUUUGACUAAAGAAGAUACUUUAAUCUAUCAAACACUUGCCUUUCAAGCUUAAGGACCUAAAUUUGAUCCCCAGAACCCACACAGAAACCAGGCACGCUGUCACGGACUUGUAAUCCCAGCACUGGGAAACAGAGGAGGGCAGAGUACUGUGGUUUGCUGGACAGCAACCUAGAGCCAUCACUGAUCUCCGGGCCCCUUGGAGACUCAUCAAGAAAGGAAAAGUUAGAGAUAAAUGUUGCCAUUAACAGACACUUGAGUGUGUCUUCUGUCCUCUGCAAGAUGCACAUACACAUACACAUACACAUACACACACCACACACAUACACACACAUACACACACACCACAAACACACACCACACACAUACACACACACCACAAGCACACACCACACACAUACACACACACACUUACUCACAUGUGUACAAACAUAAGCACACCCAUACAUCAAAUAGACACAUACACAAAUCACAUUAAAUGCAUUUAUAUGUUUUGCUUCUUAAUCUGAUUAGUGUUUAAUUUCAAAGCUCACAUGUACCAGAGAAAAUAGAGAAGUUAUGCCUCAAAUGUAUUUAUCUAUAUGUUUGUACACAGUGCUUGUUAUAGCUGAUGUUGUUAAAGACUCAAUGAAUUCCAAAAUAUAAUCGAUGAAAAAUUAUAAUCUUGCAUUAAAUACACCCUAAGCAUUUAUAAUGGGGAUGCUUUUAAUCAAGAAAAUGUCUCUUUACAACAAAAGCCAUCAUAUCAGAAAUCUCUGCAAACCAAGCUGUACCUAUGUCUUAGCAUUUUCUCCAACUGAUAGAUUAACCAGUGAUACAGUUUUAUACAAGCUCUGUCUUCUGUCCUGCUAGUAGCUGUGAUUUUUCCAACAUGUGAAUGCAUGCUACGUAUAACAUGUCAGAAAUGAAAACCUCCAUUGAUGUAGCACAUAGGAAAAACAUUCAUCAUUUUUGCUACUGUUAUUUCUAAAGGAAGAGGAAAUUACCCUUCAAAGCCACUUCACCUCUCAUACUUCUGUCAACUGUAUAAAGAAAAUGCUGCUUGUGACCCAGACAAUUCAUACAAAAUGAGGCCCAGGGAUAGGAACGAAGAGUGAGGUAAACUUUUUACCUGAUCCUCAUAUCUGAUGCUUGCACAACUUCUUUACAGACUGACUGGUGAUACUUUAGUUUAUAUAAAAGCUUUAAUCAUGGCUUAAAAGGACAUGGAAGAAGUCCAGCCCCACCACUAUAUGAUUAUCAAAAGAAUUAAAAAUGGCGAUAACUAGAACUACUAUAUUUACAAUCACCAAGUCUUAAAGCUGGCUAAAUCCCCUGGUCUAGUGAUGCAACAGGUUUCUGUGGUCUGGACAUAAAGUUUUAAAUAUACAUUCACAAAUAUAUGUUAAUCCUUUACCAAAAUAAUCCAAAUAGGUAUCUUUGUAUUAUAUAAUACAUUUCUAGACAAUCAUAGUAUACUUUAUCCCAAGGCUUAGAUCUAGUAAAGGAAUAGAAGAAAAGAUAGGAGGGGAAAGAAGAGAGGAAAGGAUGGAAGGAGGGAGGAAGGGGAGAAAGGAGAGAGGACAAAUUACAAAAAAAAGAUAAACAUCACAAAAAAUGAAAUAACAAAGAUAACUAUAUCUAACUAGCACCAACCAAGAACAGAGAUCCAUUAUUUUAUGAUAUUUAGAUUGACUUUCAAAGACAAUUUCAAGAAAAUGUGCUGAGAGUGAUUUAUGUGGACAAGGAAACUGAAAUCACAUUUAGUUCCCAUCCAUCCCCAAAGCUUUAAUUCUCCGUCUCACUGAAGGCUUUCUGGGAGCUUCAGUUACCAUUUUACUGGUGAGGUAGAUAUCCUAACUCAGCCCAUAUGUAGGUGUGAUCUUUGGAGCUCAGAAAGUAUGCUAUGAUGUUUAGAGCAACAGUGGAAAAAAUACUUAGCAAGGUAAUAUCUUAGAAUAGCAGACAAUAUCAUGUGAAAAAGUGUAGCCCUAUCAGUAAUACUGAGUAUCUCAUUAGUUAAAAUCUGUUCAGAAUCAUCCAUUUUAGUAUUACAAGAUCAACAGACAGCCUGGUUUAAUUAACAACAAUUUAAGAGUUCAGGAACCAUACUAUCUUGUAGGUACCAAGAGUGCUCUGAUCCAUAAAACCUUUCCUGAUCAUAAUGCAGAUGUGAGGGGCACUCAAGGGGGUGAUAAAGUGGAAGACACCCUUAAACACCAUCAAUCAAUCAAUCAAUCAUCAUCAUCAUCAAGCAAAUCAUUGAGGAAUUGCCAAAAUAACCCAAUUUUGUUUAUGAAUUGGUAGUUGAUAGAUGGAUAAUUGUGCCUUCCUUAGAUCUAGGUUUCAAAUGCACUGAACACUCAAGUAUAUAGAGCACAAUUAUCUCUCUCAGAAAUAACCAAGCACAAUUUACUUUAUACAUACAACUUAUAUUCUGCAUAUCAGUGAACUUUGCAGUGCCUUGCAUUGAGUUAAUUCCUCAUUAGCCCAGUCUGCUUCACUAAGCUGCAAACCUGUAUAGCAUAAAGCCGAUUUGAAACUUGCACCUUUUUUUAUUCUCAAAUAUUGUCAACAGCGCCUGUUCCUCCAGGAUAUAAAGGAAAGGUGUUGUGCAAGCCUGUGGACAUUGUGGCAAUAAAGGCAACAUAAAAUUAGUUAAGGAGGAAGAAGGGAAAUUGGGAGGUUUUCUAUACUGCUUUUCCUAAUCUAAAAGAAAUCGCUGGAGCCAUUUACUUUCCAUUCUCUUUACGAUAAUUGACUCAUACAACCCAUCUCUUUUUCUUCAAAUAGUGCUGCAAUGAUCAAACUAGAUUGGAUCUUCCUGUGGUUAUGUCUGCUUAUUACAAGAACAAUUAUUCAAAUAACAAAUGGGAAAAUCGCCCAUAAGCAUGCACAUCCAAUCAAGUAUAAAUGCUGCUGCUCCAUUAGUAAUUGCUGAUAGUAUUUCAAAUAUAGUCUGUAUUUUUGCAAAUAACUUAGUAUGUUAAAUAUUACAUUCUUGACUAAACAAAUAUAAUCCCAACCUGAUUCUAAAAUGAUGACAAAGGUGAAAACAGAGUUAUUAUUUAAUAUAAGUCACUCAAGACACUUAGACAAUAUCAACAGGGCUGGCGAGUUUGACAGUUUAGGAUUGUGAGGGCAUCAUGUCCAUCCAGCGUUGUGCAAUGAAAUAUUUUAAUCUUGUGUCCAUAUGAAAGCUAUUAUCUAUGGUUCUAAGGGUGUUACUGGGGAUGGGGUGAAUUUAGGAUUAAAAUAUGGAAGAGAAAACCAGGAAUGAAUAGAAAGCUCUAUUUUCUAAGACAAAAAAAUAAAUAAAUUCUACAAACUGAGAAUGAUCAACAUAGCCGGUGAUUAGGAUAUUCACUGUGCAUCAAGUGCCUGCUCUUUUCUAAAGACACUAAUGUAAAUGUAAAAGGUGCACAUAUUUUACUUAAAGAAUUUGGCAGUCUAGUAGAGAAAAAAAUCAGUUCUAAUGAAAGAAGACAACAGAAUGAUAGGUUAUUCAAGGAGCAACAGAUAGAGUUACCACCUGCUUACUCAAAGAGGAAUCAGCAUCCAUUAGGAUGACCAACCCUUCAUCUCUGUCUUCUAGACCCAGCCCAAAGUUUAGCACAGUACCCUAGGGCCUUGUUGCUACUUUACUCUAGGAAACUACAGAUGACAUCAGACAAUGCAGCUCUAAACUUGCCAGAUAAGUCACAGGAAAACAAAGUCAAGACUGAGAAAACUAAGUAAAAUAAUUUAAAAUCAAAUUAGUUUUGUGGGCUUCAGUUUUAUAUCAGCCAUUGUAGAUGCACAGAGAUGAUGAGGAAAGAGAAGGAAAUGGGGGUCCAAGAUCAUUUAAAAGGAGCAAGCACAAUGACCCUGAGCCCUCAUGGACCAUCUACUUCUUAGGUACAGAGAGAAUAUCAGAACAUGCAAGCUCAGUCCCCAUUCCCUUUGGUGGAAGAGGAUUUUACACAUACCAAAGUACAUGUGCUUGGAUUCCUUAGUUUCAAGGUGAUAAGGAAAGUCUAUAUACCUAGCUGCAUUCAUAAGAACUCCCACAUGGGGAAGCAUUUGAAAUUCUGCCAGAAGCUGCUAGAAAUUCCCCUGAGCACUGCAGGUGUAAAAUUCCUUUGCAUACCACUUCAAACUAGCUGCAGAAUCCUUAUAGCAAUCCAAGGAUCCAGCUAUAGAUUACCAUCUUUUCCUCAUUUGCAUCUUUAAUUCCUUAUAGAGAUUCAAAGGCAAAUUCAAACUGCAUACUGUAUGUAUAGGACAUUCUCAACAUCAUAGAGUCAGAUCAAUGUCUGUUUCCUAAGAACUUAAGAAACAUUACAAUUCAAAAUACUAAUGAUCAUUUAAUCUGUAUUCACUUUGUAAGAGUAAUUUCAACAAGUGUUGGGAGAUUAUGAGAAGUACCCCCAUGAUUUUCUUUUUUCAUCUAAAAAUAUUGCAGUUUUUAAGCCAAAUAUAGCUAAACUUCUCCUAGGAAUUCAGUUUCUGCCUCUGCUCUGUGCAGCAGAUAUGAAUAUGUCGAAACUUGUCUGAACUGUGGGAGGAGGGGGGAGAGGAGAUUUAAAAGAUUAAAAAGAGACCAAAGGUCCAACCUAACAUUUCAUCAGACUUUGCUUUCAACACCUUUCCCAUACAAGGGGCAUAAGCCCCCUUCUCAGCUUUAAGAAAGUAACGAUGUGUAACACAGAAGUCAACUCCUUGUGAGCUGACAGCACUAGUUAGAAGCAGAAAGCCAUAAAGUGUUUCACUAGCUUAAAUGCUUAUUUCUAAACUGUGUCACUCAGAGGAAGCAUCACACAUUAAAGCAUUAAAGUAUGUAUGUCUCCUAACCUGAAUAAAAUCAAAAUUCAGUGAACUACUUUCAAAUAAUGGCGUACUAGCCAGAAAAAAAAAAUGUGCUAAUAAUAAAAUUUUCAUGGGACAAGGUUGCCCAUUUAACGGGUGUGCCUGUGUUAUUAAAAUGAAUGGAUUUUCUUCCUGGAAAAUUUUCACACAUCAAUAGUAACAUAAAGUUCAGUAAUUAUCCUCUCUCUUCAAUCUCCCGACCCUGUGAGGCUGUAAUUCUAUGCCAAGGUGUAGAGCAGCUGGGAAUUGGGCAGAAUUGAAUCACAUCGCACAUAGGUCAUGAGAUAAGAAUAUCUUUCACCCAAAUGGAAAAUACUCAGAGGGAAGGGCAGACAAAGGUUUCCUGAGAAAAGAAAGUCAGUGUAAUGUCAUGUCUUUUGCUUCAUUCAACCAAUAUUAAAAUGCAAAAAAAAGAUCCAACUCUCAUAAAUUUGAAUAGUCUUUCAUCUCUCCUGAAUUUUGAAAUUGUUUUUAACAUAAAAUAAUCAAGGUGGCUAGUUAAAUAGUAAAAUUACAUUGUAUCAGUUUGAGGAUAUUAGUUCAGGUCUGAUAAAAUUUUAAUAGAAAUAUGCUUAAUGACUUUAACUUACUGCACAAUAAAUAGUACUCUGAAGGAUUUGAUGGUCUAUGACUCGAGAAAAGAUUAUUAAGAAGACAUAUAAUGUGCUUUUGUGAAAGAUAUUUGCAGGGAACCAUUAGAUGAUACAGAAAAUCAAUAACACCCUAGUGCCAAUUUCAGCAACAUUAAAAUUACAGUCCUCGUUGAUAUUUAUGAUGAUGGAGCUACCAAAUCAUUUCAUUAUUACCUUUCACAACACUGGCAUUUUUCUUUGUUAUCUGGAAUCACUUGCAAAAUUUGAUCAGUUCUUUUUAAUGUGCUUUAUAGAUGGCUCUGUGUCUAAACAGCUCUCCCCAAAAGGAAGAAUUUUAACUGUCUAUUCUUCCCACUUCAGUGUGUAAAUGGGUUGCCAAAGCUCUUUCUUUUUAUGGAAGGCAUAAUAAUUGUAAAAUAUUAAGUCUUUCAAAAUGGAUCUAAGUAGAGCCGAAUAAAUAGGAUUUAAUAAAUGGUUACCCAGCUUUCUUCUUUCCUGAAGGGAUAGAUGAGAGUGAUGAUCUAGGCUCAUGGUCUCAUAACUUUAAACUGAAAUCCAAACAAUAAUGAAUUAUCUAGGAGUAAAAUUCUAUAUCAGGUACAAAUAAAUAUCUUGAGUUUCCUCCUUGUCCUUCUCCAAAGUCAAGCAAAUUAAAAUACAAACAGGACUAUAAAGUUUAUAUUUAUUUGGCUUCUGGAAUAACCUUAUAAUUUUUAACCCACUAGAAUAUUAUCUCCAAGGGAAUUUAGAUUAAUUGGUAGAAUUAAAAGAGGAAGUAAUGAAUGGUAAAGUGUUGUUAGUACCAUUUGUUGGCUCUGGAUAUAAGGAAAGCCAUAUAACUCUGUACCAGUUAGCCGGCUUCUCCUUGAGUAAGGAGUCAAGGAGACACCUCAACAGAAGGCUGUCUGCCAUUGCUGUCUCUGAUUUGCAGAGGACAAAAAUAAAGUUCAGUGAUUUUCCCAACCCUGAGCUUCUUGAUGUGUAAAAUACAGAAAUAGUAAGUGAUAGAGGCAAAGUCAUCUCACCAGUGGCUUUUGUGUACUCUGAAGUCUGUGUAAGGGAUAAAGAGCUAGAGGGAUGCUUCCAUGUUUUACUGCAUGUGAAGUUUCUAUGACUCAUGCUUUCCUAGGGCAGGGGCAGGGAAGAGUAGGUGUCAUGUGUUUCUUCAAACAUAUGUGUAUAUGCAGGCCAGAGAACAACCUCGUUGUCAUUUCUCGGGUACUAUGCAUCUUCUCUUUUGAAGAUAGGCUCCUUCACUGCCCUUAAAUUUGCCAAUUAGACUAAUCUGUUGUGCAAUGAGGCCAAGGGAUUGAUCUGCCUCUGCUUUCCCAGAGCUGGGUUUACAAGCAUGCACCACCGCUCUUAGGUUUGGCAGACUGUACUUGAGGAUUGAACUUAGGUUCCCAUGCUUGCAAGGCAAGCACUCUACCACGGAGCCAGCACCCUAAUGCAUGCUAUGCCACAGUAAUUGAACACUACUUCACACACAGUAAUACAUAUAGCAACAACAGCAAUAAUAAAAUCUCAGAGAAAUAUUUGUGUCCACCUCUAAUGAACUCUAUUUCAGAAGAUGAAUUCCCUACCGAGGAUGAUAAGUCUUUGGCAGUACCACAGUCUCUUGAUCUGUGGUCACUGAUCAUAUUUCAUUUUGCCUUUAAAAACGUUCUCCAAUUGACUUUUUUCAGGACACUGUACCAGUUUUCAUAAUCAUCAUACAGAGCUCCCUAAACCUCAAGUUACAGGUCAUUCCAGAUGGCUAAACACAAGGUUUGAAAUACAUGCUAACAUAUUUCUGUUAACUUACAGACUUUUUUAUUUAUCAUACCUUGGAUCAUAUUACAUUAGACACUAGCAAUAUCCCAAAUAAGUAGUGACAUUCUUUCAGUUUGCUAUGGGCUCAGGGGUUUGUUGCUAAAUAUAUCUUCAUCCCUAGUUGGUCAAAAUCUACCAUCAGUGUCCAAAGGAGUCUGAUUUAUUUCUUGAAUGAAAUGAGAAAUUCACUUCAGAAGUAUGACCAACCAUCUCUUAGAUUACUCUCUGGUGUGAGUCUUGGGGCUUUGAAGAUUGCCAACCACUUAGCAAGCCUAUAACUAUAUUUAAACUCUAUGCACUACUGACUAUUUAGAAUUUCCCAUUCCCUUUUUCUUGUUUUUGUAUUUAUUUUGUAUAUAUAGAUGCUUUUCCAGAAAGUGUGUAUUGUACUACAUAUGUGUCUUCUGCAUGAAGAAUUCAAAAAGCAUUGUGCCCCACCCUCUGGAAAAAACUUAUACAUGGCUCUAAGUAGACUGUGGAUUCUCAGAACUGAAACCUGGUUAUCCCUCACGAACCAUGGAGCUCUUAACUACUAAGCUCUAUCACUUCCUUAUGUUUUGAAUGUAAAUUUACUCAUCUUUCCUGAGGAAAUUAUAGUAUCCUUUUUAAUUUCUUUACCCUGUGUGCUAAACAUGAAGGCUGCUCAAGCUGACCUGUUAGGGAGCCUGAGAAUGAGAGCACCUCAUAUUGACAUCACAUAGUAGUGUGGCAGGAACCUCAUAUUGGCAUCGCACAGUAGUAUGACAGGCACCUCAUAUUGAUGUCACACAGUAGUGUGGUAGGCACCUCAUAUUGACAUCAAACAGUAGUGUGGCAGGCACCUAAUAUUGACAUUGCACAGUAGUGUGGCAAGGACCUCUGAGCAGCAGCCACUGGUCCCUUUCCCAGCAGUGAUGCAUCAUUUGGUAGUCCACUGGAAAUCAUGAAGACAGUCCUGGUCUGCUUCAAAACUAACCACUAUUAACAUCUUAUUUUCAUUUCCUCCUGCUUCCUCGGUAAACUCUCCUUCUUGACCAUUCCCUCUUCAUAGAACAUGGUCAAUCUGUUUCUCCUCUGAUGUCCUUUUAUUCUAUAAGCACUCACUCAGAAAAUAUUGGAGUCCUUAUAUAUACUUUAUCUUCUUCCCAACAUAAACAUUUUUCAUGAAGGAAGAGUUUACUGCCACUUGAGAGAACUUUUACCAUAUCUCACCAUGAGUUAUUAGUAUGUGCUUUGCUGCUGAACCCAAACAUGUUUCAAAAAUGUCAUGAUGUUUUCAAAAUAAAUAAUGCUUGUUCAUCAGCCACUUCUGCCUGAUGAAAGGUCUCUGUCUACAGUCAUCUCCUGUGUGUUAGUGCUCUGUGUCCUUUGAGAUAGCUAACUUGCUUUUAACUAUCUCAGUAUCAUGAACAUGUAGAAGUUUCUUUCUUUCUUUCUUUCUUUCUUUCUUUCUUUCUUUCUUUCUUUCUUUUUUGUGACUGAACAAAGCAAAAAGGCACCCUCUGACAGCCAAGGACUUGGAGAAAACAAACUUGAUGGCACUCUGAUCUUGAACAAUUGUAAAAGGGGGAUUUAUGUUGUCUAAGCCGAUCUUGGACAUCUAACCUCGAGAGAUGUUAAAAGGGGAUUUAUGUUGUCUAACCCACCUGUGAUCUGGAGUAGCAGACCCAUGAUAACUAGGCUUAGGAGUUUAUGAGUUUUGUUUGUUUUUGGUUUUGUUUCGUUUUGUUUUGUUUAUUUUCUGAAGAUAUAAAAGAAAUACACAUCCAGAAAAAAACUUCUAUGAAUUUCAAUCAUUUCUAAACUAGAGGCAUUCAGUGGUAACAUGCUCUGUUACCAAGCUGGACAGUUUCUAUGACUUCUUUUUCCUUUUUACACUGGUAAACCACUAACAUCUUAUACCAUGCUGUGUUGCUAAGUCAUGGUGUUCACUGACUGGGUGUAGUAUGACACUUUCAACUAAUGAUGAAGUUAUUGGUAUGCAAGCCAAUCAUGUCAGGAAUGCAUGCAUUUGUUUCAGCGGGAAACUCACAUGAUUAUUUGGGUCUCAGAUACAUCUGUGUAACAGGAUUGUAGAAAUCAUAAACUGAAUGCUUAUUAGAACUUAAAUGCAUCUCAUUUUCAUGCUUCUCAUAUUUAGACCUCAUACUAAAUGUAGGUGCAUGGAACUAACAAGGUAUCUAAACCAGAAAUAUGCAAUUCCUCAUAGAUACAUUGGAUUCUUCUGUCACUUUUUAUACCAUUUGUUUAUCAAGUAGUGUUAAGUUUAUAAAUACCAUAGUCACCCUCCCUUCCAUAUCAUUAUUUAUCACUGAAAUAUUUCAAGAGCUUCCUGUAGUCCCUUGUGUUGUUCUACUAUAAUCAAUCCUUCACACUCAGCUAAAAUGUGUGCCCAAAAUGCAAAUUUUAUGAUGUCAUCCUUCACUAUAAAUUUUUUCCAUGGCUAUUCUUCACCUACAAAAUAAAUCCCAAGUCUUCAUCAUCACCUAAAUUGCCCUCUGUGACCAAGUGACAGCAUUGAGCAUCAUCUGCCUUUCCUAAUCUAUGCUGCCAGCGACCUGAACCACGAGGGUGUCUGAGUGUUUGACACUACUCCACCUGUACCUUUGCACAACCUUCUGUUCAUUACCCACCAAACUCUGUUUUGUCCUUAGAAGGUGAUAUAAGUGACACUUGUGGACAGUCUUACUGAAGGCCAAAAGCCAUCCUGAUUUGGGCUCCUUUCAAGCAAAUGUAAACCCAAAUCAUUGAGGGUCAUUUACUACACUAGACUGUCAAUAGAUUCCUUACCUGUGCGUUUAAGGCACUAGUUAUAGAGUUUUUUGAAACCCUUUAUUAAUAUAUUCUAGGAGUCUAAUAUUAGUUCAAGAAGUGCAAAUGGAUGGUAAAAAUGUAUGAAUGAGUGAGGGGGACAGAGGCAGGACUUUUAAGAUCCCCAGGCCCGGAGCAGAGGAGAGAGAAGAAGAAAAGAACCACCAUGCUAGGGAAGGAGAAGGUCGAGGCAUGAAGACCAUAGUAGAGGGAGACUGCCAGUAUAUAAGACUUAGGGAUUGUGGCCCAGGAGGACUGCAGGCCUGAAUCCAGGGCAACCAUACUGGAAUAUAGGUUUUAGUAAGAUGUAAUUCAGGAAUAUCAGAGAGGACAGUGUGCUGGCCACAUGGGAGUAUUGAAGUGGCCCAGCCAUUAAGUUAAGGCAUAUUUAACUAUAAGGCCCUGUGUGUGUGUGUGUGUGUGUGUGUGUGUGUAUCUGUGUGUGUGUGUGUGUGUCUGUGUGUGUGUGUGUCUGUGUGUGUGUGUGUCUGUGUGUGUGUGUCUUUCAUUUGAGAAUCGAGAACACUGGAGUGGGUAGCGAGGAACUUGUACCAAUGGCACAGUGGUGAUUUGAGUAGCAUUAAUUGCCUAAUUCAACAGUGUUGGGCAUAUUCUGAGCCUGAAAUUUUUUUCAGAUGAGUAUUUUCAGAUAAAAUCCUAACACUCACAGUUACUAGAUAAUUACAACUCUUAUUUCUAAAAAAAUACAUGGCUAUAUCCCUAAUGUUAACACUGUACUAAAUGUUAUGGUUCUUGUUAGAUAAAUGUAUUUCAAGUUAUGAAGUGUGAAUUAAGAAGGAAGUAAACAUCUUGAUCGAUGGUCCAUGGUAAGCAAGCUCACUUUCUUACAGCUCAUUCUUCCCAGGCAUUUCGGACUAUUUAAAAAUAUAAGAUCUAAAUGAAAAUAGGGGCAUUCAAAUGGCUACAAUCCACAGAAGUGACGGGCAUAGUACCUCCACUAAAGAAAUUGUAAGAAGUAAUCACUUGUGUUGAAGGACAGAACCUGAAUCUAUAAAGUCAUAGUCGGUGAAAUUGAGUCCUGAUUAUACAGGCAUUCUGAAAAUUCUCUGAGUAAUUGCUUGGGGUCGGGGGGUGGGGGAGGAAAUCAAGCAAGAACACGCAGCACAUGAUUACAAUAAGUUAAAAAGUUGUUCUUGUCUAGAAGAUCCUUGCAGUGAUCAUGUUGUUAAGGUGUAAGAGCAGGGGCUGACUGUUGCAGUCUUUGGAAAUCAAUAAAGUCCAGAUUCAUAGGAGAAAAUGUGGUAGAGUUUAAGGAGGAUGCAACAGAGAAGUGCCACCAAGAAAACAUCUGUAAGUAGAAACACAAAACACUCCUCUGGCUGGCUUUAGGGACCCUAGGAAUACUCGGGCAGCUUGCAAUAAAUCUAUUCCAGCGCAGAAUGAACUGAUAUUCCCAGAAACUGCAAUUGAGGAGAACCAGAGAAGAACAGGUCAGGUGAACAGAUUCCGCUACUCAUUAGAAAAUAGUUAAGGUUACAGGUGAUCUCUUGUUAAGUUUCCAGGACCCCCUACAUUUGGUGAUAAAAACUGAAUUAUGCAUGAAGAUAACAUGCUAGAUAGAGGUUAUAUUAAAUUCUAAACAUUUAGAUAUAUAGAAUAUGGAGCUUAGGACCUCUUUCUCCCAGACACAAAGCACAUGAAUCAGAUGAAAUCAGUCCAUUUCAGAAGCACGAACUCCCUUCAUUGUAUUUGGUUAGGAAGGCUUUGAUUUUUUGCAUUCAAAAUGCUAAGACACUCCAAAGACUAGCUUCUGUGGGACGAGACUGCAAUAUGCAUGACUUAUUUAAUUCCUACAUUUCAUAAUGCAGGCUUAAGGUUUAAAAGAUUAAAGUCACUUCCAGGUCAGAAAGCAAAUGUACAGCAUGUGAUAUUUUCAGAUUCAUGAAACUAAUCAGUGGUCCCUAUAGCUUAAUCAGCGUUUCAUCUUUAUUCUUUAUUACAAAUAUAAUCGCUAGCUUGUGGGGCAUUUUUGUUGGACUGUUGGUGUGACACAUGGCUUUAAUGAAUUGAAACCAAAGCUGAUCUUUCAUUCCAUUUUUUUUAAAUAAUAAGCCUUAUCAGAACAGAACACAUGCACUGUGUUACAUUUAAACUUCAUUAUGAUUCUUCUAUAUUAACUCUGAGAUUGUUAGGGAGUUCCAGCCUUCAUAAAACAUCUUUUUUUUUAAUUUCUUCUUCUACACCACUAUCGGAAUGUGUCAUACAUUCUCAGUCCUCUGCUAACCUCCAAUUACAGAUGAUUCACAACUAUAAGACAUGACUGUGAUGACGAGCUUUGUGUCGACGUCACACAAUCUGUGGUCAUCUGGGAAGAGGAAAUUUCAACUGAGAAAAUGCUUCCAUCGGCUUGGCCAGUCUGUGGGGCGUUUUCCAGAUUAGUGCAGGAAAGUCUUGUCCACUGUGUGCUGUGCAGUGCCUGGGCAGGUGGUCUUGGGCUCUAUACAGCAGGCUGAGUAGGAGAGGGAGAGUAAGCCAGCGAGUACUGUUCCUCUACAGCUUCUGCUGCAGUCCCUACCUCUAGCUUCCUGCCCUGAUUUCCCUCUGAAGAAACUAUAAGCUAAAAUCAGUCCCCAGGCUACUUUUGAUUGUGGUCUUUAUUACAGUAAUAUAACCCUAAUGAAAACAUGUAUAUUUUAUUCCCCACAACUGUUCUACUCUAUCUGUGGUUACAUACACUAUUUAUUGAUAGCUUUUAUACUCUAGAUAGAUAGAUUACCCCUCAAUAGGGACCUACAGAAUUUAUGCAGAUUUGAAUGUGGUUUUAUCCACAACAUUAAAACUUCUGACACUUGACCCACUUAUACAUUGCUUUAGAGUUACACAUGUAAGGUAAUAGUGCUUACUAAAAUAUUUAUAUUGCUCUUAAACAUUAAACCCUCUCGAGCACUAUAUGUGACAACAAAUAUGCCCAGACACCGUGAUGAGGCAGUUAGGCAGCUUACAUAAACAGUGACGUUUCCAUAGUGAAUAUAUUUUCACUGUGGAUAAAUUAUUCCAUCUGGUAGCCUACUACCCUGGGGCAUCAUUUUAUCACCCUGCUUGUCCCUUAAAGUUUCUUGGGAUUUUUAUUGAAAGAAACAAUGAAAAUGCUAAUUAGUUAUAUUUUUCAUCAUAAUCCAGUUUUAUACCAAGGAUCGCUCUCCUUUUUCAUUCCUGAUGCUAUACUUCCAGUGAAGUUUCAUUGCCCCAAAGCUAUCAUGUUUCGACUUCUAAUAUUGUUUUCUCUUCACAGGCUUUAAUAACUACUUUUUAAUGGAUUCUGUUCCCUCAGAGGCAGGCGUUUUUAAGAAUUCAGCUUAUGUGGGGACAGGAUUAGAAACUUCCGUGUGGCGUUGAGAGUUUUUCUUCUUAGAAAAUUAAAAUGCCUUAAUCUUUUGACUGAGAGGGACUGAAAUGAUCCCUUUUUAAAUGAGGCACUUGGGAUUUGAAAGGAGCCACAAAAGAAAACCAUCAUGCAUGUAUUUAAAUUAAUAGACAGAAUAUUUUAUUUUAUGCAUGUAAAUAUGGUAGUUCUUUCCAUUGGCCUUUCUUCCUUCCUUUCUUUCUUUCUUUCUUUCUUUCUUUCUUUCUUUCUUUCUUUCUUUCUUUCUUUCUUUCUUUUUCUUUCUUUCUUUUUUGCUUCCAGCCUGGCAAAAAAACAAUCUGCUUAACCAAGCACACCGGAGUUCUACUGUUCUAAUGAAAAUAAUCAUGGAACCCAAGUCAUCACGCUUUCCUUUUUAAAACCAAAAAGAAAAAAGAAAAACACUUUAAAUUUUUCUACUUCUCUAGUUCUUUUAAUCAUGAAAAGUCUAUUUCUCAACUGGAUUAAAGAAUCCUGAUUUCAGUACAAAAAAAAAAAAAGAGCUUUCAUUUAGUCACUUUCUCAUUUAAAUACACACUGCUCAAGUGUCCCUAAUACUUGCACUGAAUGAUGGGAAGACACAAAGAGUCAGCCCUUCAUAAUGCAGUUAUUGAUAGAAUAGGGGAAAAUUUGAAAGCUGGAGAGUGUUUAGACUCCCAGUACAGGUGGAUAAGGGAAAUAAAAGUGGAAAUAGUAUUUGACUGUAGACAUGACUAAUUUGCAUAAGGAUGGACCUCUCUUCUUCAGAACAAUUUAAGAAGGAAGCGAUCAACCAAUACGAGAAAUGGCAGGCGCCCUUUACCAGUGUCACUAUGCUAAAAGGAUCCAAGAAGGACACUGGCUGGAAUGUGGGAGUAAAAGAAUUAUGGUUUCUUCCUUCUUGCUAGUUAUCCGGGAAGGCAGUGUAAGUAUAAAGGAGUCUCUUUUUCUUUCCCUGGGAAUUUACCAAUAUUUCUCAUAUGUGCUUCCCACUCCCUACCGUAUUUUAGUUAUGAGCAUGUACAUGUUUGAUUACAUGAGUUUAUCAUCCAGAAACCAUACAGGUAUCUUGCCUCACAACAAAAAGAACAACUUAUACUUAGUGGAUGAGUUUGUUUGUUUUGUUUUUUUAAUUAUAAGACAGAAAGUAGCACACGCUAAACGCCACAUAUAUGAUAACCUGAGCCAAAUGCCACCUUGGAGGUCUUCACUAAACAGCAGGGUUAGGUUAUUCCCCUAGCUUGCCAUCACUGCCUGCAACUACUCAUGUUCUGUUGCAUUAAACAUCCAUGUGUAAUCAACCAAAUCCAACAGUAUACACCACCAACACCACACCUUGAAAAAAUUAUUUGUUCCACUGCCAUUAAAAAUCUUGCAAUUUUCGAAUUUUCCUAACAUAAAUUUCCCCGAUUCUGUAAAUAUUUGUGGAAUAAAGAAAUGAACGGAUGGAGUUGUUUCAGGGACUACUGAUUGGCUUAGGUUAAGAUUAUUUGAAUUUAAAGUAUCCAUAAAAUUUACUUAAUACUCAAUUGGAAGUGAAGCAUCAAAUUCCCAAGUACUAGAUGAAAAGAAGCGACCCUCUAUGCACUUCAGAUGCCUAUAGGGCAUGGUAAAGCGGCACAGCAUCUUAGGUCAGUAACUCCACCUUGGUUAGUACUUCACAGCAUAACUUUAUAGUUCACAUCCAAGGACCAAGAUUAUUUUACAACAUUUCUAAAGACUUACUCUUGUAUUGUACAUCUUUUUUUUUCCAUUUUUUAUUAGGUAUUUAGCUCAUUUACAUUUCCAAUGCUAUACCAAAAGUCCCCCAUAGCCACUCACCCCGACUCCCCUACCCACCCACUCCCCCUUUUUUGGCCAUGGCGUUCCCCUGUACUGGGGCAUAUAAAGUUUGUGUGUCCAAAGGAGCUAAAGAGAACUGCAACCCUAUAGGUGGAACAACAUUAUGAACUAACCAGUACCCCGGAGCUCUUGACUCUAGCUGCAUAUGUAUCAAAAGAUGUAUUGUACAUCUUAAGUGCAUGUAAACAAACAGCUCUCCAAAGACUCAUUGCAAAUAUCAUUUGGGUAGGAUAUGCAGCCCCUGAAGUUGGUUUAUUCUGAUUGCCAGGCUAACAACUGCCAGCUUAGGUAAUUCCUAAAUUCCUGAAGAGCUGUGCACAUUUCUGUUUCCUUCUUUCUGCGUUAGGUAUGGUCAUAGAUGAUUGUACCUUAUCUGCAGUACUUUCAGAGUCUUUGAUUGUUAGUGGAAAGGGAUUUUGAUAAAGAAAUGAGAAAAAUGAGAGAAGCUUCUAGAUUAUUCCCUCAAGACACUGACAUUCUAAGCACUGUCCGUCACCCACACCAAUAUCCAGUGAGAUUUCAGUGUAAACACUGAAGUACUUAAAAUGCAAAUGCACCAGUAUCUGCCUCUAGGAAAUGUAGACCUACGCAUUAUGAUUUUAGAAAGAAGUCACUAAACAUAAGUGAAUUUGGGGCUCCGUAUUUCUUCCCCAUUGUUGAAUCAUAAAUAUUCACAUUAUUGUUGUUGAAUAUCAAGAAUCCACAUAUCAACUGAAUUUCUAAGAAAACACACUGAGAAUAUGUGAAUGUUGGCUUAGUAGCAGAAAUUUGAGGAUAUUUUAAGGGUUAAUUUUAAGAUCGCAUGAAGAAAUAUCUCUUGCUGAAUGUCCAUAUUUUCAUAUUGUAUCUAGUUUAGUUUAGAGAUAAUAUAAUUAGGAUGAUUAAGAAGCUGGUGGCAACUAGAGAUCAUUAAAUUAAAUUCUUCCAAAAACAUAGUUAAACUUUAGAUAAUAAUUCAAUAGAAAAGAUAGAACAUUAAAACAAGUGAUAAACUCCUACGUGAUAUACGGGAUAUAAAUUACUAUAAUUAUUGUCUCCUUUUAUAGAACAACCUCAGACACCAUCAUAACAUAAGUUCCCAUAACUUGAAGCUAUUCAUCCUUCAAUGCAAUAGUAAUUUUCCUGUCUUUAAACUAUGGCACACAAAUACAACCUUACCAAAUUUCAUAUUUCCUUUUAAUGAACAUUAUUUUCAUCACAUGAAUUAUUCUCCUCAUGUAUUGAGGGAAAAUAAUACUAGCAUAUAUAUUUCAACAAUAUAUUGAUUGCUUUCCAUGACAAGAGUAUAUCUAUCUACCUAUAUCUAUACCUAUAUCAUCUAUCUAUAUCUAUAUCUAUAUCUAUAUGCUAGAAAACCAAGUAAAUUAGUAUGCAUGCAUAACAACAGAAACCAAACAUAAAAUUUGUUAAGAUUCCUUAAGUCUAGUAUUAUCUUUAUAAGGCAUGAAUGUACAGGCACAGAUAUAAUUAUGUUUAUUCAAUAUGGAUAAAAAUUCCAUGGCAUUGAUCAAAAAAAAAUAUAGUCCUCUCCUGUAAUAGGCUAAUUACUCAUCCUAUUUAUAUUAUUCUUUGAUAAUUAUUGAUAAAUAUGUUAUCGUUUUUAUAAUGGCAGUAUACAGUUUAAGCAAAAAGACUUCAAAAUGGAAACAACAGCUCAAUAUUAUUUGCAUGAGGACACAGUUACAGUUCAGCUAAUCUUAUAAGUUGUCUGUAAUACAAUGUAAAGUCAAAAGUACUUUAAUACAUAGUUGUCUCUCUCAGGAAGGACCUUGGACUCACAGCAUUGUAUGGUUCUCUCAGAAGAUGAAUGUUUGACCCCAUGUUUUAACUCUGACAUUCCUUAUGCUAUGAUAGUGAAAGUCCACCUCCAGGUCUUUAAAAUGCUCAUGGUAGCAUAAAUAAUUUUUCAUAGGGACAACUCCUAAGUGAGUAAAGAAUAAGGAGUCAGUUUAUGUGUCAGGGACUUCUAGAAGGUUCCUUAGCUGUUUGGCUGAUCAAAACAGCUUCACUUGUCUGUCCCUGCCCCAGGCAUUGGCAAGGACACGUGGAUAGGUAUGAGUGACCUGGACAGCACAUCACCUUUUCUCAUGAAACGCUUCAGGUCACAUUUUAAAAAAAAAUAUUGUAAGUGGAAUUUUUUGAAAAAGAAGUAGAAUGAUUCUGGGAAAAGAAAAUGUCAAUAUCUGCCACAAAAAGUAACUGAGAGUGAAAUUUUCACCUGCAAACACCAAUAAAAUUCUAACUUGUGACCAAUGCUGAAAGCCAAGAGGCCGAGUGAGGAACGGUCCCCAUCCCCCAAAUGGCAUGGCUUCAUAUUGAACAGAAACAUGUUUCCUGUCCUCAAGUUAUGGUUGAUGGUGAACAAAGAGGCUCCUGUGCUUUUUGAUUUGCUUCCUUUAAAAAAGGCAUUGCAAGCUCACUAGUUGGCAUCUCUUAAUCAAAUCAGCAUGAGAAAGGCACAAGAUAGAGGAAUGUCCUAGACACCCACAGUGUUGAAAAAUGGGAGUGGAAUUCAUAAGAUUUCUGUUCCUUGAAAAGUACCAAUUACUUGGAAAGAUAUUGACAGCCUUUGUAUAGUUGGUAUAGCAAAUAAAUCGCAACAAGGUAAUUAGUGAAAGGAAAACUCCUUAAUGAAUUUAAAUUGAAUUUUAUUGCUAGGACAUAAUGUGUGUAUAAUUUCAAUGUGCACAAAAUGCUUAGGACACUAUGAUUAGAGAGAGAAAAAAAGAUUAAGGAUCAUGAAAAGUUUUAAAUAGUGCCACAGUUGAUGACUAGAUCAUAUUGGAAAAUUAGGGGGCAAGACAAUGGUGAUGCAGAAACUGGUAAAAACCGAGGACAAAACCACUUGCCCCAGUAAACCCUUGAGGAGAACAUGAAAUGAGACAUUGAAAUACCUUUUCAGAGUCCAGGCAAGUGGUGGUGGCAGUGGAGCUAACCACAGAUGAAGUCAUGGGAGGGCAGAAUCAUUACGGAUUCUCCCAUUGUGGUUUGCACGGGACAGCCUUGUCCUUUUUCUUUUCUUUUUGCGAUUCUCUGGCUUCUAGCUUGAACCACUGGGGUAAUAGCCACCAUCUCCAAACAGAGCCUUUAGUUAGUGAAAUAGUUGUAAUAAGAAAAUGGAGGGCUUGAUCAUCAUCUGAAAGCAAUGGGGAUAGAGCUGAUGACAUGGCAACCUCUGUUAUAUAUUAAAAAAAAAAAAAAAAAAAAAAAAAAAAAGCCAAGUUUGUACAAGAGACUGAACUCUUUUUGCCGGCUGGCUUACAGUAGCCUUAUUCCUGAGACUUUCAAAUAGAGAUCUUUGCUAAAAUGUGUUCAUGAAGUUCAAGUUAGGAUACUGUAUUUCAGUGUGUUGGGCCUUAAAGCUUAAGCAGCCACGUGUAAAUAGAAGCUAUUUGCAAGAGACAAAUAUUAAUGAAGAGAAAAAUUGUACAAUGCACUUACACAAGGUUAUAAUACAAUAUGUGACUAUACUCAGUUUUUGUUAACUGUAGCAAAUUGGCUAAUAUUUUUCAAUAUUUAAUUUCUACCAGCUUCUAUUUUAAGAAGGCAGAGUGUUUUUUACCACAGGUUCACUUUUGGUCAUAGAGAAGUGAAUAUUCUCUAGGCUUACCUCGCAUGUCCCUAGUGGGUUCCUUGUAGAUACUCUCUACCACAGCUUCAGGCUCAGCUGUUUAUACCAAAAUCUACAAAACCACAUAGAGGGGUACAGGCAAAGGAGAGUUAUUCUGCUUACUACGCCUCAAUCAAAACCAGGACAGAGACAAGGCUUCCUGAUUUCACCAACCUUACACACUUGGUUGUUUCUAACUCAAUAUGAGCCCCACGUCCAUGACAGAGUUCUGCAGAUAUAGUUCUUCAGUCAGUAGAUCUGUCAGAAAUUAAUGUACAUGAGUCUGUCCAAGUCCCCACAGGUGCUGCCUUCCUGACAAUGUUCAAAUGAUUUCUCUGUAAUUCAGGCAGAGCACUGUAGCUAACAAGUUCUUAUGAGGAUACCAGCUUUUACAAUAUCAGGAAAUAGUACUUACUCUUCUGGGGUAAAGACUGAAUCACGCAGUUCAAGGAAGAAAUAUUCAAAUUUAAAUGGAGCCAAUAAACAUUCUGUAAGCUAUUUGGAAACAGCAAAUCUGGUUUCAAUUAACAUGGCACUGCUAAUUUGUUUCUGUGUUUUCAUUAAUUACCUAAUAAUAGUAAAUUUUUCUACAUCUUAAUUGUCUACUUGAGUGUCUGAAAAAUCUUACAUGUCUGCCCCAGAACAAGUACACCAAGUAAAAUAUGACUAUAAACCUUCUCUAUGACAAACACACACAUUUGUCUUUGGGUAGCCAGGAAGACCUUUUCAUCAAAUAUGCUUGUGAAUCUGUAGCCCUACAUAAGAAUAUCUGGUUUCUCAAUUAUUGCAGACUGAAUAGAGAGAUAGAGAGAUAGAGAGAUAGAGAGAUAGGGAGAUAGGGAGAUAGAGAGAUAGAGAGAGAUAGAGGGAUAGAGGGAUAGAGGGAUAGAGGGAUAGAGGGAUAGAGGGAUAGAGAGAUAGAGAGAUAGAGAGAGAGAUAGAGAGAUAGAGAGAUAGAGAGAUAGAGAGAUAGAGAGAUAGAGAGAGAGAUAGAGAGAUAGAUAGAUAGAUAGAUAGAUAGAUAGAUAGAUAGAUAGAUAGAUAGAUAGAGAGAUAGAGAUAUCAUUCUCAGAUGUUACUUACUAAAAAUAACUGUGUUAAAAAUAAGAUCACUAACAUCUCAAUUUUUGUUCUUUGGGGUAUAUAUCCAGGAAAACAUUUUCAGUGAACAUUCAAAGUAUUUUAAGAAGUGGCUCUGACAUGUUGUAUAUAAACUGAAUCUAGCAAUUUAAAAGAAAAUCCUGCAAGUGCAGAGAGAUAGAUGGUUGUACAAUUUGCGGUAAGGUAAAUAAGCAAUGUCCAGAAGGAAAAACACACUAAACAUACACUUACAAGUAGUCUCUAAGAUAGUCUCAUCAAAAGAAGCCUAAUGUGGAAAAGUAGAAAGGACAAGUUAGUGGCCGAGGAUCAGGUUGUUCAAUACAUACAUGGCUAUAGUUUCACAACAAUGAAUCCUGGAGGUUGUUUGUACAAUAGAGUACUCUUAGAUUACAAUCCUUGUAACAUUAUUAUACAUUUAAAGACUUAAUAGUAGAUCAUGGGGUAAGUGCUCUUGACAGAAUUGAAACAUGAAAGCUAUCAUAAACAAUAUUAAAAAAACAGGGAAGAAAAGUCUACCUCGCAUAUAUAUUAUCAAAUCAAACUCUGAGACUGGGGAAUGGGGAAUUUGAACAAGUUAGUGUGUAUGGUUAACAAUACUAUAUUAAAUGCCUAAAAUUAGUACCAGAUCUCGUGGUAAGUGUUGCUGCAGCAAUAAAAGCAUUUAAAUGACAAUGUUGGUUGAGUGAGUUAGCAAUGGAUUAACAUCCAUACUAGGUACCCCAUCCGGUCUUCCAGAUAAUCUGCUUUGAGAUGUUUGAUCAUCCUAGGGCUUUAGAAACGUCUGGCACGAUUGUGAAAGACCCAUCUUCUGAGAAACAGGUCCAAGGUCUGUAAAGUACACAGAAGUAGACCUAACUCACAUAUUCCUCUGCUAGAGCCUUGCAUUUUUAUUACAGAACAAGAGAAAUGCAACAAAAUCUACAAAAUUAAAAUACCCAACAUGCACAGUACAGAGUGCAUGGAAAUGUUGAUAGCGUUUUUCUUUCCUUUACCAUAUACUCUGAAACCUAGUGAAGUAAAAUUUUUGUUUUCAAAUAUGGCUUUGACAUCCAUAUUAAAAUGCAUAUAUAUCUUUCUGCUUGUACUAAAGUGUUUCCGGUUCAAUAAUCUGAUUCUACAGGUCAGCAGAUUCUGUUCACAAAGAACAAGACCAGUGUCAGCAUGUAUACAAUUUAGAUCUAAUGCUUACUUGAAAUAUAUACAAGAAUCCAAGCCAUAAAAUUUAUAGUGUGGGUUGCCCUUUAUUUUAUCUUGGGAUCGAUACUCUGGUUUAGUAAUUAUGAUUUAUGUGCAAGCUUGGUUAUAAUAAAUAUUACCCUUCCUCUAAACCUGCAUAACUGUGUACUUGAACCUGUAAUGAUACAUACUAUCAUUGCACUGUGGAACCAUGUGAGUAGGUUGGUUUUUUAACUACAGACCCAUAUUUUUCUUCUUUUAAGGAGAGAGCACACACUACCAACUACAGAGAUAAGUAAAGUGGGCUUUAAAAUGCUGCUUUAUUUUUAUCUUGGAAGUAUUUUUAUCUAUCAAGUAUUUCCCAGAACAGCCUUGUGAGAGGCACCAGGCCGCUAGAACAUUGAGACUAGUGUUGGGAGAGGAGGAGCCUCCAGGGCGUGCAUCUGUUCCAAGUGGCUUCACUGUUUUGCUUCACUCAACAUCUGGACAGGAUGUGGACGGGUUCUUGUCAAAUCAGUGAAGCCACUUGCCACAGACCCCCAUGAUGCUCCUUAUUAUCUGAUAAACCACAACACAAAUAUUUUAUGUAGUUCAGUCAUUUGGAAGGCUCUUUAAAAAUGAAAAUUAUUAUUUAAAUCUGAACAUAUUUAUUUUCAGUGAUCAACAUUCAAUAAAGUGUAUGUUCCCUGGUGGUUGUCUAUGAAAAGCUCAUCAAUAAAGUGUAUGUUCCCUGGUGGUUGUCUAUGAAAAGCUCAUAUGUGAUGCAAGUAUAAGAUAAACAGAAAAACACCUAUCUUUGGGCCUUGAACUUGUUUUUGUAUUUUGAAUAAAAAUGUACACAUACAAAAUUAUUAUUCCAUUAUUCUUUCAUAUAGUGCCUUUUAUAAAGAAAAAAAUUUCAAAAAAUACUCCCAGAAAUAUCCCGACACUCAGAUUUAUCUAUUUCUGACUAUCAGUGGGCCAGCGGCACAAGGACAUCCUGAGAACCAUUAAAAAGGGCUUAAGGUAAUCAGAAGACUGGAAGACAGAAACCACCAAAUACAGGCAAACCAUGAAAAAGCUUGGGUUACAAUAACGAGUGAGGAAAGGCUUUUAAGAAAUAGGCAUGUGGUAGUUGAGUCAAGUGCAAAGAAUGAGUCCGGUAAAAAUUGCGAACUAACCUGACUUAGUGAUGUAUAGAACCUUCAGAGAAGUUUUUAUGGAUGGCAGAAAGUAUCAGUGGGAAAUAAAAUAGAGAAAUGUGAAGUGAGGUGAACUGGGCAUUAAAAUUUUCUCAAAGAAUAAUAGUAUAUAGGGAAGAAGCCGAUGAGGAGGUGGAGGUGUCUGGAGAAGAAAGAGCAAUCAAAAGAAGGUUGGCUUGUUUGUCUUAUUUGUUUGGAUGGUGGUAGAAGAUAUAGCAUGUGUCUGAUGUAUUAUGUGCAGGCCACCUCCUAGAGCAACAAAGAUCACCAUGUCUGAAUAAUACACACUAAGAGUGACAUCUGAAGAAAUAGUCUUUAGCUCUUCUGCCUUAUGCAUCAGUUGACUCCAUAUUUUCUACUAAAAUUGUUGAUAACUAAUUUCUCCCAAGUUUAACUGUUAAGUAGUCGUUUACUAUAAUGACAAGGAAGGACACACUAGAUGGUGUUUAUGUAAUAAAUUCACGGAACUGAGCCGAGUCCUGCAGCCUUGGCAGACGGAGUGAGUAAGAAAGAGAGGUUCCCAGCCAUAGUCCUUUAAUAACAAGCACUCUCACCCCAGACCUCAGGGCUCCCUGCAAAGAAUCCAUACCUUCUAAGAUUAACAAGGAAAGAGUUAUUAUCCAAUAAGAGGGUCUCUUGCUGUUUGAGACUGCUGAUUUCUGGCACUUUGUGGCAAGGGUCUUAUGUAGAGGGAACCUGAAAGUUCUCUAUUUACUGCAAACCACAGGGACUGAGAGAGACUUUAGUCCCCACAGGGCAUUCCAUACUGGGCUGCUGCCUUGACUCCAUUCAUUACUGUGAAAUCCCUAUGGAGAAAGAAGCUUUAUUUUCUGUGGAGUGGUUGUAAUGUGAUUGAACAUAGAGGUUCUGGGCGACACACAGUUUUAAACACCAAAGUAGAUCCCCCCGCAUAGGAACAAAGAAAAUCCUAUUCAUUUAAUCAAAGGAAGACUCAGUCCACUGAAACUGCUACACACACACACACACACACACACACACACACA